GGAUCAAUAAAAGGCUUGCUCGGUUAGGGGGGAACUUGAAGCUGAACAGGGGUAAAUUGUGUCUGUAUAUGCCGCCUCUUGGCCGGUUUGAGGGCUCUGAACGAAGCUCCAUGUUUUCGGUGUCCGUGCGACCCUUCGUCCUGCACAAUACAGAGCAGGUAAGCAGUCCGACGCUGUAGGUGCAGUUGGAAAAUGAAUUCUAUUUCUUUUUUUCUUGUUGCAUGGCAGUCUAAUAUUACAGACAGGGACGCAUUACCGGGAUCAGUGCAUGCAUGCCACCCACAUUCCAUGAUGUCGGGAAAGUUGACUGGUUGAGAUGAGAGCUUUGGUCAGAUCAGCGAUAUGCUUCAGCGUUGACUAACCUCGCAGCAGAGACAUACUCCUCAGGAAAUGUAAACAAAGAUACACAGGAGAGGGCGACGUGCAGGUGCAUUGGAGGGUUUUCGUGAGCUUUGUGGUUAACUUGGUAGGAUAUCGUUGUAGAAAUGAAGUGAAUGUGCAGAAUGUGUUGCUUUUUUUGUAAGGAAAGAAAGAAAUUAGUUGGAUGGUAGAGUUAGGAUCAAAAUGAAAGACUAUCACACCUAACUCGUUUUGGAGGAGUCUUGUCAAGUUUGCUUGGAAACAUGUUGGUAUCUGAAUACUUACUCUUGCUUCAGAGCUCUACUUCAAUAACCCCCUCCCUUCCUCCCUGUUGGUGUUUCGGUGUAAAUACAGCGGAAUGUGCUCUCGGAGCUUGAAAGGCAAGUUCAGUGGCAUUACUCACAUUUAGUGUGCGCAUUUCUUCACUUAAUCCUGUGACCAAGUCGAAAUCUACUGUUGCGUCUCUUUUCUUGUGUGUGUGAAUACAGAGAGAGGGAGGGGCCUGGGGUGGGGAGCUGAGGGUGGGGUGACACUCCUCAAGGUCACAGACAGACAGAUGCUGAUGUCCCAGGAAUGAUAUUGUCUGGGUUGCUCAUGAACUUGAACAGUUAUUUAAAAAAAGGGUAUUGAUACAUGGUCAGAGGGGAAUUUUGUUCACCAUAUAGAUUCAUCCAAUCUAUUAAAAUAUAUAUUUUUUUAAAUUUGAUCUCCUCGAUCACUGUCCUUGCUUGGCAGGGGACAUAUAGAUAAAAAAUCUAGAUAUUAUUUUACGUUCUUAUUUCCAGAUUUAUUGACUAUUCUUGAUUGCAAGCCUUUAAUUUGGUUUACCAUGUGGCAUGUGACCUUAUGAAAAACUAGGGCUUAAUUUCAUGAAAGGUUCGCUCAGCUUGGUUUUUGAGGAAUUACUUUUUUCUUUUCUUUUCCUUCUUUCUUUUCUUUUUUUUCUCUUGCAUCUUGGUAUUUGCUAGGAUUGUUGAAGGGCAACCAAGAAAAUUCAGUUUGGUGCGUUCCCUUUGAAAUCCUUAAUAAAGGGGACAGAUUUUUUUAUUAGUUAGAUAGAAAGGGAAAACAGUACGUCAUCUUAGUCUUUGUUGUAGGGCCGCACGAUAUAUCGUUUGAGCAUCGUCAUCGGGAUGUACGUGUGCGAGAUAGUCGCGUUGCAGAGGCUGCGUUGCAGAGGCUGCGUUGCAGAGGCUGCGAUGUAGGAGGCGUACAAACUCAUCUAAUUUCAAUGAAUAAUUGAUUGACUAAUUGACUAAUUCCAUCAAUCCAAAUCAGAGCGGAGGAAACCAUGUUCCUGCGCAUGGAGUGAGUCGCUAACGCGGCUGGUAUUGUUCUGAUAGAUGCAUACCUGCAGAGAAUUACUUUGGGAACAUUACUCAUCACUGUUUAUCCCCACAAAUAAAAAUUUUAUGGGUUUUAAAUUGUACAUUUCCGUGGACCACUCUACUAUAAACGGUGCGGAUUUGCGCAAGGUGCGAGUAAUUCUCGGUGGACAUGCAUUUCUUGGCACAACACCGGAAACAACAACAACGAUUGCAAAAUGAGAUACAAAUUAGAGAAAACCACCGAAAAUGAAGACUUGUUGGCAAAAAAAAAAAAAGAAGUAACUUAUCUGGAAUUAUUUUGGUUACAAGAAGGAUGAUGACACCAAACACCUGUUCUGUGUUGGCAGUGCCUUUUAUCUGUUGCCACAAGGAGAAAUAACAAGUCCCAGCACAAUAAAAGCAAGCUAAAAAUAUCUCUAAGACAGACAGAAGCCAUUCUACUAACAUUCACAAAAAGAGGUAAGAUCAGUGCAGGAUAACUGUCCUCAAGAUUUCAGCAGUGCAGCAUGAGAUAAAGUGCUAUUCAGGUCAUCUGCUGAAAAGUCCUGUAUUUUUUAAUAUCGCAAUAUAUAUCACAGGGUUGAAAAAAAUGGCAAUGUUAGUUUUUUCCAAUAUUGUGCAGCCCUACUUUGUUGCAUAUUUAGUCCCUUUACACACAGACAGUCUUUACAAUGAGACAGGUGCAACUUGUGAGAAUAUAACUGGACCUAGACACUUUUCAAACACUACUGAUGGGGUUGAACCACAAUAUACUUUCAUUUAGCAGCUUUCAGGGAAAGGGUCUGAGUUUAUGCUGCAGCAGGCAGCAAGAACUGAUGAAUUAUGAAUGGUUUAGAAAAUGCGCGUGAAUGUUAGUUGGCAGAGUGUAGCUGUAAUGCACUCCUCCAACCAGCUCUUCUCUCUUGUGGAAAUUCUCUCAGCAGGCAGGAGUCUUGCAGCCCAGAAAAGCCAAACUUCUUUACUCUGGGUCAGAUUCACUGCCAUUUGACACAGUUAUGUCUGCACAGACACACACACACACUUGUGUCCACUCAUGUGAACACAAACUCACAAGAAAUGGGCCCCAUAGAAACCCUCAGCUUGAAGAGGAUUUUCUUUUUUGCCUGUCUGGAAGUGGAGUUAGUUUUACCUACCAAUUCAACAUGCUGGGUCCCAGGGAAUAUUUAGGUGUGACCGGUUCGGAUUAAAGCUGAAAGUCUGAAUAGUAUAUAGAAGCAGUCUUGCUGAAGAAAAAUCAAAAGGAUGGAGGUAGAAUAUAUCACAGUAAAUCCCAUAACUUUUAUUUCUAUGAAUCCAGGUUUAUACCCACUGAAAUUCAGUUAUAGCAUCAUUUACCCUGUCUCCUGGAUAACAGACCACACAUGCAGUCAGCCCAUGUGUCUGGUCUCUAACUGAUCUCUUUGCAAUUCAGAAUGUCUGUUGGUUCUGCAUGAGGCAAGUGGUAUCCAUAAAUGUCACAUCAAGGGCUCCUCUGGUUUGGUUCUGGAUCCUCUUGUCAGGUCUACAUACACUCUUAUAGAGACAGAUAUCUGUAAAUCUCAUUUUGAGCAUUUAUAUCUUCUCUUUGUCUCUACUCAUUCCCCCUUAUGUCAUUGCUUUCUGUCUUUGGCUUUGGUUUCUAUUACAUUAGCUGUUUUCUCUGGCUCCUGUCUUACUGUAAUUCCCAAUCUGUGCUACAUAACUGCAUUACUACAGGGUAUAAAGAAUGGAAGACUUUCCCUCUCCACAUACACAAACAUAUAAAAGUGUUCACUCCUACAGUGUGUUGAUGAGCCAAAUCUUGGGGGUCUAUCUCUCAAGUCUCUUAAAUGAGUUCUCUGCAGCAGUGUGGACCUAUUUCUACAGUCUGCAGGGAAUCUCUUCUUUGUGACUUUCGUCUUAUUUAUUCAUGCAAUUCAUGGUAUCAGUUACAUAACCGAGUGGCCCAGUUAUAGAAAAUAUUAUUAAUGUUACCAGCUAUUUAUCAAAGAAUUGGUAAAGACAAUAGAUCGCUGCUCUGGAUAAAACAGAAAGUUUUCUAAGGGCCCAAACAGCGGGGGGUUUAGAGUGUGGCAUAUUUUUACAGUUUGAUUUGAAGAGGUCUUUUGGCAGAGAAGGUGAAUACCUCUGUUCCUCCAGCUUUGUGAAGGAGUCCGGGAAUGAUUCCUAUGCUCAAGGGUAUCUAAUUAUGCCACCAGGCAGUUGAUCAGAGUAAACCUGAAAGGACUUGCCAGUUACUCCAUACACAAAGAAAAUCUGUGACUGUGUUCAUGACUGGCUUUCAUUGUUUAAUUCAAUUGCCAAGCAAAAACUACAGUUUUCAUUUUCCUCCCACUGUCUCCAUUUUAAGAAUUUGCUAGUUUUAUAAUAUUUUGAUUUUUGCCGAAACCAGUGUGCUUAGUUGACUGAACUAUUAAUUAUUGUAACCCUAGCAAGUUGGCAUCAGAAUCAUUAGUUGGUUUGUUGAGUUUAUCAGUAUCUAAGACUAGGGCUGGGCGAUAAUCCGAAAAUUUUCCAAUACCAAAAUUUACGACAAUAACUGAUGUCAUUUUGACCAUAUUGGUAUAUUCAGUGUCAACAAAAUAAAUAAAUAAAAGAUGGUCUUGGAUAAGUGUAGGUAGGCAAUGGUCUCAUGUUCCUUUAAGACGCUGUCCUACGUAAUGUCAUAGUCAUUCAGGUAGGAUUUAAAUUUCCAUUGAAAUAACCAAGAAGUGAUUCACUACAGAAUAUUCCAUGGCAACAGCUGGACAUUUUGCUUUUGGUGUAACAGUGUUAAAUCACUAACAGUGAAAUUAAAUGAUCCUGUACAUGCUUAUGUUUAGGGCUGGGCGAUAGAGCAAGAAUGAUGUAUAUUAAAAAUUAAUUUCCCUCAAUAGCGAUAUGACACAUAAUUAAUAUGCUUUUCGAUAGUUGGCAUUCUGCAAUGUUUUGGUAGACUAUACGAAUAGCCAAUGAAAAGGGGAGUUGCUCUGGGUCGCGCCGCACUGAACCUAUCGUGCUGAAUUAAAACCAAGUAGCAAACAACUGCGGAGUAGCAGGCUGCAGCUACACGUAACUAUAGCACUUGAACAUGUGAAGCUGACAGCAUUGUCGGUGAGAAAAAAGAAAAUGAGUGCUACCCCCGGCAGAAAUGCAGAUGACGGCUCAACAGAUCACGACAUCGUCAACAACACUGGCACAAAAACAUUGGUAGUGUGGAGGUAUUUUGUUUUUUUGAGGUCAGACAUGAAGCAGAGUAAUGUGCGUUGCAAAUUAUGUCCAGUACAUGUUAAAUUUCAAUUAAGAGUAACAGGGAACAUUUAAGAUUGACAACUGAUUUUUUGUUUUAUAUCAUGAUACAUAUUGAUAUCAACGGAUUAAAAAAAUAUAUCAUGAUAAACUUUUUCCCUUAUUGCCCAGCCCUACCUGUGUUUCACUUUGGCCAGCUUAGUGUCAAAUGUUGUGAACAGUUUCUUGUUCAUUACAUUUUCUUGUGCUUUCUCAUAGGAAAUAAAUAAGGUUAAAAGUUUGUUGGACACAUUGGAUUAAAUUAUUGGUUGGACAAUUAUGACAAAUAUCCCAUGAUACCCUCUAACUUUCCCAGCAGUUACGAAAAUAUUUGCCCUGCACAUAGAGGUAAACUGCAGCAAAUAGUUUCCAAUAGAAAAAUACUUUUCCAUUUUCAAAUGUGCCUUCUGUCUGUUCUUAAAAGAAAUAAAAGGAAACACAGACUUCUUAUAACCUUGUUAAUAUGCCAUCUUCAUAAACCAAUCCAGUAUCACACCCUCUAUCCAAGUAGUAGCAAACCAAUGGCCAUGGGAUAUUUAUUUUUUCCACAAUGGUGUGAAAUCAGGAACUUCAAACACUUUUUGAAUAGCAGCUUUUCCAAAAGACUGCCUCUACUCAGAACCCCCUCUCCUCCCUCUCCUGAUUUUUUUUCUUCCCCCUCCCUUAAAUCCUCAAAAUAAUUAUGUGCAUAAAUAGAGAGUGAAAGAGAGGAAGAGAGGAAUUGACUGGGAACUCCUGAUAAGUGUGGCAGAAAGACAGAGAAAAGGAAAAGGAUGGAAAUGUUUCAUCCAUCAGUAGGCCUGUCACGAUAACAAAUUUUGCCGGACGAUAAUUGUGCUACAAAUUAUUGCCGAUAAACGAUAUUAUUGACACCGUUUUUUAAAUUAUAGAUAAUGAUAUUAAAUGGCAUAAUAAUGCGAGUACACCGUGUCAAAAGUGAUAAACUUUCAUUUCACCCACGACGAAGACGUAACGUUGACGAGCUAAACAUAAGUCGGAGAUGACUAAAAUGUGACGAGACGAAAGUGCGUUUACGUUGAUGGGACGAGACGAAAAUGACGAACAGAGUUGCAAAACUCAGUCAGUUAAACGCUAAACAUACAGGAGCAGCUUCAGUCCGCUCUGACAGCUCUCAUCAGCCUGCUGUGCUCCUCCAACACACAGACACACAUGCGCGCGCGCGCACACACGUGGAGUUUUGUGGUUGACGAAAACAAAACUGGUUUAAAGCCGAAAUAUUCCCACACUUGGGCUGUUGCGUUCGGUUUAGUCACCAAAGCUGUCGUGUUCAUUCUGUUUGCUUGCUUUUCACUCACGACGCUCACUUGCAGCACUGUAUCCAAAAGUCUGUGUCUGUGUGCCUGUGCGCGCCAGCCCCCUCGUGACAAAGACACUGAAUGACUGACAGGAGGGUUCACUAACUCCGUUCAUUCCGCUAUAGAGCCAACGCCCCCAGGUGCCGAGAACAAUGCGCAGAGUGAGACCUCUUCUCUCAUCCAGCGUGUUUGGUAGCGAGAGAGGAGGAAAACAAACGCACGUCAAUUAUCGAGGCUGGCAAAAUGACCGACCUCGUUUUUAUUUACCGAGCGAUAAGGCGAUUUAUUGAUUAUCGCGACAGGCCUAUCCAUCACUGUUUCUGAAAUCAAACUCAUAUAUGAAGGAGUAACGCGAUGAAAAUAGUCAAAUCUGAAGUUUUUUUUUCCUUCUGUCGCCCCUUUCUCUCUCGCUCCCUUUUACUCCUUCUACAGUGCUUGUGUGAGAAUGUGUAUGUACUGAUUCAGAGGCCAAGCAGGUGCACAUUACACAGAGGGAUAGGGCCCACUGAGCAGAGAGAGAGAAAGAUGGUGGGGAAACGGAGAGGGAGGGCGGGAGGAAAGGGUGGUCUGUCUUAGAGGUCAUACAAAAGAGCCAGUGUUUCCCCUCUCUCCCUCUCUUAGAGCGCAGAGUGAAGACAGUAAUGGCAGUGGUGGGGGAAAGAGAGAGGCCUUUUGGUCACAUUGUCCUCAACCCCCCCUGCUUGGGUUCCCCCCCCCGCGGCCUGCUCACCCCCUGUCACCCCUCACCCAGUGGCCCACUCACACAAAUCUCAACAUGUGGGUGCCUGCGAGAGCUUUACAUUCAGCUGAAUGUCACUCGAAAUUAGAGGUUUUUUUGUAAAAUUUCGACAAAGUUAAUAGCAACAAAAAGUAGAUAUCAAAGUUUAGUGUCUACAAUAAAAUACAAGUAAAAAUAAAGAACUUCAAGUGCGUGUGUGUGUGUGUGUGUGUGUGUGUGUGUGUGUGUGUGUGUGUGUGUGUGUGUGUGUGUGUUUAAAGGCUGCAUUCCUGUGCUUGCUGAGCCGUAGCUGGGUGAUUAAUAGUAACUAGCUGAUUGUUUAAGAAGUGAAAUUCCUCGGCCCGUUUUUUCUUUUUUUUUUCCUUCGCAUUUACACACAGACGUAAGUGCAAAUACACACACGCAUGCAUCCACAUGCACACCUUGCUUACACCUGUACACACACACAUAUACACACUUAUGUAUACACGGAUGCACACACUGGUGACUGGGCACCAGUGUCACUCAGGAGGGCUGUGACAUAGUGAGUGCAGGAAAUGAUACAGUAAAUGAACAACAGUUCACCGGUGAGAGGUUGGUACGCUGGGGAGAAUAGUUCAUUGCGUGUGUGUGUGUGUGUGUGUGUGUGUGUGUGUGUGUGUGUGCGUGCGUGCGUGCGUGCGUGUGUGUGUGUGUGUGUGUGUGUGUGUGUUUUUGAGGCAUUCAGGUAGAAUAAAUGAAGCUCAGUAUGUGAGUUGUCUGCAGGUUUCACAGGGAAUUCAGGACAGAGAAACAUUAUCCACCUCUCUCUCUCUCUCUCUCUCUCUCUCUCUCUCUGUCUCUCUCUCUCUCUCUCUCUCUCUCUCUCUCUCUCUCUCUCUCUCUCUCUCUGUCUAUCAGCUCCUCUGUUGCGCAGUCUCUCUUUCCCUCUGAGUGUUCGUUAUUCCAAAUGUGAUUCCUCUUCUGGUUGGUUCUUUUUUAUCUCGCUGUUGCAUCUUUCUAUUCUUCCCACCCCCUUAUUUUCUCUCUAAAUGUCUGUUUUUCUUGAGCACCGUAUGUAUAUAGAGUACAUAGUGUCUUGAGAAUAUCUACGGACCUCAAGGUUUAAUACAAUACAGUUAAGCAGUAUUAUUAUUCCAAAUGCAGUACUUAUGAAACCUGUAAUGAACUGAACUUUGUAUCCUUCGCUGAGGAGGGUUUCUUUCAGGGCAACUGUAUUAGACAGCCUCCACCAAAGAGGUUUGUACUUGUACUGGUACAACAAGGAGUGUGUGUGUGACAGAUAAACCGCCUUGUCUUGUGUUUAUGGUCAUUUUGUUUUGGAGCCAGCAGCCUGGCUUGGACCAAUAAGAAUUCCUGAUGUGGUAUCCUGGCAAUGGGCGGGUUUCCAUGGCAGUCACCAGCUUGGCAGAAGAGAUAACGUUCUCCAAGAGCCUUGUGCUAUCCUUUGGUCUAGCUCGGGCCCGCUUCAGUGUGACUUCAGAGGAAUGUUGUGAGGACAAGUUGACGUCUGAUUGCAGAGAGAAAAGGGGUGCAGGGAGCAGACAAUGACACAGAUACAUAUGCUUAGCUGUUCAUCCUCUGAAAGGUGGCAGCAGAGGAGGCGGGUGGCUGCUUUGAGGAAUGUGUUUGUGUGUGCAUGUGUGUGUAUGAGUGUGUGUGUGUGUGUGUGUGUGUUACCCUUGGUAAAAGGACUCACAGUGUGUGUAUGUGUGCAUGAGGAUAGGUUUCAAUUUGUAGGAGUUGGAUAAACUUGUCAUUUAACAAAGCUAGAAGUAUGGCAAUCUUUCAGAAACAGACAAAUAUAGAUUGUGCAUGUGCAUGUGUGUGUGUGUGUGUGUAUAUAUAUGUGUGCAUGCAGUGUGUAAAACACCCCUCUGCCCCUUGUAGUGUGAGGCUUUAAUGUUUAAUUAAUGUUCACAGAAACAGAGAUAAUGAUUAACAGAGUGAAUUUGAGUUUCUACAACUCAGACUCCAUUCAUAAGACUCACUGUUAUUUUAGCAAACUACAAGAUUUACUUUAGUCAUAAAUAAUUUCAGUCAGUUGUUUAUUUUUAAAGGCAUAUUGAGGAUAAAUACUGUCUUAACAUUUACCUGGAAAGCUUAGUGAUUCUAACUUUAACACAACAAAGAAUAUAAAGAGGGCAAGUGAAGUUUUCCCAGAGACUGUCCCCUGAAAUGUCAGUGGGAUUCCAUGGUUAAAGCAAACAACUCUAUGAGCUAGAUACACACUGUUGUGCAUGUAUGUGGACUUGGGUGUGUGUUUGUGAGUGCAUUUCUUUUUUUUUUUUCUUUUUUUUUGUAGGUCUGUGUCACACAUUACCAAAGAGUCAUUCAGUUGAAAACAUCACAUAUUAACUUUUCUUUACUGUAUCUGUAGAAAGAGGGAAAAAGAAAAGAAGUGUGAAAUAUUUUUAGGGAUACACCACAGGGCCAAAAAAGACUGAAGAAGAUUGUCACAGAUUUUUUUUUUAUGUAUUUCUGUUUAAUUUCACUGUACAUGCAAUAAUGUUUUCGUCAUCUAUCCAACCACUGGUCAUCAAACUAAGCAUACUCAGUGGACUAACAUCGGAAGUUGAUAUGUUUGAUAAAAUCUGUGUCCUUGGCGUCUUUGUUAACUGCACUGUAGUACUAACUGCUUGAGGUACGGUUUCUAAUUGGCCAAGGGUCACACAAUGCAGACAGUGAGGGUAGGUUGAGGGUAAGUGCUUUGCCUCAGAGCACUCUCUAUGUGGCCAGUGGGACCUGUGAUUGAACCCCCAACCUUCCCAUUGAGAGAUGACUGUCUCUACUAUCAACUACCUGCCUUAUUUGUUGUCCAACCUUCAAACACAGCAGAACAUUAUGUGCUGUACAGUCGUGACUUAUCACUAAUUUUUUUUACUUUUGAGUUGUCUCAAAAUUCAAACAUAUGCACACUCCUACUGCUUUGUACUUCUGAAAUACAUCUUUGUCAUGAUGACAACUUAUUAGAGGACUUUUUCCCUCCUCUCUGAAUAAUUGUGGUACAAGUUUUGUAAAACAUGACUGUUUUAUCCUACAGUGAAACUGAAAAAAUACAGCAAUAUUGAUGGUUUUUGGAUCAAGUGAGUCGUGGGAACCCACAGGUAGUGAUUUGAAACUUAAUGGAUACCUGAUAAAAUGUUUGUCUCUUCGGCAAGUGUAGUGUUUAAUUUUUUUUUACGAAGAGCAGAUGGUUAAGGUAUGUUCAAAAUAUAUGAGAAAUAUAGGAAUAAUAUUCUUUUAUAACAUAGCAAUAUGUCAAAUCAAUUUCUAUGUUGGCAAAUGUAAAAUUCUUUCUUUAAAGGAAGAAUUGAAGUCUGAAUUCUGACUUUUACCUUUUUUUUUUUUUUUAAAGAGAAAUGCUUAAGUAGCUACUUUUAUGGCACUACUUACAUUGUAACUUAAUGUCAUCAGAAAUUCUUUGACACUUUGGGUAUACAGUAUACUUCCUGGGAAUUAGAUGAGGAAAAUGCCAACAAUCUCAUACCUGUGCAUACUUAACUAGUGCAGUGAAAAAGAAUGUUUAAGUCAAUGAAAUAAUUACUUUAGGUUUCAUUGUCCAUGAGGUUUUCAUCUGGAGCCAAACCAUCAAUCUCCUCCAUUCCCCAAUCUAACAAGCUGCUGGCUGCACUGUUUAAUCACAGAGAUAAUUUCAGUCUUGUCAGUGAACUCUUUCAAGAAAAUACUUGAAAUGGUCCAAAUAAAUGUUUUACAAAAUUACAACUAAAGGGGUCUUCUGUUUUUAGCGAACACUCUUUAUUGAUAGUCCAAGUUGUACAGUCUUCUGUAUCAAGACCAACAAUUCGAUUUUAAACCUCAACAACUUCCUCUUACUGUCUGUGAGUUCCUGAACAUGGCUCUCUUAAUGAACUCUCUCUUUCCCCAUCUCUUCUUCAGGACUCUGCUGUCGACAGACUUCUCGGGAAUACGCCUUGUCUCCAUGGUAACAGGGCACCGGCAGUCCCAGAAAAGCACUGGGCCAAACCUCCUCCAUGCUCAUCCGACUAACCUGAUCCUGGACUGUGACAGAAGAUACAAACCAGAAAUAAAACAGAUGAUGUUUCUUUAAAUUUUUGUCUUAUUGUUGCUACUUUCAGCCACUUAACUAAUUUUCGGCUUUUGAAUUGCCGAGGAUGCCUUAAAAAGUGUCUGAGAUCAAAAGUUAAUGAGUAGUAGUGUGAUGUAGAGGACUCUGAAUCUUCCCUAAAUGAUCCGUGGAAACCAAGAGGAAAACUCUUUGUAAAAGUUGAAUGGAUCAUCAUUUGAGGAAUGCAUUCAAUCCUGAUUAAGGGAUCCUAAAACUGGGCAGUACCAGUCCCAAACUGGUCCGAGAGGAGGCCUAAGUGGGAGGGAGGAUGCACCAACUGUUCAGUCGUGUGCUAGGGCAGAGAGAUCUGUCCAGAGCAGGGGAUCUGUUUUCUUUGGAGGACUCAGAGAUCAAGGACUGUCUGUCUCAGGCUCUGGACCAGAUCAAGGCCAUCUCUUGCUCACCGGUCAGUAAAUUUAUAUACAAUAACAGCAGAGUGUGUAAUGACAGGCAGAACAAUACUCGUAUGCUUUUUAGAGGGCACUUUUGAUUAUAAUCAGUUUUCCAUGUCCUUAUCCAUUAUUCAUCGUUGUCUCCUCGAUGUAUACAUAACUGUGCACUCUCUCUGCUCACUGGCUGACAGGACUAUUUGACCAAUGACAAUGACCAAGCAGUUGUGGAGAUUUGCAUAACACGGAUCACCACAGCCAUAAGGGAGACGGGCUCCAUUGAGCAGCACAGCAGGGCACUGGUGGGGCUGUGGGAGUCCUGUCUUGAACAUAACCUCACCCCACAAGGUGAAAACACAGAGGACACGCCACAUGCCAAGAUAGCGUCCGACAUCACCAGCUGUAUCCUUCAGGUACGCCCAUUAAACAUUGUUUUGUUCCAGAAAGCCAUACUUUGGUCUUCUCUUUAAGCAACAACUUCAGUGGUACUUAAGUUGUCACUCGUACAGCUGUCAGUGAGAUAUGCUUAACUUUAACACACUUUAUUACUUUCAUUAAAAGAAAUAUACUCUGAAUUGCAAGUGUUCAGUGUUCCGACAGUCUGAUCCAUGAAUUAAAGUAGAGUUGUCAGAGGGCAGAGUGUAAGAAAUUGACAAAUUUAAGUUUGUCACAUCUUUUUCAUUUUUUGUGUUACUGUUGCAUUUUGAAUUUCAUGUUUAAAGUAACAUUAUUUCGAAUUAACAAUGCCAUAUUAACAAUGACAAACCAUUCUUAUUGGUGUCUUGAUUUUGGGAUCAAAUUGAUGCAGUUAAAUGUACUUUAUGAUCUUAACCUUUACAUUCAUUAUUCAAAUAAAUAAUGUGGUCCUACACCAGUGUGGUCUGAGAGGUAGGAGAUGGCAUCAAAGGGCUUAUUUAGUGAAACAUGGUGCUUAUUUGAAUGUUUUUGAAAGGAUAAAACUGUUAUUUAUGAAGAAAUAUGGAUACGUGCACGUAGGGCUGAGCAAUAAAAUGACAACGAUUUAUAUCAAAAAUUAUUGUCCCUUAAUAUCAAUAUAAAACAUGGUCAGUAUGCUUUUUGAUAGUCGGCAUUCUGCCAUGUUUUGGUAGACUAAAUGAAUAGCCACUGAAAAGGGGAGUUGCUCCGGGUCUGCUUCACGCUGAACCAAUCAUGUGCUGAAUAAGAACCAAGUAGCAAACAACUGCGUAGUCGUAGACUGCAGCUACACGCAAACAGGCAAAGCCGACAGCACUGUUGUGAGAAAAAAAGAAAAUGAGGUCUAACCCCCGGCAGAAAUGCAGAUGAAGGCUCAACAGAUGAUGACAUUGUCGACAACACUAGCAUGAAAACAUCGGUGGUGUGGAGGUAUUUUGUUUUUUUGAGGUCGGACAUGAAGCAGAGUAAUGUGCACUGCAAAUUAUGUCAAGUACAUGUUCUCGCAAAGUCGGGGAAUACCUCAAAUCUUUUUCACCACCUGAAGCAGUGCCACGCAGCAGAGGACGCGCAAUGGAAAAGGUUACAAACCCCGAGUGGAGCAAGGAGCCCACGGCGCCUGUGCAGCCGAAACAGCUGACCAUUGAGUCCACUUUCUCCAGCGCAACACCUUACGACAAAACGUUAGAGAGACACAAUGACCUCACAGAUGCAGUAGCUUAUUGUAUUGCAAAAGACAUGCUGCCAGUAAGCACUCUUAAAUUUUAUUUUUGAUAUAAAAUAUAUCGAUAUCGACUAAUAUGAAAAUAAUGUAUCGUGAUAAAAUUUUUCCCAUACCGCCCAGCCCUACAUGCAUGUACGAAAUGUCCAGUUAGUGUUAAUAUGGUGUGCAAUUAUUCCCAGUUGAUUGUGAUUGCUCACUGAUGACUAUUAGUCACUGUUAAAUCUGACUGCAAUUUUUUUGGGAGGUGGCUUUCUCUAUUUCAUACAGGUCAAACAGUAAGACAUCAACAUGCCAACCUCCCUUAGACUUGAGUUUUUCACAGUGUUAACUGACCUGCAGUCAGAUGCAACUUGAUAACCAUUUGGCAAACCCUGCAGUGAGCUCCUUGGAUUUAGUUUCAUCCACAAGUCCGCGUUGAUGUGAAUUUACAGCUAAAUAGAAAAUCUUGCUUUAUUUUCUUCCUAAUUAAACAUAAUUUCUCAGAUUUAUCGUGUCAUUCUCAUGAGAGCUCCUGAGCCCAGAGUGUGGGGGAGCCAGUUUUCUUACCCCAGCUAAAAUACUUGCAAGGCAAUGAAUUUUCUAUGCAUGGUUUACUUUUUUAAAUAACCAAUGCUGCAGAGAAAAUGCUAAUUGUAAGCUCAAAAUUGUCUGCAAUAUAAAAUGGCAAACAUCAGGUAAAAACACAGUUGGAGUUUUUUUUUCAUUCUAGGGGAAAUAGGAUGAGGGAAGAUGAGGAGAAGUGUGUACGGAUGCGAAAAUCAUAACAUCCAUCAUGCAACACACUCAGAAGUGGAUUUAUGCUCUCAAGAGCAAGUAUACAGUAGUUACAUAAUCAGCACUAGAGGUCUUUUAAAUGUAAAUUACAAACUUGCCUGUACUCUUCCCACCAGACCAUAAAGGCAUAAAAGCAGAGGGACCCUUUCUCCUUCACCCUGUCUGUCUGUCUGUCUGUCUGUCUGUCUGUCUGUCUGUCUGUCUGUCUGUCUGUCUCUUUUUCCCUCUCUUCCUCUCUCUUGCUCUCACUCUCACUUUCCCCUCUUGCUCUUUCAAUUUCCUUUGGGAAUAGGAAUGUGCUUAAUAGCAACGUAAUGAGACUGAUUCUUGAUGAAAGCACUGCACACACUCAUUGGGGUGAGACUUACAGUCCUGACAGCUCUGGCGGCAGCUCCGGGCAUUGAUGUCCUGAUAUCAGCUGCACUUCUCUCUCUCUUUCCAUCUCUCUUUGCUCUGUCGCUGUUUCUGUCUCUGAUCUGUUUCUUUUCCUGGUUUCUAUUUCCCCUGUCUCAACUACCUACAUCUCCUUUUUCUGAUGUCUUCUACUCUCUUUGUCUUCCUCUCAUCCUGAAUCCAUGGGCGCACACACAGACACUCGUCUUCUUAGCCUUCCACUAAAACUCCCACUGUGAAGGGAGAAGUAAGUAACAGACUGUAGGGAGAGUUAUUUUCAUUUGCAGAAUAUAUGUGUAUGUGCCAACAAAUUCAGCUCUUUCGAGUUUAAAGACGGGGUUCUUAAUCUGUACUGUGCUGACAUUCAAUUGUCUCUUCUUUUGAGUGAAAAUAAUACACGUCUCUGUGUUUAGAUGAAAGGAACCUUGAGGACACCCCUGUGCAAAAAUGUGCUCUAAUAUCAACAUAAGAGCGCAAAUCAAAAUAUUUUUAACAGAUCACCUUUAUCAGUGUGUAAUGUAGUUUUGGUGAAUAGAUUGUCUGCACUGCCAUCAUGUGGUGAACUGGAGGAAUGGCAGACAAAGAAGGAUGAUGACAAACAUCCUGUAACAUGAGCAGAAGACAACUGAUUGAAAGGGUAUUCCAGUGAAGACAUACCCUAGGAAAGCUAAGACUUGGGUUGAUGUUGAUAGAUGGAUCAUAAUUUUCAUUCAGUGCUGUAAAAAUCCCAGAUAAGUUAGCAAUCAUUGAUUAUAGUUGAAGAAAAUAUGUAUUCAUGGUCAUUCGAGUAUUUUAGGUGUUAAUCUGAAUCUUUCUGUGUUUCACAAGCAGACAUCUGCAGCUAAAAUAAGCUUGAAAUCAAAGUGACCGACAUCUCUAAAAUGAAAGUACCUCAGGGAUGUUAGCUCAGCAGCAGACUCUUUACAGCCUGUUAUCCCCCAUCUGUCUCACUCACACAAGCCGAGUACAAACCGACUUGGUCUUAGUCUGUCCUGUUGAGGGUGCUAGCGUCUUUCAAAUCCACGUCUAUCACAGGGACAAGUGUCUGCAUCUCUCAGACUGUAAACACAACAAACAUUUCCCCUUCCUCUUUCUGCACUUGAAUCCUGAAGUAAUGCGAACUUUUCAAGUCAGUUAAGCCCUUUUUCGAUCAAGUGUAAUUGCACUAGUGAUCACUAAACACAGGACAAUGAGAGCUUGAACUCCAUUAAACAUGUUACUGCUUCUCUCAGUGCCAGUCAGUCAAUACAGAAAUACAACAAUUUUACCCUGCAGAAUAACUUGCAACAAGCUUUGCUAACAGGUGGUAUUCAGUGAUGACCAGUAUUGAUUUGUGACAAAUCUCUGUGAGAAAUGUAUUCGUAGACAUGCUGAUCAUAAAUGUCAAAAAUGUGUGGAAAACAUGUAAUUGGAUUACAUGUUUGUUUACUUUUUUCAUGAGGAUAACUUAUAAGGGUGGGAGAAAAAAUCCAUUCACAAAAGUAUUGCAAUUUUUAGUUUUUGUUUCUUUCAAAUCUAUGGUAUCUGUUAAUACAAAAUGUGUUAACUAAUGUUCUUGCUCUUUUCCUUUCUUGAAUGUCUCAUGAUUGUGUAUCCUCAAGCUUCCUUUUUUCUUAUAUCCCUUCAGAACUACAGCUGUCCAUCAGUCAUGGUGCUCGCCGUCCCAGUAGCAGUUCGGUUCCUGCAGAGAGGGAACAGAGAGCUGAGCAGGAACAUGUCCAGUUAUCUCUCUCUGGCUGCUAUAGCGAAGGCUGACCUGCUGGCUGAGCACACAGAGGCCAUAACACACAGUGUGCUGGGAGGUAUGGAAAUACACACAAAAAUAUCUGGCAUAAUGUUCACAAACAUGGUUUUACCACAUGAUGAGUGGAGGGUGUUUCUGGGAUGUUUGCUCUAUAACUUUACCUUUGCAGACUCUUAUUUUAUAAUAAAUUCAGUUUCUUAGAAAUGUGACCCCUUCAGAACCAAAGCAGUGCGGUGCAAUUUCUCUCUUUCCCAUUUAUCUAUGCUGUCCCACUUGCUGUAGAUACAGAUCUUGUAGACACCUUGGGGUAUGUGCAUGCGUGAGCAUGUGUCCUCUGUAGAAAAAGAAACUCAAAUCAACAGCUUUACAGAAGAACUCCGCUUAGGCCUAUCCAUCAGAAUGAAAAUGGUCUUCUUAGCAGGUGUUGAUCAGCCCCAUUGUACUUAUUCAGUUGCAGAUAGUUGACUGGUGGAUUUGGCUGUUUGGAUUAGUAAUGAAACAUGUAUGCUCUUUCUUUGGGGACUGUUCAGACAGACCUGCAUCAAUGGGCUCAGCUGGUUUGCUAGAGUGAAAAAAGACUGCUGUUGCAAUCAGAAGUUGUUGUUGGCAAACUACAGUUUUAUCCAAUCAUGAGCCGUUGAAAGAAACAUUCAAAUACAGUAAGUCCCUGCUUGCUAUGUAAUGGUAGUGUACCUUCUGUUGGCACGCUAAUUCUGCAUGUAAUUUCACACAAAAGAAGGAUGUGGUUUUGUCAAAAAAAGGGCUCUCAACUGUUUCUGAAGACUUUUCUUUUUCAUUUGUGUGGUACUUGUAGAUUUUCAACUUUGGUUUGUUUCCCUUACUCUGAUUUUUGACCUUAAACAUAACAUCUGAAUUGUUUCAAUAAAUAUGCUACAAGACCUUGUUCAUUUUGCAUUCACUUAUAUACAUUUCUGUCCUAUCUUGUCCACACGUGAUAUUAUACUCUCAAGCUGAUGCAACUUUUCUGUUUGUCUCAUAUAAGUUUUGCAAUUCACACUGCUUACAGGAUUUUAGUCUAUUCAGCCCCCCUAGGAAUUACAUUGAAAUUCUUUUCCCAAGGAGUCCAGAACAUGAAUCCGACUCCAGGAGUCCUUUAAGAGUCGAACUAUUGCUGAAUAUCCUCCCCGGGGAUAAAUAAAGUAUUCCGAUUUUGAUUCUGAUUCUGAUGAAUGUGCUCUGGAAAGCCUCCUGGAGUGAAAGGUGGAAUUGUUCUGCAGCAUAAAUCCGAUCGGUACCUUUAACAACUUCCUAUCUCAACUGUUAAUGUCUGACGAGGGACAAAGCAUCUGGCUGGUGGUUAAAGAUAGCUUUCUUCUAAACAUUUAUCUGCCCUUUUAACCCAUUUUUCAACACAGACACUUUUCAAAAUCAUUAGAGGGGUUAGAGUUAGUCCCAACUGUCAGAUAGAGAUCUGUUUAUUCUCUGUCUCUGUCUCUCUCUUUCUCUCUCUCUCUUUCUCACCAGACUAGAAUACCCCAUUCAUACUUUGAUGUAUUGUAAAGGGGGUUAUUUUCUGUUCGAGACCAUGCAAACACUUGUUUUGCAGGUUUUAUACUUGCAUGUGCAGAUGUGUUUAUCACUGUAAAUCUCGCAUUGCUUUUGGCAUCGUGCUAAGCCAGCACCUCACAAAUCAAUGCUUAGAAACACGCUGACCGCUGUGCUGCUAAUCACCUCUCGCAGUACUGCAGUGAGGUACUCACCAUGGUUAGGCUCCUACUGGGCACAUUUUCUGCUCAGCACAUGAAGCAGCUUAGCUCUGUCUAGGUAUUUUACAAGUGAGGUUCAGCCAAGUUUGAAGACAUUUUACACCUCCGGUUUAUAAGACUGAAUGAAAAUAGAGAUACCAUGUGGAUCAGGGUCAGUAUUCAGGUGUUUAUGUGUGGACAGGAUUGCUAAAUACUGCUAAGACCACAAGUAGUUGUGUUUUCCUAGUAGCUAUUUUAUGCUAGCCUACACACCCUAAUGUUUAAAUCAAAUGUGCAGUCAGAUCAAAUGUGCACUCUGUUUACUGUUAAAUGUUGACUCUAAAAACAGAAACAUCUCAGCUUCUUCCUCCAAAAGCAGAUCCAUCUGUUAAUGUGCUUUUGGUGUUUUUUUUUUUUUUUUUUCUACGAUGGUCUUCAAUUAAGGAUCAGCACAAAGUUUUGACUGCAAACAAUAACACAAAGCUAUGGAGCUGCUUUAGAUUAAGAUGACUAGGGGCCCUUUUGUCCGACUAAAGCAGAGCCUCUUUGUGUCUAACACAAGUGUCACUGUUAUUUUACAGACAACACACUCCUCAUUUUCACACCCAGUGCCCAAGUUUUCUUAAACAGCAAACAAACUAGCGCUCACUUUUGCAUCCAUGAUUUAAAAUGAAGUGUGAUUUGUCGUCCUAUUUGGUUCAUCCUUUGCCCCAAACAAGCAAUAGAAUAAUCCAGGGACUUCAACAUGUGUGCACCUCGUGCUUCACUUGUGCACUGCUUAUCCAGCAACAUUUAGUCACUGAUUUAUUUUGGCCCUUACUCUUCAAGUCACACCUAAUCCAAGGAUAUAAUAGUCUACAGAUGUAAAAACAGAAGUCCAACACUUGUUCAUAGUAUUUGAAUUUUAAAAACUUUUGUAUUUUGCACUGUAUAAUAUGUUUUUGCACUACAACUCCACUGUUUACAUGAAUGCAUAACUGUUUACAUGCUCUCUCCAUCAAAGAAAUACUGCAGAUGGCAACUACCACCUGCACUUCAGGUCAUGUGUAAACAUGCACAUUAGAAACAGUAGGUUUGCAUGUGCAUGUAUAGCGUGCAUGUGUAAAGGAGUGUGAAAAAAGCAGGCAUGAGGGUAGAUGCAGACAUACAUAUACCUAGGGCUGAGCGAUAAAUUGAAAUUUAUUGAUACUAUAGUAGUAGUAUAGUAGUACUAGACUAGAUAUAAUUUAUGACACUAUCAGACAUCAUUUUGCCAAUGUCAAUAUAUUCAGUGUCAAAAAAAUAAAUAAAUAAAAGUUGGUUUUGGAUGUGUGUAGGUAGGCUAUGGUCUCAUGUCCCUUUAAGACGCUGUCCUACGUCAGAGAUGUGACUCCACCCCAUCCAGUCCGUAAAAAAGAGGGAAAGACAGGUGAGGAGAUGGGGGACGGUUCAAAAGUUGUAGCAACUGGAGCGGCGGCUGAAGUAGACAAAGUUAACGUGGGAGGGGGUGAGCAGCUUGUGAAGAAGUUAUCAUCCACUUAUCGUUAUCAAGGUGAACUGCUCAAUGUAUUGUUGUAUUGAUUUGAGGCCAUAUCGCCCAGCCCUACAUAUACCCAUCUCCUGCAGUAUUAUACUCUUCUCUAUUGUACUUUUUUCUAUAUAUUUUAUACGGUAUUUUUGCACCGUAGGCUGGAGAGAAACAUCUUUUCCGAUUCCUGUGUGUACUCACAUAUUGCAGUAAUUGACAGUAAAAAGCUUGAAACUUGAAACUUGUGUAGUUUUAAUGAGUUUCAGUGUCAUGGUUGGCUGAAACUGUGACACUGAAAUAUCUAACCAAGAGUUUAAUGACACCUCCAUAUAUGACAGAUGCAUAGUAUGACAUUUUGGUACUCUCAAGUUAACAAUAAAACCCAGCGCUGUACAGCCAAGGGUGAAAGAUGGGUGAAAGUGGUGGAGAAGAUGGGAGGGAGAGCACAUUAUAUGCAAAUAACAUGCUCAUGUUUCAAGUGGCUGUGAUCCAGCUUUGCAGGGGGGGUUAGGGUCUAGUGAACCUUAUUAUAGCUGGAAAACACACACAAACAGAUGCAAACAAACAUGUGAUGGUGAGAGUGGAUAAAAGUGAAUGCAGCUUUCUUGAGGACUUCAUUAUAGCGACUUCAGAUUUAUGUUCCCGUAGGCGUUUAUUAAUGCAGGCUCGGCAGUUUCACAUUUUUACCCCCUGCUGCAACCCACUGCUGAGGCCCGUCUUCUACUCUCUGAACAUUUGAACCUCAAGCUGCUUUUUGAACAGGCUUCCACUUCUCUCAUCCCCCUUUAGAAAUCUCAACAUAAACACAACACAACAUAAACACAGGACUGCAAACACAUGGGAGUAUGCCAGACUGUGCACAAACACACACAUAUGUGGUUCGCACUAACAGAUGAUCUGCCUUUUUUUGCAGCAGCAGCCCUCUGUUCAGGAAGUGAGCUGAUGUAAUGGGGUUUGGGGGAUGUUGACAAUGGGGGUGUGAUGUGUUACUUACAUGUGCUGUUGGGAUGGAUGGACUGUGUGUGUUUCCACUUUUAUUUUUUUGACCAUGAUUUAAGGUCUUCACCCAUUUACAACCCAUCAGAGAUCUUUCGACCAGAAAGAGUCACAUAGUUUUGAACAUUUUUGUCGUAUUUCUGUUAGUUUAAGAUUUUUAGAACUCAAUGAAGUUGAGUGUUUGUGUGUGAGAGUUGGCAAGAUACAGGAAGCCUUGCAGCAGGAUAAAGAGUGAAGGUUUUUAUUGCCUGCUUAAAGUUUAAAACAACAGGGCUCAGUCAUUAUCAGAUCUCACACACACUCACGCACACUUACACACACAAUAACGCAGACACACAGUCCCUGAGCACAGAAACAUAUGGCACUGCUUUGGCCCCAUAGGGAUUUUAGAGUCAAAAGGCCCUCCUUCUUGAGGUAAAACCUGAUCCUAAGUUAACACUGGAUUUAAGAAUGUGUCAUCUGUCAGAGUUAUAUGUCUCUCCUGGCUCCCUUGCUAUGAAACAUAUGCAGUAACUGUAUUCUUGCUUGUAAUGUAGAAGGAGGUUUUGGGCAUUUGGGUCGGAGUGAGUGAUGUUACAUGUGAUGUUUCCAUUUCGUAACAGAUCAUGGUUCGAGACACAGUUGGAGACUGUGCAGUUGUUUUAGCUGCAGGAGAAAUCUGUUUUAUUUCACUAAUAGGCCUGUUGCAUGAUGUGCCACACUAAACUGAAAGCAUAUGUUUGCAGCAAAACCCUCCAUCAUGUUUGUGAACAGUUUAAAAUAUAUCUAAAAUGUCAAACUUUCAUGUUGAUUCCUUAAAUAUAGCAGCAUCCUCAGAAGACAAGGUGUUACUUUUGACUCCAGGGGCUGCACUGAACUUUCUGGCUGUCAGUCAUUUUGAUGAACAGAGUUACACUUAUUUGAUUUUUUUACUUUUGUAAUGACAGUGGGAUACAAUCUGACUUUCUCUGUGUCAGUCUCUCAACAAUAAGCUUUGGAAAUAAUUUAUUUUGCACUAAGUAACUAAUACUAAUCAAAUAAAACUUUAGUGUACUUUUUCUAAGUCAUGUAUGCUAGCAUUAGCCUGAAUCACCAGUGCGUCAACACAACUAACAUUUGAUAAUUCAUUACAGAGAAAAAGCCAUUAAAGGGAUAUUCUGGUGUAAAAUAAAGUUAGAGUCAAAAACACCGUAACACUGAGUUAAAGAUGAAUGUUGCCGACCGCUUGCUUCUCUAGUUAUACCAACUUUAGUAAUGACCGCACGAUAGCAAUACACAGCGGUCCCAUGAUCAUUACUUAACCAUUUCAGUCAAGUAAUAAUCACCAUAUUAAUCAUUUUGCACUGCAGACGUGGUAGUUCUUCUGCCUUAGCGUCUCGGUCUGAUUGCAUUUCCAUGAAGUAAUGAUCAUAAAUGUUCUUCCUUGGGCUGCGGCACCCCACUGUAGUCUGUAAUGGACUGCCCUGAGGUCUCGCUGCAAACAAGCAGCUGCUGGAAGAGAGUAGAUAAGUUGUGUUUAGUCUCUUUGCUAAAGAAAUCAAGCAAAGUUAAAAAGAUGUUUGGUGGCUAGUGCUAUGACUGGGACCCUAUGUGUACUGUUGAGGAAGUUAGGUGCUGUUCUGAGUAUUAUUUGUGGCUGAAGAGGGGCUUUUUGGUUGAGGUGUACGCGUGGAUCCAUAGACUGCUGUGUAUCGCUAUCGUACGGUCGUUACUGAAGUUGGUAUAACUAGAGGAGCAAGCGGUUGGCAACAUUCAUCUCUCGAUGGGGUGUCUAGCUCGGUGUUACGGUGUGUUUGAUAUCCCUUUAAGGUUGUAUGUGUGUUGACAUUGUGUACAAGUUGUCAGACAGUUGCUUUCCUUAUUUUUAACGACAUGCCUCCUCAGGCACGUGUGGAGAGGAGAGGGAGCUGGAAUGCAAGUGGCCCACACAAAUACAGCUACCACAGUCUGUGCUGUGCACAGCAGUGGAAAUGGUGGACAAGCAUGGCGUAAUAGUGCUGUUAGAACUGCUGAAUGGUAUGGUUGAUUUCCUUUAGUGUGGUAAUAUAAAAUGACAUGCCACUUUAUAAUCCCACCUUAAAUAUCUCUGACGUCCCUUAAAAAAUCAAAAUCUGUCAGCACAACACUUUGCAAGUCAACUCAGAUAAGUAACAUGAAAUACUUAAAAUGACUUCUUGAAGAAAAAGAAACUGGAUGGGGCUCACUACAGCUGUUUGCCCAUUUACUGCAGGUUUAAAGUUCAAUGUCUUUCUGUCUGGCUGUCCCUGAGCAAGACAUUAAACCAAAACCUGCUCCAGAUGUGGACGCCUGCCUUUACUGUAAGCAUUCAUGUGCGAGUACGACAAAAGCAUUGUAAAAGCACGGUAGUGUUGCGUAUAGUGGAUCUGGGAUAAACGGAUUUAGAUAGAGGAUGGUCUUGAUGAGAACCUCAUUAGAAAAAAUAACAACACUGACACUAGAUAUAGAGCAAAGGAAUGUCCUAUAACUUGAAAUGUUUAUUUAGACCUCACUCUCCCUUAACCCCAUCACGUUAAACAAAAUAUAUUUAUAUACAAAAUACAUUCAGUUUCAUCAGUUCACAACAAACAAAAAUUAAGAAAUUUACAGUAUAAAACAAGACAGCAUAGCUCAUUAAAGAUAAGAUUAUGUAAACAUUAUCCUCAGUUUCAUUUAUCAAAUAAAAUAAUGCAAGUCUCACACUACAAACAAACAAACAAGAAAAAAACAACUGCUCAGAUCAUUUUAUGCAAUUUCAGAAAAGACGAUUCAGCAUUACCCUAACCUAAGAGACCUUAUGCUGAGAACUAACAAUGUAGAAAAGUUGUAAACACCUUUUUGAGUACAAGUGUGGAAAGGUGUGAAAAUGCUUUUAAAAGCUUUUGCGAACUCACCGUAGUAAUUAUAGAAUUUUAGAAGAAAUAGUGAGGGAGAUUUUUCCGUAGAUGCUUGAGAAGAAAAGUCCACAGAGGGAUACGACAAAUCAAAUAUAACUCAAAUAACUGGCAUAUUAGUAGAGUACCUCUUCUUAAGUUGUGCCUACAAGACUGCAAAAAGAAAAUCAGAUUAUAUCCAUGAGUUAAUUAUUGAUUGACCAUAGAAGGAGAAAAAAAUGCAUCAUUACUCAAAAAGGAGAACACUAAUCUUCAGUAACAAGAUGAUCCCUUGCAUCAGUUUGUGACCUCGGGUUUUCCUCUUUUGCAUGGCUGUCUGGUGAUUACUGGCGCCGAAUCAACUCCCUGUAACAAUCAACACUUUGUCUUUCUCGCAGUCUAAUGAACUCUUUGGUGAAUGCCGCAUGCAGCACUUUCCUGCUACGAUACAAGUUUCCUCAUUUUAAGGCACGCCAGUGUGUGUGUGUGUAUGUGUGUGAGUCCACGUGUGUGCAUGUCAAAUUGCCUCAGUUCAAAAGGUCACGUUACCAAAAUAAACUUCUGUCUCACGCUAGAUUGGCUUUCUCUCACAUGAGCAUGUCCAGUAGAGUUCUUUGCAGCAUUAGUGUUCAUGGUUACAUAGAUGAUGAAGAAAUAACACAAGGACUAGAGUGCUUUAAUCAUGAUGAGAAAAUGAUGAGAAAAACUGUUUUUCCAUUUUAGCAUGAAAGCUUAUCACGAUGUUGUUGAUAGUACGGUGAUGAUUUUGAUGAUGUUGAUGAGAAAUGUCACCAAAAAGACGAGAUUGAAUCUGUUAGUUGAUGAACUGUGCACCUCCGUGUGGCACCAUCUCCGUGACUCCCCAUGCCACCACAUUUCCUCUCUGCUCACAGCCCUGGCCCUCCUGUGAGGCUAGCUUGGUAAUCUCCCCCUCUGGCAGCACCCUGUCCCACAUAUUCACUCCUGUCAUCUUUCCUGCGAACGCUAGUUUGUGGUCGAAUCCUCCCUCAAACCCUGGAACGCCGGUGCUUGGAGUUACAGGACAGCAGCCAUUUCUUUCCUGACCUAACUGGAGUGAUCCUCCGCUAGGUAUGACGUGCCCCUCAGCCACUCCAGGGGUGGAUGCCACUUUUUUCCCAUUCGCCCACAGGGACGCCAACCCCUGCUUGGACGACCAGGCCCCGCACAGGUGGAUCCACUCUGAUGCGCCCCGUUGGUUCACCACACCUCGUGCCUCAACCAGGUGAGCCUCCCCUCCAACGGUGAAGAGUGCAGAGGACUGAGCGAGAAGCAGCUGAAUCUCGUAUGGGUUACGCCGGUUUCCAUAAGAGAAGAGCACCGUUUUGUUGGAGACGGUGGUUGGCUUCACCCACAUACAGACAGUAAAGGAGGAAACAGAGAGAGGGACCUCUGGCAUGACGGAGGUGUAGAUCCGACGGGAGCGCAUGGGGAAGAGGAGAGCCAUCUCACAACCUAAACAACAAAAAUAUCUGGUUGGGUUCAUACUUCCUUUUUUUUAACAUUGUUUUGAGAAAGAAUUUUUAUUGUAAACAGAUGUCACAUGGGCAGUUGAGGUUGCAGUCAAAAAAGACAUGCAAUCAACCAUCUUGAUGGAGAUAUUCCAAUGGUUUCAAAGACUUAAAGUAGUAAACAGUUGAGUUACUUAAACAUGUUGCCUGUUUUCAUGAUUGUUUGUGUGAAGCUGUUCAAUCUCUUCUAUUAGAAGUAGUUUGAUUUUCAGGACAGUGUUUGAAAAUUUGAGUGUUUUAUUUGACCAGAGGAAUGAUUGAGUUUAAUGUUCCCAUGCCUACUGAGCAAUAUACGGCUAUUAGCCAAUCAAUUUUUUUUAGACCUAAUUUCAACCGUCUAGAUUCUGUAUAUUUUUAGAUGGAAUUUAGACGUUGCACUUUAACCCAUUAUUCAAUAACUAUUUAUUUCAAAAAGCAACUGUGAGUUGCAUAACUGAUCUCCAAGUACUUAACCAAAAUAAUUUUGAUAGCCAUUGAGCAAUAAACAGUGUAGUAAUGAUAUAGCCCAGAUUUAGACUUGGUCUAAACUUGGUCUAAAUUUAGACGUCUAAAAAUCUUUUAUUUUUAGACCUGUGGUAGCCUGAUUUUAGACCAGUCGUCUAGGCUACAUUUAGACAUCUAUUUGACAUCUUUUAGACCAAAAAAUGCUCAGUGGGUGUUCUUGUGUGCAUAUUAUGUAUUUGUUUGUUGAGUUUAAAAAACUAAUUAUUUAGAUUACAGUGUUGCAUGUGGGGAGUUUGUAAGCACAGAAAACAAAUGGUCUUAGAAUUGAGCCAUGUGGGACUCCGCUUGAAUUUGACACUGUAAAACAAAUAUUACGUAUUAGCUAUCAUGUAUUUUAUGUUGAAGUUAGAUUCCUGGGGAAAAUGCACCUGUGUCGUUAUAGUGCAUGUUAUUUAUUGAAAAAAUAUAGAGAAUGGUUUUGGAUUGGACACCCUUUUAAGUCAUGUAGUGGCCUCUCUAGACUAUGAGCACCGCAGAUAAGACACAUGUAAGUGGCAGCAUUGGUAGUGGAGGUCUAGUUGAAAUAAAAACAGUCAUAGUUCAGUUUACGGUCAGGUGAUGAGAUCAUGAAGCUGAGGAAGUUUUUUCCUGCCCCGCCAACUCACAACCACACCACCACCCUAUCUAGGUCAAAUGGUUCAUUGGUUUGUUCUGCUUCAUUUCUUUAUUUUUCCCCUUUUUAAUCCUUCAAAUACACUGAGUCACUCUUAAGCCCUUCCUUUUGAACACGCAGUGCAAUCAUCAAACAUGUUUUGUCGGUAAAUCUUUCCCUAUUCUUCUAAGAAAGAAAACCUCUGUUAAAUGAUGCAUUGGUGUCCAACACUGAGCUCUGUUGGAGGUUGAGUUGACCUGGGCGCUUGUAUAAAUGUUAUGUUUAAACUGCUUUAAUUGUCACUCAGCCAAAUUAAGAAGAGCGCUCACUUGUCGUCCAGAUCUGCGUUUUUUUAGAUCUCUCUUGGACUAAGGGGCACACACCCCUCACUCCAUCCUUGCCUCAUCUAAAAUCCUAAAUAUUGUUGCUACGUUUGUCUCAGGUUUCUGCCACUCAAAAAUAAUUGUGGAAAAAAAAGGCAUUUUGGACAUGCUGAGCGUGUGUGUCCCAGUGUGUGUAUGCGUGUGUGUUUGUUCAUGAUGGUUUCCAUCUGGUUCUGCUUUCCCAGGGUGCUUUGGUGUGUUUUUUGCGGUGACCUGCUAAUGAUUAAACCUCCCUCUGCUCUGUAUGUAGGCCAUUUUAUAUUUCUGGACGGUAAAGGUGUAGCGUCGUAGUUAUUGCAACCUCUCCUGUUUGUUUACCGUUUUUACGCAAGUAAUUCCAGGAAGUUAAUUUGUUUUUUUAUUACUCACUCUUAGUCAUUUAAUCUCUGAAGGAACCUUGUUAUUAGUGACAGUAUAGCUCAAGGAUAAAGGGUAAACCACACUGACAGGUCUGUUAACCUACACCAUAUGCUGUUGUCUUAUAAAUUUGAAGAUCUCCUUUUGUGUCUCAACAUCUAAUAGUCACUUGAAACAAUAUCUACAUAAAAAGCUCAGGGAAAGUCCCAUGAUGACUAAUCUAAAAUUUUAAUCUGAAGGGUUUUUUUGUUGUUGUUUUUUGACUUUACAGAAUUUGUUCGUGAUAAAUGAAAUUAAGACAGGAUUCAGAGGGAAAGGACGAAUGUUACAGUGCUGACCUAAUAUAUGCUCACUUGCCUGCCCUCAUCUUUGAUGUGACUGUCUGGACUGAAACUAAUUUGAGUAAGUGAAGGAAAGAGGAUAAGUUGCUACAUGAAGAGGAUUACACGCCUGGAGACGGACAGAAUACGUGAAAAAGAUAUCUAGAACGAAUACAAGCUGCAUGAUUAGUCAUCCAGAAGCAAGGCCUGACAGAGGGGGUCUCAUUCUUUAGCCUGAAGCUUGACCUGAAUGUGUCAACGCAAAAACAAAUUGAAGGUGGAGGUUGUUUGGAUUGUAAGUACAGAGAGACGGAAACUAUCAGGUAAAGACAGACACGAAAAUUGCUGUUGGUGAGAUAGAUAUCGUACCUGCGGGUAGGUAUCUUUGCCUCGAUGACCUCAGUGCCUCCUCCUUCUCCGCUCUUGUCUGUUGCAGCGCAGCCAUCACUGUGUCUAAAGUCACAUCUUGUGAUGUUACGUCUUGCUCCUGAGGCCCAGUUCCUCUGCCAUCAUGAAACAGGGAUGCUGUCUUUGAAGUCAUCCCUAUCCCAGCGCCCGGGCUGAAGCAGCUGGUCUCCAACUUGGCGAGUCGGUUAGCUUGGCUACUUGAUGCCGCGAGGAGCAGCUGUAGCGUUCCUUCAAGGUUGUUUGAAUUCCCAACGGAAUGCCCUGUAGCAGCGGCAGCAGAAGAAGUCUGGUCUUUGAUUUUGAAGCGCUCCAAGAUGUCUCUGAGGCGGCCCUCCAGCUGCAAGGCAAUCCUUCUACCGGCUGUCUCCAUAGCAACCCCGCAAGAGCCACCAUACUGGGCUACAAACCUGAAAGAAAGGACUGAUGUGAAAGGAACCUAUUGAUCUGUAAUCGGUGAUUGAGAAUCACCAGAAUCAGUCCUGGAUUCAAAACUGGUCAUCCAUUCACUAAUGACCAGUGACAAAAUACACUGGAUUCAGUACGCUUACAUUACAAAGAGUUAAAGGGAUAUUCCGGCGUAAAAUUAAAUUAGGGUCAAACAUACUGUAGCACCGCGUUAGAAACCCUGUCGAGACAUGAAUGUUGCUGACCGCCUGCUUCUCUAGUUAUACCAACUUCAGUAACGACUGCAGAUAGCAAUACAGAGAGCCACGCGCUCAACCAAAACACCACUCUAUAGCCACAAAUAAUCCUCAGAACAGCACCUAACUUUAUCAACAUUACAUAGAGGGUCCCAGCCACAGCACCAGCUAUCAAACAUCUUCUUAGUUUUGCCUAAUUUCCUUAGCAAAGAGGCUAAACACAAUUCAUCCUCUCUCCUCCAGCAGCUGCUUGUUUGUAUGGAGACCUUCGGGCCAGUCCAUCGACUGCAGCGGGGUGACACAGCUCAAGGAAGAACAUUUAUGAUCAUUUCUUUAUCAUUUCCUUGUAGUAAUAAUCAUCAUAUUAGUCACUUUGCACUGCAGACGCGGUAGUUCUUCUGCCUAAGCGUCUUAGCGUCUAAGCGUCUGAUUGCAUUUCCAUGAAGAAAUGAUCAUAAAUGUUCUUUCUUGAGCUGCAUCACCCCGCUGCAGUCGAUGGACUUGCCUGGAGAUCUCCGUACAAACAAGCGGCUGCUGGAAGAGAGAGGGUAAGUUGUUUGAAACAAGAAAUUAGGCAAAGUUAAAAAGAUGUUUGAUGGCUAGUUCUAUGGCUGGGACCCUAUAUGUACUGUUGAUGAAGUUAGGUGCUGUUCUGAGCAUUAUUUGUGGCUAUGGACUGGCUUUUUGGUUGAGUGCGUGGCUCUGUGUAUUGCUAUCUGCGAUCGUUACCAAAGUUGGUAUAACUAGAGAAGCAAGCAGACGGCAGCAUUCAUCUCUUGAUGGGGUGUCUAACUCUGUGUUAUGGUGUGUUUGACCCUAACUUAAUUUUACGCAGGAAUAUCCCUUUAAAACUAUUGUUAGAAGGAAUGUGGCCUGGUCUUGAGGGAGGGUGGAGCACCUGGCUGCUUCCAAACAAACAAGAAAAUAGCUUAACUGGGCAAUUCCGCAUUGUUGAAUUGUGCCCACUACAAGUGCUUAACAUCACUCACAGGCUGUGUGUGUUUUGAAAAAAAUGCCACCUCACAUGAUAACAGAAUUUCUUGGAUCUCUUUGUCCAACCAACCUGAGCAUUUCCCCGCGCAGAGAUCCCAUCUCCACCUUGACGAUGUCGUCUGCAUACUGGAGCAGCAUGUUCUCCCUCAUCUGACUGUUCUCCAGCAUGGAGAAGACUUUGUCCCAUUUGGUCAGCUCUGAAGCACUGCAGGGAGCUGAUGUUGGUGUGGCUUGAGAAAAAGAUAAUAAUAGAAAGAAAGGUUAGGAUGUCUAUCAGAAUAUUAACUAAAACAUCUCUAUUGAAGGUAGAAGAAAGGUCUUCAUGUCCUGUGAUCCCUGCUUCAGAUGAAAUUAAGACAAGUCAAGUGAAUUGAGACAUGUUUUGUGCAUGUGACCUCUAUAAUGUAAUACGAAAAUGGUAAAUUUGAAGAAUGUUGGGUUUUGUUGGCCUUUAUCUUGAGUAAAAUUGGGAAGAGGUCUAAAUCUCUGGUGCUUUAGGGGUCAAAAGGGAGACUGGUUCUAAGUCAAGCUCAUCGUAAGUCUUGGCUACACAUAGGUGAACCAAAAGACCACUGGACUUGGUUGAAAUUCUUGGAGAUGCUAGUUUGGUAUCAGUUAAGUGUAGGAGUUGCAAACAGCUAUAACUGGCUAACAACUUUUUGGUGGAAAAACUAAAUUAUGUUACAUAAACUAUAAGUUUUACCUAUUUGCACUGAGGACUAGGACUUCAUUGCUUUGAUUUCUGUGCAAGUUUAGAUCUUUUCCUUCAAGAAUCAUUGACUUCCUGCACAUCACAUGUUCAGUUUUUAUUUCUCUUUAUUUUUACUUCUCUGUUGUUAUUGGCAACCAUUUGGUCCAAAUGGGUUUUAAGUGAAAAUCAUCCACUUCCAUCGAUUAGCUUUGUAGUUUCUCUAGCAUUGAAAUGUCCAGUCCUUCAUUUAUGCACUGUCAUCAUGUUAUAAGAACAAAGGGAAUAAAAACAUAAAUUACUCCUUCAGUCUAGUUAUUCGCCAGAUGCUGGGGCAGACAUGGCUUCAGAGAGGACAAGCAGGAAAUAGCGCAUAGUUUUUCAUGUUAUGAAUGAAACUUUAAGACAGUUGUUAUAAAUAGAAAAAACAGAUCAUACAGAGUGAGUUAAAGUCAGCUGGAGAGAGAUGUUGCGGGAAGAGGAAACAAAGUUGUUGGGGGAGAGAUAAGAGUGAGAAAGAAGCACGGCAACUUAUUUGUAAACCACUUUGCUUUUCCUGCGGGAUAAUCUGAGUGUGUGCCUGACUGAGGAGAUAGAAACAAGGAACAGGAAGUUUUCUUUUAGACUGAAAGAAAAGAAAGGAAGGACCAGCAGUGAGAAGGAGAGAGAGAACAAUGGUAGAAAGAAACAUAGAGGUAUGAGGUAAAACAGGCUGGGAGUGAGGAUAUGUGUUGGACACACUGUUCUGAUUAAGGUGUAAGCCUCUUGAGCUCUGUUUGUACCUGCUUAUUUCUUCUAGAGGAGCAUUAUCUCAGGACUGCAGGAUUUGUUUUGGCCUCCUCCUCCCCCCCAAGUUUGUGAAGCAGAGGGUUCGUGCACUCUGCUCCCUCUGAUUUCCACAACUAAAGCACAUGUCUGCCAGAAGGAUUUUGAUGGAUGUGGCUGUAAAGAGGGUGUAAAAUGACCCCUGACAACUGAAGGCUUGGAUUCUUGACCCUUUGUGAAAGUUACUAUGAAGGUUGAGGACUUGUUACAGCAAUUCUGUGACUUCACUUACCUAAUGGGUGGGUUGGUACUUUUUAAUAAAAGAGAGGUACCCCAGUAAAAACUACAUCUGAAACAUGAUUUUAAACGCCAGGUACGUUUUUACAGGUAAAUGCAUACUGUUGCAAACAUUAGAGCAAGCAUAGUCUGGGUUUACUUAAGUUUCUUUCUCUGUUGUUAUUUUUUAAAUGAGCAGUGGCCUGACUGCCCUCAUGUUAAGCCUCAUACAAAUUCCACCUUCAGAUUCAGUGUCUUUCACAGUUUUGUAGUUGUGCUGGCUGUCUCUCCUUCCUUACACACCUGCAUGCAAACAGGAGUGAGUUUGUAACUUUUCUCUUCAUUGUCCACCAAGCUACCUUUCCUUUCAUUGGACAACUUUUUCUCUUUAACUGCUUUUAUUCAAGAGCUGGCAUUUUACAAUUCUUAAUUAUGAGUUCAGGCUUCUUUUGAUUCUGCCUUCAGUCAGCUUUAAUCGCAUCGCAGCCUGUGCCAAGAGCAAACCUGUUAGCGCUGCAAUUAUACCUCCUGCCAGCUUUGAAACAACAAACACAUGCAAAAUGCAACCACAUGUGCUCACACUCUCUCUUUCAUGUUCAUAUUUACACAGUUUGGCUCGUCAAAACAGCUGACAAAGACUUUAAUGAUGCGCUGAAGUGAAUGGUGGCCAGUCAUUCAUGCUGUAAUAUGUGUUUGUUCAGGUCGUCAAAUGAAAAGGCCCUCUAAUUUUCCUGCUCAGCAUUUUCUUUGAUUGUACUUGUACAAACUCUGACUGCCAACAGUCUGUAUACUGUAUACACUCCUCUCCCACUGUGUUUCUGCACUUUGGAUGGAAAUGUACACCCAUAAGAGAAACUGUGUCUUACAAACGAAACAAAACUUAACAUAUUUUACAUAUUUUUUGAGUAAUAAUUGCUUUGUUUUAGGAUAUUAAAUCAAAUGUCCUGAGCUCACCUCAUUUAACCCCCCCGAAAAACAACUUUACGCUCAACAAUCUAAUUAAAAAUGAGAAUAAUUUGUCCCAACACACAUACACAAACACACACAGUUAAAUACUUACGAUCUGGCGUGUCCCCCUCUGUGAUUUCAUUGUAGUAGGGUUCAUCAUAGAUGACCUGGAUAUCAUCCUCAUAGGCAAGAAGCAGACACACACAUGCUGACAGCAUGCCUACUACCUGAGGGAGCCUCCAUCGAAACAUGCUGCUGCUGCUGAGUGUGUGAGAGAGUGUGUGAGGACAGAUGAGUGUGUCUGGUAAGCUUCAGGUCUUCAGGUCUUCUACCUACCUGGUUGUCUGUGUGAGUUUGUGUAAAUGUGUGUGUGUGCUGUAUAAGAGAAGGUCUCACUGUAUUUGGUCUCUACUGCUUCCUUCUGUCUGUCUUUAUACAGGGCUGAAGGUCCACCACUCUCUUUUUCAAGCCCUCACUCUCUCAUACAGUAUUGUCCCUCCUCCCUAAUGACUACCCACCCCUCUCUCUCUCUCUUGUUCUCCCUCUCUCUCACUCACUCUCUCUCUCUCUCUUUUCCUUCUCGUUAAAUGCUGAGCAAUCCUUUGGCAGGAAGCCCAGCAGUGUAGAGUACUCCAGCCACAGAGAGGGGCUGCUUUGGACUCUCUCUUACAUGCACACACACACACUCACACACACCACACAAUUGAAUCACCAUACAGAAAUUUACAUUGAUUUACUGUAAUCAUCUGUAAACGUGUCGAUCUUUGACAUACUUGGAGACCUACUUGGAUAAAUCUGGUUUAUUACAACUUAAACUUAAUUUCAAUAGUUUUGGACAUGAAUUUAUUUCGUGUUGUAACACAACCCAGUAAAAGCUAAGCUGUGGGGAACAGCAAACCUGAUCAGACUUUUUGUUCACAAGCCACUGAAAGAAGAGAAACUAAAGUUAGUACACCCCAAAAUAUUAAGUAACACCAUGACAAUAAGUCAAGUUGAAGCAGGAAAUAUGUGUACGCUUUAUCUCGUAAUUGUAUAACAUUACUUUGUCCCCCUCCCAGAUAUGUCUGAUCAUGCAACAGUCUUGUGACUCUCAAUCUGAUGUAUUUCACAGCUGCUUACUUAAUCUAGUUUUCAGGAUAAAGGGUGUGAUAAAUGAGUAAAUCAUCGAGUGUUAAUUUGGUUUCAUUUAUCAAACUUACUUCCAAAACUGCUGCAGUAGUAUGUGAGAAACUGCUUUUCUUAAGAGUGGCUGGAGAUCUCAGCUUUGUGCAAUGUUAUCCCCAAAAGACAUCAGCCGACUCUACAUGAAACCGUUUAAUAAACCAGGAUAAUGUUAUGCUAAUCCUUACACAAACGCUAACCUUCAACAUUAGCUCUUUCUGAACCCUAAACUUUAACCCCUCAUUACAACAAAAUUACAGAACAAACCGCAUGGGAAAUAUCAUGUGAGAAGAGGUAAGGAGGUGUUCAAAAAAAAUCUUCAAAAAUUUCUAUCCAUGUGAAAACAUUCAGCUUUCACAAGAAUAGAAAUAUAAAAGCGACGUCUGUGUGAGUGAGAUGGUGAGUAAUGCGUCGUUGGAGGUAGCCUGCAUGUCGUAAUCAGAUAUAACUGCAGCUCCUGCGACUCAGAGAGGAGAGGAGGGGGGUGGAGGUAAUGGGAGGAGGAGGAGGAGGAAGCAGGGAACAUAAACUUUUCUGAUUUUUUACCCCAUACAGAGUCAGUGUGUAUGUGUUUAGUUGUGUGCGCAGGAUUGUGUUUGUGUGUUGGGGGAGGUUUUUCGAAUAGAACCCAGACAUCAGAGGUCUCUGAAUGGUUUAUUGUUCUCCUGCUCGGCUCGGUUUAUUUAUUUAUUUAUUUGUCAGCCUCACCAUGUGUCUUUCUGCAUAUUUGCGUGCGUAUACUUUACAGCUUUUUAUGGCAUCAGUAUUUGUGCUUGCGUAUAUCCUCGUGUGUAGGUACGUGUGCUUCGUGUGUGUACGUUCAAGUGGAAAACAAUAAUUGCUUCCUCAUGAGAUUUAAGGAUUUCCCCCCCCUCUCCCACUCUCACUUCAUUCCCCUCCCUUCAACCUUCUGUCUGCCAGUGUCUCUCUUUAAUUGUCUGCAUUUUUCUCUCUCAAAUACCCACUGAGACAAACACUUGUUCAAUUGUUAUCCAGGAGAAAACUCUUUUCAUUCAGACAGCCGCACACUGAGAGAGAGCGAGUCGUGAGAAAACAUGUGAGAGGUAGAGAAAAACGGCUCCAGUGUUGCUUUAACUUUUUAGAUUGAUUGAUUUGUCAAGAUUUACUUUUUCAGAAGAGACUAACAUCCCUCACCAGAUUUACUUCUCUGGAGUUCAAGUUUAAUAGGUAUAAAUCAGACAACACUUUUGGUGUCCUCUGAAAGUCUUGAGGAAUAAAAUAUUUAGUAAAAACACCACCUGAUUGAUAUGAUUCAAAAAGCCCAAAUUAAUACAGUUAAAGACGAUUACCAGAAUAUAUUGGAAAACGAGACUCAAAUUUGACAAUUAAAAAAGGAAUCCAGACUUAAACAUAACACCUCGUAUUAGGUACAAGUGUAAUUCUUUGAAAUUUCGGUAAACUGUACUUGACGCCUAUCUCUGUAACGCACUAUAAAUAUAUGUAUAAUGCGUUAUAAUCACAUUAUAGCACCGUAUAACUAUAGUUAUAAACACUCAUAAAUGAUCAUAAUACUUUAUAGCAAUAAUUAUAACACAUUAUAGAGCAUUUUAUCAUGACUUACAAGGUCAGGUAUAAUAUUGUGUUAUAACUGUGUAUAACUCACUGACAAUGCCCACAUAGAUAAUGUAUUAUACAUAUAUUUACAUAUGUGAACUUGUAUAACUAUCAUUAUAAACUCUCAUUAAUUAUCAUAAGGCUUUAUAACAAUAAGCAUAUCUCAUUAUAAUAUCUGACUUUGUAAGUCAUGAUAAAAUGCUUUAUAAUGUGUUAUGAUUAUUGCUAUAAAGCAUUAUGAUCAUUUAUGAGUGUUUAAAACUAUAGUUAUACAGUGCUUUAACAUGAUUAUAACUCAUUACAAAUAUAAUUAUAAUGUGUUAUAGAGAUAGGUGUCAAGUAAAGUGUUUACAAAAUUUCUCACGGUUGACACAGUGGAACACAAAGACAUGAAGGAGAAUAUAUGAAAAGAAAUACUCUGUUAAAGGAUAGGCAUGUUUCCUGCACUGGAGAGAGCCAAAGGAGGAAAACUAUGUGUGAACAGAUAUAACAAAUGAAACAAAAACAAAAACGUUCUGGUUCACAUUCAGUCAUUAGCGUGUUAUAGUGACAUUGAGUUGAUCUUUGAUAGACAGGAAAAACACUGAGUAAUGCAAUUGUUGGUAAUUUUAUGGUCAAAAUCUGUUCAAUUAUUGUCACACUAGUUUAAUGUGAUGACGGUAUUUUUGAAAACAGCAUGACAACAUUACUCAGCAAUGAACUUUUAAGGACACGACUUAUAAGUAUAGAAAACAGUGAACGGAGGCCAUCGAAGGACGACCAUAUGUCUGCUAACUCCAAACAGUAACAAGCACUGAAAACCUGAUAGAGGCAACAACCAUGACGUUCUAUCAAUACCACAUUUAAGAACAAAAGAAACUGAACUAAUGUUCCUGGACUUUUGGCAAAAACUGUCAAUAAAUUUGUCAUGCUCAGAGAAAAAACAACUUCUCCUAAAGAAGUCAAAUGAUUAACACUAAACGACAAGUCAAACACAUGACUAAAAACUUUAAAUUUCAACACAGUUACAUUUUUGACGUGUUUCGGCAGUCACUUCCUCAGAAGUGUCUGCGUGGACACUUACGCAGACACUUCUGAGGAAGGUUGAAGUUUCCACCGAAACAUGUCAAGGUACGUUGAAAAGGAUUACAUAUCUGAGAUAAAGGAAAAAAGAAAACGAUUUUUAAGAAACUGAAGACAUAAUGAACAUCAUUCAACAUGUACUCUGAUGUUUUAGACCCUUAUGUUGUUUUUAAAAAAGCUGAUUAACGUUUAGUUCUGGGGAAAAAGGAUUGAAGUUUGAGAGGCCAAAGUAGGACACAGUUUGGAGCACUUAUGGAUGUUAGUAAACCUGGAAUAAGUUACUUGGCCUCAAAUAUUCUUCUUUGGUUUGGAUUUGUCAGGGUAAUGCUCUUUUAUUAAGUAUUUAAUGAUGAUAUGAUACAAACAUUCGGAUGUACAGCUGCUGCUGCUCUUACUGCAAUACCUCAGCAGUCAGAUUUAGUAUCGGGAAGUGUUUUAAACUCAUCAUAAUAAAAAUAGAUAUGAUGCAAGACAAAGAGGAGGUGACAGUGUGGCUGGAGGGAUCAUAAUGUUUUUCAUGUGCAGCGGACAGUGUGCGUGGAUGAAGUUAUCUGGGUGGAAGGGCAUGCUGUUAUUUAAGUUUUAACUCUGCAGGAGAGACUGUACAUGUGUAAAUAGAGUUAGAGCUAUAAAUUUCACUGGUGCACAUCUGGCCUGGUGUCAUGGUGUUCACUUUAUGAUUUAGGUAUUGCAAAUUUUUCGAUGCAUGAAACUGUUUGAGCUCUGUGCGCAGGUGAUGAAAAUAGUUACAUUCUGUCUUUGCGGUCUGAUAACAGGAUCACUUCCAAAGAGUUAAGCAGUCAGACCGCACAUGGACACAAAUACUGGAAAUUAUUUGUACUGCGCUGCGGUGACGGCUGAUGGAACAAAUGCACAGGAUGCCAAAUGUAUAGGCUAUCUGGGAGAUGUUUAACUUCUGCUUCUUACAUUUGGUUUUGACAGUUUCUCACCGCCUUGCCCACCUGAGGUUAUUUUUGCAACUUAAUAUACAGCUUCCCAGACACACUACACAUAUACAAAUUGAUAGCUAUAAGCUGCAGAAGAACACAUUUAAAUCGUUAAGCUGUGCAGCAUCCCUCUGGAUACCAGUUGUGCUGAUCUUUGCAUUUUUGUCCCGUACAACAACCCCCCUUGCAUAAGAGUUUCGUGUUCAAGAGUUUAUUUUGGCAUGUCAUGUACAUCAUAUAUGAGUGGAAUGUUCUUGUCUUCGUCCAAGAAAGAGCUGCAACAUUCGUUUAUUGAUUGAUAUGUCCAUGCAUAUAAAACAGUGAAUAUAAAUUAUAUUUUCUUCUAGAUUUUUGUAAAGAAAAAAAGAAAACUAUCGAGUCUUUAACCAUGAUAUCAUUGUAAGAUGUCAAUCAGUCUGCAAGUCCUUUACUUUAGUCCAGAUAAGUCCUUCAACAGCAGCACACAGUGCACAUAUUGUACAGCUAUCUGCAGAUCUCUCAUACUAAAUCCUCAUGUAAUUGUUGAUCCUCUGUUUUUCAUCCAGAGCCAAUAUUUAGUUAAACAUUUGUACUUGUCCUUUAUUUUGUGAUUGACUGAACAUCUUUAAGGCUACGUUCAUACCGCAGGUUAUGAUUCACAAUUCGGAUUUUUUAUUAAAUCCGAUCUUUUUAUGCGGUCGUUCAACGAAUGCGGCAUCUAAUGUGAACAGAAUACAUCCGUGAAGUGACCCGCAUGCACACAAAGCACAAAUUGCUUUCCGCGCUUGUUUGUGUUGUCGAACAAUGGUGACGUUUGUCGCAUAAUGACGACGUAUAGGUCGGAUAAACGGGACCUGAGCGUCCGUACUGCAGUCGCAUCGGAUACAUAUCUGUUUUAUAUCCAAGUACAAAAGAGGCCUGGGUCGGGUUUAAAAAAAUCAGAACUGCACUGUUCACACUUGCAUGAAAAAAUCAGAUAUGUGUCACAUAUGGUUAAAAAUUCGGAAUUGACCUGCAGUGUGAACAUAGCCUAAUAUUUAAGUGAGCUGCACUGGUCUGAGCACAAUAAGUGAUACUUCAGAUUUGCAGUUAUAUCAUUUUAAAGGCUUUUUUUUAUCAAAGCAAAACCUACAAUCAGAACUGAAAACAAUUUUCUUAAUGUGCCUUUGAAUUUUGGAGAAAGAAUUUCAUUGUCAGCUGUGUUUGUUUUAUUCCAACUGUCCUUCCAGGAUUCAUUAUCCCGUCCCCUGGAUAUGACAUUUGGAAAACAGAGCUGAAAAGAAAGGCAUCAUGUUCUCUCCUCUCUGCCCCCUCAGAAAAGUAACAAUAGGUUUAACAGAUCAGUUUUUUUCACAGAUUCAGAAGACAAAAAUGUCACCUUUGUGCAUGAAAAAAUGUUAAUAGAGGAUAUUGUUCUGGUAUUUGUAAGUCAGGCUGAGUUGGGUGUCUGUUUGGCUGAAGGUCAGAUAUCACAAACACAAAACACAUACUUGCACACACUUUAGGUGGUUUCACAGAUAUAGAUAGCUAUAGAAAAACAUUCAGUCUGCAAGGCUGUGCAUGCUCUGCCUGUGUGUUAAGAUGCAUGAGUCUACAUUAACAAGUCUAUAGAUCCUCGUCUGUGUUUUCUGUGACAACUUGUCCUGUCUCAGAUUGUCGACAGAGGUAAAACCUCAACUCUACAGGUAUUACUUGCUCUUUUCUCGGCUUCUUUUUUGCAUGUACACCACCUGUCUCUUUGUAUGUUGAUUUGUACCAUUUAGUGUAGGGAUGGGUGUGUUAGUGUGAUGUUACGCAGUGAAAGCUAUGAUUAAAGAGAAGAGAGGGGACAUAACAGCCGAUGACAACUCUUUCUCUCCUCCUCUGCCUUUACACAGAGUUUGCAGAACAGUCAGUUCUUUCUGCUGAUAAGUUCAGGUCAUCUGCUGCAGGGAUUCGACUGUGAUUAAGGUGAUUUGUAGAUGCUGAUCACUUUCAGUUUGGAAAUUCCUUUUUUUAUGUUUCUGCUGAAAGGUUUGAUAAAAUGGUCGAGGUUCACAUGACCUUAUAGCUGUUUCAAAUAAGGAACAGCUGUUCUAAAACUCCACUUACUGUUAAGAUCAGAAAUACUCAUCUCUUAUUAAAGAUGUAGAUGUAAAGAAUUCAUGUUGGUAACUGUAAUUUUGAAACUUCCUUUUCUCAGAGAAAGAAUUUGUAUUGACAAUUUCCCCCGGAUUUUGGUUAUUUUUGCAAAAAAAUAUAAAUGAUACUGUCGCGGGUUCAGUUUCUUUAAGUUCUUUUUCGGUUGUGGAGGGAAAGAUGAUGGCACAGUCGAGAACCGAGUACGGUGAUUUCCUUUUAUUUACACCAUCUCCAAAAAAAUACCCACAGGUGAAAACUCUUAUGUACAAAAAAUAUUUACAAAAAUUAUUUACAAAAAAGACAGAGGAAAAACUAUUUACAAACCGCAAUUCAAAUACCAGGACCAACAUACGUCUGCUCAACCAGGAGGCACCCCAACAAGUGAGCUGAGCUCCUUUAAAUACCCCUUGGCCCCUCCUCCGGACAAACCAAUCAAAACAAUCUAGGGGUUUUUCAAGAUAUCAGCUAUUAUAUCAUAACUAAUAUUUCUACAUACACAAAAUAAUACAAAGCAAUUACUGUUGCUCACACCCUCCACAUGGCUGAGCCAAUAUUAAACCCAAACACAAUAUUUUUCCUAUAAAUCAAUUUGUUCCCGGACUUUGGUUUCUCCCUGGGUCACCUGACCCGCGGAGGCACGUCACCUAGUGCUACUUAACAGGUGACCCGGAACUGCCUCUGUUCAGUCCAUGAAGCGGAGACAGAAGGUGAGUGUGUAUGUGUGUGCGUGUACGUGUAAGCGAGACCCGUGUAGGUGUUUGAGUGUGCACCCUCUAACACCAACCACGGGGACGCAAGAGUCCAAUUAUUGUUUUUAAAUGUUCAUUUUGACUCCCGUCCGUCUGUCACUCCAGCCGCGAGUGACCACGCUAUUCCCCCACGUCGGCGCCGAGCGACGAGGGAGAGCGAGAGGGAGAGAAGGCGUCCAGCCGCGAGAGAGAGCGUGCGUCCAGCCGCGAGAGAGAGAGCGGCCAGCCGCGAGGGAGAGAGCGGCCAGCCGCGAUGAGGACGGCGUUAGUGGCGCCCCGCCACAUUACCCCUCUCCUCCCCGAGGUUGGCGAUGUGCGGCAACCUUGACAGAUAGUCUGCCACAACAUUGCUCUUGCCCGGCCGAUGGUGGAUCCGGAAUCUGAAUGGUUGGAGGGAGAGGUACCAGCGGGUGAGACGACUGUUGUGAUCCUUCAUCGAAUGAAUCCACGUCAGCGCCCGAUGGUCAGUCUCCAAGUCGAACUCCCUCCCCAGCAGGUAGUAUCUCAUACUCUCCAGGGCCCAUUUGAUCGCCAGGCCUUCCUUCUCCACCGUGGAGUACCUGGUCUCCCGUGGCAGCAGCUUGCGGCUCAGGUACAGCACUGGUCGCUCCUCCCCAGGUUCACCUUGGGCCAGGACUGCCCCCAGUCCCACAGCUGAAGCGUCCGUCUGGACCAGGAACCGCUGUCUGAAGUCAGGGCUUCUCAAAACUGGCGAAGAGCACAAGCAGGCUUUGAGAGCGUGGAAGGCCGUCUCGCAGUCAUUGUUCCAGAUGACAGGGUUUCUCUGGUCCUUCGCUGUCAGAGCUGUCAGAGGCGCUGCGAUGGUGGCAAACUGUGGGACGAACCUUCUGUACCAGCCGGCCAAACCCAAGAAGGACCUCACCUCCUUCUUGGUUCGAGGGCGUGGGCAGCUGCGGAUGGCCUCCACCUUGUCCACCUGCGGCCGGACCUCCCCUCGUCCCAGCCGGUACCCCAGGUACUCUGUCUCCUCCUUAGCCCACUGGCAUUUGGCUGGAUUCAGUGUCAGGCCUGCCUGCUGGAUCUGGCCCAGGACUCGCUCCAGGUGAUGCAGGUGCUGCUCCCAGGUGUCACUGAAGAUGACCACAUCAUCCAGGUAGGCAGCACUGCAGUCCUCACACCCCCGUAGAACCUGGUCCAUCAGUCUCUGGAAGGUGGCGGGUGCCCCAUGCAGGCCAAAGGGCAUCACCGUGAACUGGAAGAGGCCGGAAGGUGUCUGGAACGCUGUGUAGGGACGACUGGAUGCUUCCAAGGGUACCUGCCAGUAGCCCUUACAGAGGUCCAGGGUGGUGAUGAACCUGGCCCGGCCAAUCCUCUCCAGCAGCUCGUCGAUCCGUGGCAUCGGGUAGGCGUCAAACUCCGACAUUGCGUUCAGCUUCCUGAAGUCGAUGCAGAUGCGGAGGGAACCGUCCUUCUUCACCACAAUGACCACUGGGCUGCACCACUCGGACUGCGACGGUUCGAUCACCCCCAGGCGCUGCAUCUCUUCCACCUCCUUCAGGAGCUUGGCCACCAGAUGUUGUGGCACCCGGUAACUCCUCUGGCGAACUGGCCCCUUGUCUUUCAGGUGGACCACGUGCUCGAUGAGGCCGGUCCUCCCCGGGCUGGCAGCGAAGAGCUUGGAGACCCUCUCGAACACCUGGCACAGCUGGCUGGACUGGACAGCAGAGAGAUGGCCCAGAGCAGGUUCAGCAUACUGGUGGCGGUCGGCGAGGAUACACUCCUCCUCCCCUUCACUGUCCCCCUCCAUCACCAAUAGGGCCGCCACAGGGCCCUGAGCUGGAGCCUCCUUCCACUCCUUCAGCAGGUUGAUGUGGUAGACCUGCUUUGCCCUUUUCUUGUCCGGGUGGUGGAUCUCAUAGGUCACAGGGCCCAUCUUCCGGAGGACGGUGUACGGGCCCUGCCACUUGGCAAGCAGCUUGCUGUUGGAGGAUGGGAGGAGGAGUAGGACCUUCUGGCCGGGCUGGAACUCUCUGCGUCUGGCAUGUUGGUCGUACCACGCCUUCUGGGCCUGCUGGGCUUCGCGCAGGUUGACCUCGGCCUCCUCCCGGUACUUUGCCAGCCGGUCCCUCAUCUCCAACACGAAUUGGACCACACUGCGGUCACUGGUGCCUGUUGCAGGAGCCUCCCACGUCUUUAGAAGCAGAUCCAAUGGCCCCUGUACCUCCCAGCCAUACAGUAGUUCAAACGGGGAGAACCCCGUGGAGGCUUGGGGAACCUCUCGGUAGGCGAAAAGCAGGAAGGGUAACCACUGGUCCCAGUCUUGCCCGGUGUCAGACACAAAUUUCUGCAGCAUCUUCUUGAGGGUUUGGUUGAAACGCUCAACCAAGCCAUCUGUCUGAGGGUGGUAUGGGGUGGUCUUGAUUGUGGAGACCCCCAACUGUCGGUGGAAGAGCUGCAGGAGUCUGGAGGUGAAAUUAGUCCCCUGGUCUGUGAUGAUCUCGUCUGGAAUACCCACCCUGGAGAACAGCUGGACCAGGCAACGCAACACAGCCGGAGCAGUGACCGUGCGCAGGGGAAAAGCCUCAGGGAAACGAGUGGCAUAAUCACAGACCACCAGGAUGUACUGGUGCCCUCCGCUGCUCCUCACCAAUGGGCCAACAAUGUCCAUGGCUAUCCGCCUAAAUGGAGUGGAGAUCACGGGUAGUGGUUGGAGGUAGGCACGGUCUGAUUGGCGGACAAAGCAAGUCUUCUGACAGGUGGGACAGGUUUUACAAAAUGUUUGUACAUCCGCAUACAUGGAAGGCCAGAAGAACCUUGCAGAUAUCCGCAGGUAGGUUUUGUUGCGACCAAGAUGACCAGCCCAAGGCAAGGUGUGUGCCAGGUGCAUGAUCAUCUGCCGACAUGACACAGGAACCACCAGGCGUCUGACCUCAUCUGUCAUCGCAUAGAGCACAUUAUUGUCCACAACAAACCAGUCUUUGUCCUUCUUUGCUAGGUCCUGUCCCCAAACCACCUUGGCGAACAGGGGCGUCAGAGUUGUGUCCUCCCUUUGUAAGGCCCCAAUGUCCUCUGGCACAUUCCAUCUGUCCUUUGCCAGCCCCUUUUUUCGGUCUGGCUCCUGGGAUUUCAGCCCCUUCUCAAACCGCCGCUGACGGCGGGACUUUCUGGGGCCCUUUGUGCCCCCCUCAAACAAACCACUGUCCAGGGUUGAAAAAAGUUCUGGCUCAGGGCCCUUUUCCUGCCCUGGGCCGGUUGCAAUCCCCGCUCUGGCCUGGGCACGGGUGAUCACCAGCCCAGACAACCCUUUCCCCAGGUCACUGGCUGUGGGUCCUGCCUCCAGCAGCACGUCCAGUAGCACUGGGAAGUCCCAACCCAGGAUCGCAGCCACAGGCAACCUAUCCACCACCCCCACAGUCAGCAGAUAAGGCUGCUCGUCCACUACCACUGUCACCUCAGCUGUGGGGUAGGAAUGGCUGUCCCCGUGUGCGCACAGAAUGUCUUCCUGUCUGCUAUAAUCCACACUGCCCGUUGGCACCAGCUCCCUUCGCACCAGCGUCAGGAAGCUCCCAGAGUCAACCAAAGCAGUCACACAUUCCCCAUUUAUGGUUAUUUCCUUGAAUCUUGGUUGCCGUCCCCCAGCACUUGCAACCUCCGCUCGGGGAGUGUAGCAGGCACUGCUAAGCUUGGCUUUUCUGAUGGGGCACAGAGCAGCCUUGUGUCCUGCUUGCUGGCAGUAAAAACAAAUAAGCUCCUUACCAGGGCUGCGCUGGCGAGGUGCGGACCGAGGUUCUCCUGUUGGAUGCUGGCUGGCUCUGGCCGCUGGUCUGGGCUGUGAUGAAACCUGCCGACUGGGUCCACCCUGGUUGACUGUCGGGCCUCCCCUCCGUGCGUUAAGGUACUGCAGUGCCAGCUUCCCUGCAGUUAGCCCAUCCGUCGGCUCAUGCUCCUUCACCCAGGUGCGGAUGUCAGCCGGGAAGACCCUCAGCAGCUGCUCCAAUAUGACCUGCUCCCCGAUCUGCUCCUUUGUAUGCUGCUCUGGCCGGACCCAUCGACGGUAGAGACCCUUUAAGCGGUGGUAAGUCUCUGUGGGGUUCUCUCCUGGUGGGACAGCCAUGGACCGGAACUGCUGGCGAUAAGUCUCCGGGGAGAUGUCAAAUUUCAUCAGGAGCGCUGCCUUCAGGUCCGGGUAGGAGUGAGCCAGGUCCUCAUCCAUCGCUGUGUAAGCCUCCAGCGCCUUUCCAGUUAGCAGAGGCACCAGGCGACAGGCCCACUCACUGUCUGGCCAACCCCACGUUCUGGCAAUGCGCUCGAAGCGGAGCAGGUAAUUUUCAAUGUCCUCUCCCGCCAGAUACUGAGGGAUCUUGGGGUCACCCCAGGGUCGGCUCUCAGACCUAGGAGGUUCUGCCAGGCUACUUGCCCUAAUCCUUGGUGCCUCCACGGGAGAACUGCGUCGUGGCCGAGGAGCUGGAGUUGGUAACUCAAGACGGAGGCUCAUAGUUGAUCCAGCAGAUGGCGGAGUGGUUCUUGGUGCUGGACUUGGUGUUACCGGCCUCCGUUCUGCCUCAGGCUGCUGCAGUGGGACUGGUAAGGCAGCUCGAAGCCCUCUGAGCUCUGCAAGCAAGCCCUCCUCUCUCCUCUGCUGCCCCUCCAGGAAAGUUCUCAUCACUGUAAGCAGCUCCGCCCCAGCACCUGAAGUUCCCGGGUCUGCCUGCCAGGAAGGCCCAGCAGCACCCUCUUCAUCCUCAUCCUCUGUGGCCCAGGCUGCUUCCUCCACAGCUUCUUCCACUUUUUGUGACCGCAGUCCGGUCCGUCUUCCUGUGAACCGGAUGCGUCCCCUUCGACUGGCCAUCCCACUUCUGACACCAAAUGUCGCGGGUUCAGUUUCUUUAAGUUCUUUUUCGGUUGUGGAGGGAAAGAUGAUGGCACAGUCGAGAACCGAGUACGGUGAUUUCCUUUUAUUUACACCAUCUCCAAAAAAAUACCCACAGGUGAAAACUCUUAUGUACAAAAAAUAUUUACAAAAAUUAUUUACAAAAAAGACAGAGGAAAAACUAUUUACAAACCGCAAUUCAAAUACCAGGACCAACAUACGUCUGCUCAACCAGGAGGCACCCCAACAAGUGAGCUGAGCUCCUUUAAAUACCCCUUGGCCCCUCCUCCGGACAAACCAAUCAAAACAAUCUAGGGGUUUUUCAAGAUAUCAGCUAUUAUAUCAUAACUAAUAUUUCUACAUACACAAAAUAAUACAAAGCAAUUACUGUUGCUCACACCCUCCACAUGGCUGAGCCAAUAUUAAACCCAAACACAAUAUUUUUCCUAUAAAUCAAUUUGUUCCCGGACUUUGGUUUCUCCCUGGGUCACCUGACCCGCGGAGGCACGUCACCUAGUGCUACUUAACAGGUGACCCGGAACUGCCUCUGUUCAGUCCAUGAAGCGGAGACAGAAGGUGAGUGUGUAUGUGUGUGCGUGUACGUGUAAGCGAGACCCGUGUAGGUGUUUGAGUGUGCACCCUCUAACACCAACCACGGGGACGCAAGAGUCCAAUUAUUGUUUUUAAAUGUUCAUUUUGACUCCCGUCCGUCUGUCACUCCAGCCGCGAGUGACCACGCUAUUCCCCCACGUCGGCGCCGAGCGACGAGGGAGAGCGAGAGGGAGAGAAGGCGUCCAGCCGCGAGAGAGAGCGUGCGUCCAGCCGCGAGAGAGAGAGCGGCCAGCCGCGAGGGAGAGAGCGGCCAGCCGCGAUGAGGACGGCGUUAGUGGCGCCCCGCCACAGAUACCUAAACAACAAAUCCCAUAACUUUGAUGAUUUAUUACUGUUUUUUGUUUUUGUACUGCUUCGUAAGUAGCUGCGUUUACAUGGGCACAAAUAAUCUGAAUAAAUGCCUGAUCGCAAUAAAAAUGUGUCAUGUAAACAUGUCGUUCAGAAGAUUCCGAUCCAAUUUGGCUCAAUCGAAAAGUGAUUGUAUUCCGAUUUAGAGGGGUGGGUUUAUGUCAAUUGUUAUUCCGAAACGCCUAAACACUAAUUCCGAUCGAGACUCUCUUACCUGACUCGGUCUUCACUCUUUAGCCUUUGUCUUAUUUAUUGAGGUCAGAACAGGAGGUUUCAUUAUUAACACUCUGGCAUAAAACACAACAGCAGGCACCGCGUCUGCUCCACCGGAAACAUUACAAGAAAAUAAAGUGCAAUGAUGUCACAUCAGCACAGGCGUCAAUACAGCUCUUCUUCUGUGGUUGUUUUAGCAAAAUCAGACAACUCCAUGAUCGGAUUAUUUAAUUUUGCAUCCAUAUAAAUAGUGGAUUCAGAUUAUCUGAUCCCUCAAAUUUUUAAUCAGAUCAGGAAAUUUUGCCUGUGUAGACUUGGCUAAUGACUUUGAUUGCCUAGUUUUGGAAAAAAGAUAUAUACAUAUAUUGUCAAGUAUUUUGAGUUGUGAAUAAGUAUCUGAAAAACUCUUUUUUUUCAAAAAAUAGUUGAAAAACCAUGUGUUACCGUCUUUAUUUAAUAUCAAUCUACUCCUCCAUGUGCUCUCAAUGUUUGUGAGGGUUCAUAAAAAAACAUGAAGAAUUCAUGUCACUGUCAUACUCCACAUCCCCAUGUGUCAUUAAAUCUUUUGAUAUAAACCAUUGUGAUAUACAUUCAAUUAAAAAAUGUUAGUUUUUCUAUAAAUCAAAGGUACAAAAUCUUCUCUGGGGCGUGUUUUUAAUCAAAGGACACAACGGUCAUUAUUUGAGAUCUUGAAAUGCCCGUUGUUGUAAACCUUUGAGAAAAAGAGUCUUUGUUCAGAUCUUGUGAAUCACUUGAAGAUGUUUCAUAUGUGAGUCAAAGGCUGUUGAGUAAUUCUGUGGGAUUUGUUGGGCUUCAGGCUGAUUUCCAAAUGCCAUUUUGUGUAAUCAUGCAUCAGCUAUGACUUUCUUUUUACGUGAAUCAACAUUAAUGCAGGAAUGUCGACAACAAAGGGCAAAUUUGUAUUCAGCACAGAUGUUGUAUCAUUGUGGGUAACUUCUGAGGAAACGUGGAUGGUACUAAUGCGUGGUUACACAAAUCACUUCCAGUUUCAAACUACUAAGCACUUAUUUUCUAUUUCUGGAAUCAUCAAGACUCUUUGUCGAAAUACUGCUACUCUGUCCAUGAUAAGGGUGUAGCUUUUGUGACUGUUAUAAAGACAUAUGUAGGUUUUCUUGGUUUUCCCAUGUAUCAGCAGGGAAAAGCAGGUUAAAGUUUCUGCUUGUGAAACUGGGUUUCUGUUGCCACUAAAAACAACAGAAAACCCCUGGAACUCAACAGUGUGAUUUAAUAUUGUGUAUGUGUUCAAAUUACAUAGGUUUCCUUCAGCCCAUCAAAAAGCUAUUCGGGUUGUCUAAACAGUUCAGAAACAAGUCCUUCUUUUGGUAUGUAUGAAAGUUGGUGGUCGUUAUGGUGUUACAGUACACAGAGAGGAGAUAGCUUUUCAAACUCUGCACUCGUGUUUUUUAUUACUUGGAUGGACAGCAUAAUAAAAACACGUCAAGUCCACUAAAAGUAGAUUGUUAUAGUAGACUGUAUUUAGAAGGCCGUCUGCCUCCUCGCUGGGUGAAGCCACUCUGAAAACAGCACCCUCUGCUGACGGGCUGCAGUAUAGGUCAUAAAUCCAGCCUCCUCCAGCAAUUCCUAUGGAGCUGUGGACAACUUUGGAAAUUAAUUCCACAGGAUAUAAAUUUUACUCCCCCCUGCUUGCGAUGUUGACAUGUAGUUAGUGUAAGACUGGUUUGUGCUCAAGUCCUCUUUUUCCGUACAGCUUCAUUUUUAAAAGUUAUUAGGGGGUUCAUGUUUUCUAUGAUUGACACUUGAUACAACCUAUGGGCGUACGCAGAUUGCAAACUCCACUCAGGGGAUACGCUGUUUGAGCCGAGCGUCAUCACAUCCAUUCUCGGCGGCUUUCCCGCCGAAUGCGUACAACGCUACUGCGCAAGUCAUGGAGUGCGUACAACGCUACUGCGCAAUGAUGGUUUCAGGAAGUGAAGAAAAAUUGCGAAAAUAUCGAGAGCUUUUCGGCUUCUAAUACGUAUACUGGUGGAAGGCGUAACCAAGUUGUCCAUCGUAUAUACAGUCUAUAAUUAUUACAAGUGCAUCUGGUGAUCUUGCUCUUUACUCAGAACUAAACAAUACAACAUUCAUUGCAGUUGAAAUUUUUUAGGGCUGUCGUAUUUUACUGUAUUAGUUUUCGAUGCACACUUUAUUAACGGGCAAGUUCUCCCAAUUUAGCACAUUGUUUGAGAGAUUUGUGUACCUUUUUUACUUUGUCAAACUGCUAAUGGUAUUCUUAGAUAUAACAUCAUGAUUGGUAACUAUAAAAAUAAAUCCUUUUCUUUCUUCAGUGAUGAGUUUAGAUAAAGGGCUAACCAAAGACCACUCUGUCUCCCUCUCUCUGUCUGGCAGGUAACCACAUGCUGUUGCGGGUGUUACCCUCGGUCUACCCCAGACAGCCGGACACUAUCCACAACCAUCUAGGUAACCUCACCCAGAUGAUGUCGCAGUUGGAGUCCUCAGAGCAACAACACCUGAUCAGACUCAUUCAGAUGGUUGCUGAGCAACAUCCACUUGUGAGUUUUGUUUUUGUUCCUGUGUUCGUUUAUUCUUCUGCAGCAUUUCCUGAGGAUCCUGAGAGGUUCCAAGAACAGGUAGAAUAUGAAAUCCCUCUAGCAAGCUCCGAGUCUACCCUUGGGCUUCCUCCGAGUUAGACAAGUCUGUAACAUCUCUCAAGGUUGGAAUCCAAGAGGCAGUCGUAUGAAAAGUCCAAACCACCUUGACUGGCUCUAGAUUUGAUGUAAAGAAGCAGCAGCUCUACUCCAAUUCCAGGGUUGAAUGUAGAUUGACUGAAAUUUAAAUCUUUACCUUCCAGCUCGGCUGUUACUUCACCACAACAGUCUGCUGAUGCAGUACUAACCCACCUGUGAACCUUAUGAGUCUUACCCUUACUCAUGAACAAGACUCCCACGAAACUUGAACUCCAUCAGUUAGGGUAAAGACUCACUCAGAGUCCAACUUGCGUUGAGAACAUGUCUUAUUGUGUCCAGUAUGUGGAAACAGCUCUCAUUUUGGUCAUACAAGGAUCGAAUUGCUUGUAAUGAAAGCCCACAAAACCCGUAUUCCAGCAGUACCCCCCACAAGACCCCCUAAGGGACAGGAUCAUAGGCUUUCUCCAAGAUGAAGGAUGUGUUUGCUUUUUUGUGUAACAUUUCUUCCCAUGAGUCAAGCUUAAUUAGACCUUUUAUCAUUCAAGUGGGCCAUAUCCUGCGCAGAGCUCAUUUGGAGAUGUUGAAAAAAGCCACUGGAACGUAGUAAGAAGUGAAGAAAUGGAGCAGUGAAUGUGGAGUAAACAUUUCUCAGUAGGAAUUCCCUUAAUCCUUCAUAUUUGGAGCCGAGCUCCUGAUGUUUAACAUGAGGGGAAAGUACCACAUACCAGCAAACAGAGCACAUGCUGCUGAAACAUGGACAGUCUCACUCAUAUGGGAGGCACUGAGGAGACUAAACCAGCCAUCUGGAGUCAUUCUAAUCCCCACCCCCCGCACAGAUGCAUUAAAUAUUUCCAUUGUGAAUGUGGCUGCACUCAUCACAGUAGUUACCAAAGCACCGGCAUUAAAAAAACAAACUCUUACUGGAUGUGACUUAGCAUUAAAAAAAGAUCAAUUACAUAACUUUAAUUGAUUAUAAUUAUUCAGACUCAUUAAGUUUAGCAGCAGGAGGGAUGAAAAUGUUUGGCAUUGUUAGUCAGAUCCAGUCUCGUGCAGUCCGGAUAAUGAGGAGGAACUUUUCAUUCACUCAGUUUGUCAACACAGUCCUACUGUUAAGCUUUUGUGUAUUAUUAGUCACAAGUCCCUUCAUCCUCGUCCAAGGUCACUUCUCUCACCUCCAGCCUUCAUUAAAAUAACAUCAAGCCUUUCUCUGCUGGUGAUUGUUUCUGAGUGCUGAAAGGAUUUCUGCUUUAAUCCAAAAUAAUGAACACUAGUUUGAUCUCCUUCUCUCUGUUUCUUCUUAUUCUUACAGAUGUUGAGUCCUCAAGUGCCUGUGUUAAUAAGUCACCUGGGAGACCAAUCCCUGACUGAGGCUCUGCUGGGUUCACUCGUGGACGUGUCGCAGGCCAGUCCCUCAUCACUGGUCAGCUUUUUGCCAACACUGAGGGUUGUGGGACAGCAGUGUCCUGCUCUCCUGGGUCACGUGGCUAAAAUCCAUGGUGCUGUGGGUAUCAUAAGUGAGGUACAAAGGCACACACAAACACUAACACACACAGAAGUACUAUGGUUGGGACCCUAUAUGUACUGUUGAUGAAGUUAGGUGCUGUUUUAAGCAGUAUUUGUGGUUAUAGAGUGGUGUUUUGGUUGAGGUUUGUGUGUGGUUCUUUAGACCGCUGUGUAUUGCUAUUGUGCGGCCGUUACUGAAGUUGGUAUAACUAGAGAAGCCAUCAGUCGGCAACAUUCAUCUCUCAAGGGGGUGUCUAACUCUGUGUUAUGGUUUGUUUGACCAUAAGUUAAAUUUACGCUGGAAUAUCCCUUUAAUGUCAGUACGAUCUUAUCCAUGUUUGCUGAUAUGUAUUCAGUUUAAAAAUGCCCUUUCUUAUUUUAGAUAAUAUUUAGCAUCAACAAACAAUCAAAAUGUAGAAACUGCUAUUUUCUUGAUGCAUCAUCAGCUCCAUUCAGCAAAUAUCUCUAGUACUGAUACAGCACCAAAACUAAAGUCAUUGAUAUGUGCCAAUAUACUGUAUAUGAUGGUAUGGACAUUCACCUGUUGCCUUGUUGGUAGUGCGUACUUUCUCUCAUGGGUUUACAAAAGGCACACACUAGAAAAAAUGGAUAUUGACAGAAAAAGUCUGCUUCUCUGCCACAUAACUUCUCUGUUUUCCUGCCGAGUUUAAAACACACAUUUAGGCACUAAACAGGACAAGCUGAUCUGGGCUAUUUAUUGCUGUCAAACACUAACCACCCACAUUCACUGAGAACAUUUGUCCUAAACAAACAUUAAAAGAGAGUUUUGAAUUUCCAUGAUAAGAGAAAAGGACCCAACACAAAUUUCUGUCUUGCUGGGUUGAGGGAAAUCUUGGACAGGGAGACUGUCGAAUUGUAUUUGCUUGCGUCAACACAACAGUGCAAGCAAAGCACAAUUCAUGGGAACACAAAACUCAGAAAAAGUCGUUUUUACACCCCUUAGUGUAACUUAGUAGAGAAAUGUGUUCUAGCGUUAAUGUGAUCAAAACUUGAAAGAGCUAAACGCCUGGAUUUGAACAUUUUCAUCCAUGUUAUGUAAAACCAAACUCAGUUAUAUUUAGAUUGAAAUCUUUUGUCAGCAAGUGUUGAUAUGCUGGCGGGCUGAGUUAAGAUGGUAAUAAUGAAACAUACAACUUUCUCUGGAGUCCAUCUGCAUAUACUAGCAUUAUCAUUGUGAACGUGUUAGCAUGCUGACAUGAGCGUUUACCUCACGCUGUUUCAAAGUAUCACACUCAUGAUUGUUAUUUUAAUUUAAUCUUAUCUGAAAGUGGUUCAAAGGUGAUCAUGAUAUCAUCAGGAAAGGUGUGUGAAUAAUCAUUGUCUCGGGGGACAGAGGAGAUGAGGGUACAGGAACUGAAAAGACAAGAGAUAUCAUACUUUUAAAAACAAAAUGCAAAGAUUAGCAACAUUCAUCAAAACAUAAUUCUACCUUUGUUAAAAAUGAGCAUUUUGAUUUUUACAUUACGCAGAAAACAGAGUACAUUGACAUGUCAUUUAUAGACAAUGUUAUUUGAUGAAACUAUGCGUAAUGGGGCAUAUAUUGGAUCAAACCAUUUUUGUUAUUUUUAAAGAAGAUGUUCUCAUCAGAGUCAGACAGUAAAAAUCUUUGGGUCUUGUAAGAUACCUGAAAAACUGGUGCCAGUGUUUGGAUAAACAAGUGGAUAAACACAUAAACAGACACCUGGAUGAUGGUCCUGGAAAUGAUUGCAAAGAAUUUUAUCCCACCAUUCGUCUGAAAGAUUCAGAGAUUCACAACCCCCUCAUCCAAACGAUUCAAUCUUUUUGUUAAAUAACCUGCCAACCCAGCUUUAGAGAAGACACAAACACACACAAACACACGCACAACGUCACGGGUUGUUCAGACCUCAGUGUCCUGUCUUUCUUCACAUUGGAACCAUUUGGAAAAUAACCCAUGUUUUUCUGGGAAAUGCCUCCUCAGAGGCCUCCUGGUGAUGGCAGUGGAGAGUACCUCCUGUGGGUUCAUGUUUGUGCCCUAAACACACACAUACACACACUCACACACUCACACAUAUACACACAUUUUUCUCUUGGAAGCAUUUGCAAUGGAUUCUAGCCGGAUUGCACAAUUCUCACCUCAGCUCCUUUACCUCCUGAUGGGAAUUAUUCUAUACUGUGUUUCUGGACUUAUUGCCCAUAAUACAUCAAGACAAACAACCCCCAGUGCAGUGUGCUGACAUGCUGGCCAAUCCAACCAUCCAGUUCAGUAAAUCUGAGUUUGAGUAAGGGCAUUUUCCAUUUGGCGUGACUGCUGUUUCAGAAAUAUGUCGAUGGAGCUCCUCUGCUAUUUGUGCAUUUGUGGUGGUCUUGCUCUGUUAUUUUUUUAGUCUACUUUUGCUAUUUGUUCCUCUUUCUGUGAUAAUUAUAGCAUGAUAUAUCAUUAAGCCAAAACAACAUUAACUUUAUUGUACAUUCCUCAAUGGUACAUUAAAACUAUCUCUUAAAUAAUGUCAGUAAAUAUCUUAACUGUAUGUAUUCAUCAUACUUUCAAAACAGUUUUGUUAAAUGAAGCACUUCAUGUCGAAUUGUUAAACCUGCAAUAACAUGCUACAGUCCGUGCUCCAUAUUCAAAGUACUGCUUUUCAAAUCAGGGUAGGUGCUCCCUUCAGGGGUAAUAAGAUAGGACUAUUUCAAAAUUUUUGAGAGUUUUUGCCUCAUCAGGUUUGUUGAAUGGAAAAAAAUAAUAAUCUGAGAAUACCUCAAAGCUCAUAAAACUUUUGAAACUUUGAAAAGGGGUCCAAAGUUAACUUUACUCUGUUAUAAAGUGUAACUAAGCAGGGAACAGCUGGCAUAGAAGAUAGCAUCCUAAAAAUAAAAAACGAACCCCUCUGGUGAGCAUGAUCUCAACUCCAGGAAAAACAUAUUUCCAGCUCGAAUGAGGAAAUAAAUUCUGCUUAAAAAAUUUAGUUCUUGGUACAAUAGGGACACUAUUGUAUAACUACUGGGUAAAAGUACAACCAUAUGCAGUCUUGGUUGAUAGGCAAACUGAAAUAUUUUUGAUGAGUAUUUUUGAUCAGCCAAAUAACUGUUGACAUCAACUUUUGACAAGAGAGCUAGAGGCACUCAGGGGAUGUGACACAUACGACUUCUUUCACUCAACUCCCUCACCUUGUUACCUUGUUCAGAUACGAUUUGAAAGUUGGACUGAUCCCUCCUUUGCAGUGUAUGUAUGUAUAUACAUAUCACGAAUAAUUAAUGCUGGGCAAGAACCCUCAUAUGUUAAUGGACACAGAGGUUUCUCCAUGAGUGUCGUUGGGGAGAGAGUUGAGCAUGUGCCAGAUUACAGCUCCAAGGUAAGCAGACACAUCAGAGAUCUAAUCUGUAAUCAGUGGAGAACCAAGCAACUGAGCAAACAUGGAAAAAAAAGACGUUUUUUUCUUCUCCUAGCUGUUACAUCAGAUUGAAGUUUUUCAACAGAAAUCUCUUGCACACAAAUAUGUGUGCUACUGCCAGAGGAGAUUGGCUCCCAGAGUUUGUGUUAUAAAGAGAACCGAGCGAUGGGAGUGAAUGAGCCAAGUGGUGUGUUUUUGUUUUUGUUAAUUUGAACACAGCAGGCAGAAAUAAUAAUUCAUAUCCUCCAGAUCUGUACCUCUCCUGUCAAAUCUACUCUUUGGAGCUAUGUACUCUUACAUUAUAUUUUGAGAUUAUGAAAUUAUAGUUCAAUAGGAAGUCUAUUUCUGUUUUUGAUCAGUGUUUUUUUCUUCAUCUUUUGGCUAUUAUUCCACUUUUGAGGGGUUUUGCGUAAGAUUUCUUACAGUCUGUUUGUCGGGAUUUUGUAUACUAAUUACAAAUUUUAUAUAGAUUCAACAUAACCCAGAACAGAUAUCCACCCCCCACCCCCUCGGCACUCAGCUCUAGCAGAUAGACAUAUACUGUAUAUAAACUAGAAAAGCACUCGGAGAGCGCAGACCUCCACCAAGCAGCUCAUGUCCCCCCUUAUAUUGUGAUUCACACCAAAUCUUUUACUGUUACGUGUCUUUUAUUAACUUUUAUUUGUGUUUAAACUGGUAUGUUCACUGUUCAUAAUGUUCCUAAAACAAGAAAUGCCCUGACCUGGAUUUGAACCCAGGACCUUCUGGUUGUGAGGUGACAGUGCUAACCACUACACCACUGUGCCGCCCAUUCUUUAUCUUUCAGAACUGACAAUUCUAAUGACACCUUUAUUUUUGUGUGUUCUGGAUCACAGUAUCCAGAAUUUUGUCCGGAUCACAACAGACAAACAAACAAACAAACCAAUGCUACCGGAAACAUAACCUCCUUUGCAGAGGUAAUAAAAGAGGCUCAGCAUUGUAGUCCUCAGUUCACAGUGAUUGGAUAUCUUGUGCUAUUAACAUAAGACAGAAAGGGGUUCCCAGUCUUCUCAAAUGAGACAUCCUUACCAAUCAGAGUCAGUCUAAUGUUUUCUAAUUUAAGAAAACAAAGCACCUCCUUAAUCCAGUUUGUAUGGGUAGGUGGGACUGGGGAUUUCCAUUUUAACAGUAUCAACCUCCUGGGUUACAGAGUUGUGAAUGCGUAAGAUUUCUAAAUCAGUGGUGUAUCCAGGACCCCAAUUCAAAGUCAAGUUGUUUUUUUCCCUGUACAACUUGAUACCAGCAGGCCCUUUGUUACCUACUGGGCAUUCAUUGGAAAACCAUAAAAACUGUGGCAUUUUUCACUCUUAAACUGUCCAUGUUGCAGGUUCUGGACAUGCUAAAGUGUUUGAAAUUAUUGCUGUGAAAUCGUCUUGACAAUAUAUUGUCUGACAAUAAAAACACCAGCUUUGGAGCAGAAGUUGUGCAUUGGACCCUACAUACUUGUAAAUAACUCCCUGACAUGUGCUUUAGUGCUCAGUGGGGCCCUUCCUUUUUUGGUACUUUCCAGCAAUCACAUAUAAUUUAGGGUAUUCACAAGCUAGUUAACCUGUGAAACAUGUCCAAACUGUGCCGUAACUGCAUUCUUCUGUCCUUGUUACAAGGUGUGUUUAAGCUCUGGAAGCACAGGUUGGCCCUGUCUGACUUUUCUGUCCUCCCAUCCAUCAACCGUUCUCUCUCUGAGUCAGUUCUGAGUCAGUGGAGGUCAUAUGUUCUUCUUUCGUUCAAAGCAGUGUACGGUUUUACAAGUGAAGAGUUUUUUUUUAAAGAAAGUUCUGUUUUUACUUCUGUUCUCAGAUGGGGUUUAGAGGGCUUUGGUUUUGCCUUUUAACCACUAGGAGCUACAUUAAAUCACUUUUUGCAUCAUAGUGAUUUCAGAGUUAAGCAUUUAAUGACAAAUAACUGUUUCAUGCUUUGUUAAAAUAAGAUGUUAGAAUCCCAAAUGAUUAAGGACACAUUUGAAAAACUUGAAAUACAUUUGAUGACUGUAGAGGACAAGAAUGGCCAUGGAUUUUAUCUUUUUUAUGCCGUUAUCUUGUGUUGAAAUAACAAAAAAAAUCAUUUUCAUGAGAAAACAAACUUUGUUGUAUUGAGAUAACGAGAUAUUAAGUCAUUAUCACAAGAUAACUGUGCAUUAAAAAAACAAAACAGAAAAAUCUAUGGCUGUCGUCAACAUCCUUCGAUGACUCUAAAAUACUUUUUUUUCAUAGCCUUUAAGUCAGUAUUGGGGAAGCCUAGACAAAAAUAUAAGCUUUUGAAAUGAACAUUUACUGCACUGCUACAAGCUGUCCCACAAAAGUAACUUACUAUAAGCUUACAAAAUGAACUCACUUCAUGGCCCUAUGACAGUGUUAAUCUCAUUAAAUCAGAUAAACGACUAAUGUAUUUGAUCUUUUUCAAUUUAAUCUUAAGUCGUUGAACAUGAUUACAUUUUUUGAUCACAACCAAUACAAUGUUUGUGUGCACAUUGUGUGUACAUCAUUUGUAUCACAGAUGGAUCGUGGGAAAGUCAACCCAUUUCAGAUGACUCAAUGUUUAUAUUUGUUUUUGUCUUUUUGAAACAAUGGGAGUUGGAACAAUACGCCCAAACUGCUUUAAAGUGUAAAACUAAUGUGCGUUGAGUUACAUAAAGGUCACUCUUUAUUUACCAAAACACAUGUGGGGAGUGAAGCAACAUGUUCAUGGUGUUCUUCUACACAACAGUGGCUCCAUAUUCAGUGACUAGUAGUUCAAUCUUAAACAACCACAACAUCAGAAAUAACAUUUGAAUUAACUCAAUGUUUUUGUACUACAAAAAAAAAAAAAAAUGUUACUGCCUGAACUUCCUUUUUUUUAAACACCAUUUGUUCAGUUUUACCACAAAGUCUCCCUGAUAUAAACAGAUUUUACUCUUACACCACUCUCACUCUGUGGUUUCCUUUGUCCAGCCUCAUGCUCACAGCUCGCUGGUCUACCUGGUCUCCCUUCUGGGCAGCAUGGAGCACAGCUUUCACCACACUCUCCUGCUGGAAAUCCGAGCUCUUACUGACCGCUACCCAUCUGUCCUGGGAGGCUGCGGCAAAGACCUUUACAGGAUGAGCAACUCCUUCACUGCUAUAGCAAGACUGCUGGGAAGGAGACUGGAGGAGAGCACGGACACACACUGCAGGUUUGAAGAGAUAAAUAUAACAUCUAAUAUUUCACUUUACACAAUUACACAAUUGGGGUAGCAGGAGGUAGAGCGGUGGUCCAACAGCUGGAAGGUUGACAGCUCGAUUCCUCCUUAUCCCUAAUCUGUCUGUUGUGUCCCUGGGCAAGACACUUAACCCACCUUGCUCCCAGUGUGCAUCCUCUAGUAGUGUAUGUUUGUGAGUCAGAGGUAGUUUUCCACCACCAGAGUGUGACUGUGUGAGCGAAUGGUGUAUCCAGUGUAAAGCGCUUUGAGGGUCUCUGAUAAAGCACUAUAUAAAAAUCUGAUGCAUUAUUUUUUAUUAACCCUUGAACACUAUCGCUAAAAUUAGUAACACCAUUACUAUCGCUGGGUGAUUUUAACACGAUUUGAUAUACCCAAGAAAAAGUACUUGUCAUCAAAAUAUAUUAAAAUAGGGCAAAAAAUGACAAAUUAAAGUAGUUUUCUUUUAUUUUUAACUGUGCAAUGUCCAGAGGGAGGCAAAAAAGGACCAUGUAAAAAUGCAACAAAAUAGGCAUUCAAAUUAAAUUAGGCAUUCAUGAACAAAAAAUUCCUAUAUAUACGUAUGUAUAUUUGUGAUAGUUAUUUAUAACCACUGCGCUAAAUAAAGAUAGCAUGCAAAUUCCAGGACCACUCUUACUGAACUUAUUCCCUGCAUGCAGCUAUAAAAUCCACCCAAACCUACUUACCCUCUAUCAAUAUUGCCGGGUGAAAAUCUCCUGAACACAUGCCUGUAGGAAAAAGCAGCUUUUGAAUCAGGGAAACAAAUAUGCCUUCAAAGAUGUCAAAGGCAAUGACCCAUGAUACCCAGAAAAACGUUGCAUAAUGAAAAUCACAUUUUCAUGUUUGUCAGGUGAAAAUCACCCAGCAAUAGUGUUCUAGGGUUAAUAUUACAAUCAAUAGGCCUAUUCUUUUUUCGAGCUUUUGUCAAAAGGGCCAGCAUAAGCAUGUUGUACAAUUAUGAGGCUUAUGAGAUGGAUGAAGGAGGCAGCAGGUUGGUGUAGCAGGUCCCACAGCAGCCUAAACCCAUAGUAAUAUAACUAGAGGCUAAUCCACAGCAAGCCUAGGCCAUCUCUUACAAUAAUCCUUCAUCAAAAUCCUGUUAGGCCUCUUCCAAUCAGAUAUGAUUAAACCACACACAGUUGUGAUAAAGUGAUUUCCUAAAUGUCACGCUCUGAAAACUGCAAAUGAAGUAUCAGUUUCAGUUUAAAUACAAAUUUCCAAACAUUGGCUCUAAGCCUUGGAAAUUGGCCGAUCUCUGUGUGCGUCACAAAGAGUAGUCAAGAGUUUUGAAACUGGUGCUUCUUGCACAAAACCAAAACCAUCGAGCUCACACAUUUAUUCAAUUUGAGGCACAAAAAACUAAAUAGAUUUGGUAACAUCCGCCACAAAAAUGUUUCUUCUUUGUAAUUGUCUAACAUUAAGGAUCCUCUGAUGACUUCUUUACUAGUUUAACAGUGAAUGAAAGUCACGAAAAGUGCAUUUUUAUGUAUGGGUUUGGUAGUUUUGUGUUAUUGUACUUAAGUUAACAUCUGGCUGUAGUGUGGGAAUGACUCGCAGUGCGCUCUCUGAAAUGAGAACAUUGUGUGCAGAAUCGGAGGUUUCCAAAUGCUUUGCUUGGGGUCUUCUGGAGGAAAGAUUGAGGGAAUGAUUGAUUGAGAGAGGCAGGGUGGUUUAUUAUCCAGAGAGCAAAAGGACGAGGAUAGAGGAAGAACUACAAAAGUCCCCUUUCAGUAAACAAAAGGACUGUUAGAUGAAGUUAUCAAGACUAGAGCACGAGAGGAAACAAUUAGUUUUAGUUAGACAACAAAAGAGAGGAGACAGGCACCAAAGUGACAGACAGAAAACAAAGAGAGACAAAGAGAGAGGAGAUGAAAUGUGGCCAACAAAACAGGGUUAGAAGAAGGCUGAGGAGACAGAGGAAUAUCUAGUUAUUGUGAGAAGUGAGAAUUACAGGACAGUGACCGAGAGAGUGAAGAUUGGUGGAUUUUUGUAAGGCCCAACUGGUCCUUUUGAGAUUUAUCAAUGAACUUCAUACUCGUCUACCAUCUGUGAUCCUCUGCCCUGUGUCUGUGGGUUUUACAGGGUAGCUGAGCAGUGCUCGCAGUCGCUCUGUACACCUCUGCUAGUGAGAGGAGGAGUGGGGAGGUCAGAGCAACGUCUACAGGUUAAGAUCCAGGCCUUGGAAGAGAAAAUGGGAGAGGAGAAUGGGGGAGAGGAGGAGGAGGAGGAGGAAGAGGGAGACUCUCUGCCACUCCAGCGUCGCUACAGCCUGAGCCAGGCUGUCAGGGAAGAGAGACGAGAGAUGAGAUUCAACAGGUGACUUGAAAUCAAACUGUACACGAGUACCUGAACUUUGACUGCAUGAGGAAAAACUCUUUUAUAAACUAUAGAAAGUGUUUUUACUGAACAUGACAUCAGAUUUUCUUGUUUUGUCCUUCAUUGUCUGCUUUGUUACAAUGUUAAUGUCAUUUAGCAGAUGCUUUAAUCCAAAGUGACAAAUUCAAAAGCAUGAACAAUACAAGUAAAGAUCUAGACAAAAGAAACUAGAUCAGUAAGACCCACAAAGUGCUUCAAGUCCAUUUGGAUGCAGGUACUGUCAUGCAGUGUGAAAGGCAAUGCACAAAGUGUAUAUAAGAUUUUUUUUGUUUAUUAAUUUUUUUAAUGAACAUGAACAAUGAAGCAACCAGUUAUCGAUAUAAGACCUUUGACUGACUUCACCGCAGUUGUGACCAAAGUACCAAAUGCUGGGUCACUCACAAAGAGUUGGGCACAAAAUCCCAGAGGAAGAGUUUUGUUCCACAUUAGUCUUAAAAUAAAGGUAUCAUAGGAGUUGCUUAUUAAUGGGAUGUACUUUCUGGGACAUCUAUACCGUACCCUAUAAAUCCUCAGGUAUUGUUUUCGUUUUCAUACUCAAAGUUUGAUUUUAAAUUCAUGUUGCUGGAUGGAGAACAGAGACAAAAAUAACAUGUCACUUCAUUGAUUCUGUUUGACUGGGCUGUUUAUUGAAGAGUGACAUUUUUAAAUCUAACGGCAUGUGUUUCUGCUGCAGAACAGUGUAAUAUAAUCUUUGCAAAUGUGGAAUAGCCAUAACUUACAUAACCAUUGUUAUAACGUUAACAUUAAACUUUAAGCUGCUUGGCUGUAGUUGCUAUAUUGGAUAUAAUCCGUUUCUCUAUAUCAUCAUUAUUGUCAUUGCUCAUAGAGAAAUAUUCCUUUUGACUUCAAGUAUUAAAUUUUGCACCGCUUAUACUGUUUUCAUGAUGUAAUCCUCCUCAGGUCAAAGAGUCUGGCCCUCCACACUGUGCGCUCACGCUCUAUCAACUCAGACACGGGGGAUGAUGGAGAAGGCUUGGAUCAUAACCCGGAGAGCAUCUUCUCCAACACGUUGCCAAAUUGUCUCUCUGAAAACCAGGAAGCUCCGUCCUCUGAGAGGAAACAUUUGGGCGACGCCUCCAUGUCUGUCACAGCUGCUCUGGACCAGGGGGUCAGAGAGACUGAGAGAAGUCAGAGCAACGACAAGGACAGAGAGAAGGAGGAGGAGGAGGAGGAAGCCGACAGACUCUUCAUCCAUUUAAGAGACAAUAUGGAGACGAUCAGGGAGUUCUCUAAAGACAUGGUGCAGCAGAUCCCCAUACCAGAGCACUGUAUAAUCGAAGGUAAUGUGAACAUGACUAACAACUUAACCCUCCUAUUAUCCUUAAAUAUUAUUGACACGUUUUCCCCUUGGGGUCAAUCUGACUCCAGGUAUAUUUGCCUCCAGAAAAUGAUUUACAUGCAAUUUUUGACCAAGAUUUUUUGUCAGGUGCUUUGUUUAUUUGUUGAGUACAUAAAUAACCCCUCAAUAAUGGAAACUAUCGGUGGGUUGACCUGUUCUCUAGCGCCACCAAUAGGCCAAACUUUUAAAGUAGAAUGAAUGUUGAAAAGUUUUCAUACAGAUCUUCUCAAAUUUACUGACAACCUUAAUGACCAUAAAAGGAUGGACCCUACUGGUUUUGGUGAUGAUAGGACCUUUCCUGUAGCGCCACCAUCAGGUCAAACUUUCAGUUUUACAGUUAGAGUAUCUUGAAAAUCUGUCAUCCAACAUUUUUCUAAUCUGGGGUUCACAUUUAUGACUCUCACAGAAUGAACCAUAUUGAUUAUUUUGCAUGAACUACCCAUGUUCUAGUGAGAAUACCCCAGCCUCCACAGCACAGGAAACACAGUAUCAGUCCUACUUCGACACGUGUGAGUACAGCAGGUCACUCAUACACAUACACACACACACACACACACCUUCAUACCCAUGGUGCAGGAAAGUUUCAUAUUGUUUCCCCUUCUCCCAUGUCAUGAUAGCACCAAAAAUGGAAAAUUAUGGUCCCUGUACUGACUUCAACAACAAGGUAUACGUACUGUGGACUGUGUGUCUUUCCGCCAUGUUGAACAUGUUCAUUAUUCGAGCUCUUCAUAUAACCAUCAAUUGAAAAUAUUGUAUUUGAGAUGAUCAUUUUAGAUGUAUUGGUAGUUGGAAAGACUUGGGUGUGAUCAACUUGCAAGCCUUCAGUGGCUUCCUCAUUUUUGCAGGCGCUUACAAGUCAAGUUCCCACAUGUGCAUACCACCACCUCUCUUUUUUCUAACUCAAAAGUAUCAACUCUGCACCUGUAGGUAUGGGGAUGUUAGGUCACACACGCAGACAGGCAAGUUUUACACAGUCAAAACAGCUUGGGGUCAAAUUGACCCCAGAGGAACACCGAUGUGUACAGCACAUUAAAAGAAUAUAUCAUCAUGAUAAUUUUAUGCUUAAUCAGUUUCCCCAUUAAAUUAGGAAAAGUCAUAAAAAAGCAAAAAAAGUAAAGUCAAGUAUAAUUUUUUAAAUAAUAAACAUUUAAUGGGGUCAAAUUGACCCCAAAGAUAGUAGGAGGAUUAAUCAGUGAAUGUUUACUGUCUGGUGUGGUUUAAUGUGUGGCAUCAGUACACCUCUCUUUUUUAUUUUCACCUUCUAUCUAAUGUACACACACAUGCACACAGAUGCUGCUUUGCACAACUGUCUGUGUGUUGAUAAGUGUUUCUUCGACCUCGAUCAGACAAGGAUAAAUGACUCUUGAAGAAAUAGUUUCGUUUCAUUACUUGAAGAGCCGAUAAAGGAUUUCAUUACCGUCUAGAGGACAUAUGGGUGUGAUUUUGUCCUUCUUCUCAGGGAUAAAUAAAAGCCCUCAAUAUUUGUCACUGACCUCCUUCAAUUUAUAUCCAAUCUGGCUUGAUUGUCCCAUAUAUCUUAUCUCUGACUUUUACUGCAACAAGACCCACUGUAUGACACCAGUUAUUUAGUUCUUUCUUCUCAUCUGGUAAAUAGUAUUACAUGAUUUUGAACAUAUCUUUUGAUCUUAAAAAACAGAGGUAAUGAUUGCUGCAAGAUUACAGUCUUUGUGGAGUUCUGAAUAAUCUCAUUCAUCACUUUUUAUUAUUUAAAUACAUUUUUCAUGACGUCUGAUGUUUGCAGAUGUAAACUAUUGCCAUCUCCAAGGGUUCAAGACAGAUGAGUUAUCAACUUGUUCCAGCCCGCUGGAAAAAGCUCAUUCCAGUUCUGUCUAACGUUAGCCAAUCAGCCUUAAAGGAUGUUCUUCAUAUUUUCAAUAGAUCUGCUUCUUUGGCUACUCAAGAUGUACAUUUAGUAUGAUCAAUAGCUGGAUUUGGGAACUUUAUGGGAUUCUGAGUAUAACCAGAUCUGUUAUCUUAUGCAGCUACUGCAGUGCAUGCUGUAAUCCAGGGUGAAAGUAUAUACUCUGUGGGGCUGAUGUCAUCGAGCUAAUUGUUUUAAUUAAUCAAGGUAUAGAGGUAGAGGAUUGUUUUAAGGUGGCCAGGGUCAUUUUAUCAAGUAACAUCAAUACAACAUGGUCAUGCUUAAGUGAAACCAGAUGAAUGUUAUGCAGACAUAUUUAAGUAAGCAUGACGUAAAAAUAUAUAAUAUACAUGAAUGUUGUAGAGUUGUGUGAGAGUGCACAUGUGCAUUUAUACCUAAUUUCUAUCAGUCUGUGUCAGAAACAAAUUUUAAGGUUGAGCAGUUCAUGUAAAAAACAAUGAAAUGAGAAACCUCUUACUUUUCUAAACAAGGCUAUUCUGUUUGCUUAAACUUUUAAAAUCAAUUUUAACUUUUCAAGUUUCAUAAAUGUUCUGGGAUUUGAUGUUUUAGUCUUAUUAAUCUCUUUUAAUUUGUUCUCAUUUUUCACUUAUCAAUUCGAUUCGCUCUACUCGAGUCAAGACUUUACGCUGCCUUUUAGCAGAUGCCGUCAUAACCUCCUCUGCAGAGAACCGGAUUCGAUCAGUUUUUAGCUGCCCUGUGAGGUCCAGAGAUGGAAAUAAGUAGUAAUGCCUCUGUGUGAUAUGAUCUACAAAAGCAUGGGGGGUAGUGUCAAAUGAGACAAUUUACAGCAUACUGAAGGAUCAGAAUUUUUUCCAAACUUUUUAUAACAUUAAGUUAUAAAAAGUCACUGUUCAAAGAAAGCACAAAGAGAUUCUAAGUCAGAAAGCACUUAAAAAUAAUAAAAACAAAAGUUCCUCUUAACCAAUAAUUAGGGCUGGGCGAUAUGCUAAAAAGUUUAUGACGAUAUAUGUCUUUCAUAUCAGUCGAUAUUGAUAUAUUUUAUAAUAUAAAAAUGAAAUUUAACAGUUCUUCGAUGUUUUGUCGUAAAGUGUGGCGCUAGAGAAAACGGACUGAAUGGUCACCUGUUUAGGCUGCACAGGCACCAUGGGCUCCUUGCUGCGCUCAGAGUUUAACCUUUUGCAUUGCGCAUGCUCUGCCACAUGGCACCGCUUCAGGUAGUGAAAAAGAUUUGAGGUAUUCCCCGACUUUACAAGAACAUGUACUUGACAUAAUUUGCAGCGCACAUUACUCUGCCUCAUGUCUGACCUCAAAAAAACCACAAUACCUCCACACCACUGACGUUUUUGUGCCAGUGUUGUCGACCAUGUUGUCAUCUGUUGAGCCUUCAUCUGACAGUGCUGUCAGCUUCACAUGUUAAAGUGCUAUGGUUGCGUGUAGCUGCAGCCUGCUACUACACAGUUGUUUGCUACUUGGUUCUAAUUCAGCACAUGAUUGGUUCAGCAUGAAGUGGACCCGGAGCAACUCCCCUUUUCAUUGGCUAUUCGUAUAGUCUACUAAGACAUGGCAGAAUGCAGACUAUCGAAAAACAUAUUGACCAUGUUUUAUAUUGAAAUUGAGGGAAAUUAAUCUUCGAUAUAUAUCGUCAUUCUUUUAUCACCCAGCCAUACUAACAAUGUAAAAUUUGCUGUAUACAUUCAGAGGCAUAAAGUUCCUGUCAACGAGAACACCAAGACCUGGUGCAGACGUUCACUCGCACAGAUCUAACCAACAAUUUCUCACUCAUCAUACCUUGUACAUCAGUAUGCAGUAAGACGGCCAUAAAUUUUCUUCAUGCCUGUCAUUGAGCUAUCUGUGACCAUGAACUGCACCUUUGGGGACACAGCUUCAUUAUUUGAACUUAUUAAACUACACACACACAGACACACAAAAUUAGCACCAAGCUAACACACAAGAGGUGAUGAUAUUUUGAUGGACAGGGGAGGAUGUUAUUGCUCCUCCUUUGGUCAUAAUGUCAUUUUAACCUAGAGCCAGCCAGGAGUCAUUGGGUACACACACAUACACACAUACACCCAGGCAUGCACACACUUACAACAGGAAACAAGACAAAAAAUAACAAACUCCUCCUUCGGCCUCUGGUAAGUUGAUUAAAUCUGAAAAAGAAUGUAAAUAUACACAUGUUAGACAUACACUCAUUCCUCGUGCCAUAAUUGGUGCUUUGCAUUUUCUCUCAUAGUAUUAAGUCUCUUAAUGAGAAUCAACCCCAGGGCCCUUAGGAUAUGAUGUCACAGGUUGUCUCAGCUGAAUGAUGUCUUAAUGGCUUGGCUGGCCUACACAUUUGCUGCUGACGCUCUAUCUCAGGGGAUGAUAAGGAUUACACAGUGCAGAGCAUAAGCAAAUGUACGGCUAUGGCUCAGUGGAAGAAGAGUGGGUUGUUGACCAACUCAUAGAUUCGAUCCCUGUCUGCCUGAGGUCUACAUGUGGAAUUGUCCAUCGGCAAGAAACUGGCAUUGUCCUGCGUCUAUAAACUAAUAACUGGCCUUGCAUGGCAGUAGUGUGUCAAUGUGUGAAAUGUGAGAUACUUUCACUUUGAUUUAAUAAUUUUCUGUGAUGAGGAGAACUUUAAAGUUGGAAAAAAAGGAGUCUGAUCUCUAUUUACAUUUUGGAUAUUCAUUUUCUGAAACUGAUCUGAACUGGAUUUGGUGUCUCACAGUUUCUUGGCAUAAAACAGUAGAAGGUAAUCAGAACAUAACUAUUUCACUUUAUAUGCAUUAAAAUGACGACUCACAUGUGGUUUUGAUGAUACGAAACAGAAGCUGCUGGUUUCCUCUCAGUGACUGUGGCUCGGGGUGGGGGGUUGUUGUGGGAGGUGUUGGUGGGAGAAGCCAUGCUCUUCUGAUCAGAGACCCUAUGCCCUUGCGUGCUGUGAAUCAUUCUGUAAAUAUGUUCCCAAGGUUGCACAAGUCCAUCUGUGCCAGAACAAAGAUAAAAUCAUACAGAGGAAAUGUUUGAACCGACUCCGAUUAUGAGUAUUUAUUUUAUUAUGUGCACAUUUUUAGCAUCUGCUAGGUCAGUGGUUCUCAAGUCCAGUCUUGGAGGCCCACUGUCCUGCAUGUUUUGGAUGUUUCCCUGCUCCAACACACCUGAUUCAAAUGAUCAGCUCGUUAUCAAGCUCUGUACUGGCUUAAUAACGAGCUGAUCAUUUGAAUCAGGUGUGUUGGAGCAGGAAACAUUCAAAACAUGCAGGACAGUGGGCCUCGAAGACUGGACUUGAGAACCACUGUUCUAGACCAUUGGUUCCCAAUCUUAGGACUAGAGUAAAUUCUAUCUUCACCUGUAGAUAAAACUGCUGAAAAGAUUCUUUUGAUGAAAACAUUAAAAUUCAUUAUUAUUUUAGACAGUAUCAGCAUCCAUUUUGUGAGGGUUGUGAAGUAUUGUUGGCUCCAAGGGGGAAAAGACUGUGUUAGAUAUUAAUGGUGAAGUCAUUCUUAUAUGUUUAUGUAUCCAUGUUUGUGUGACAGACUCAAAUCGGGGAUGUGUGGCAAAGCUGUCAUUUUCCUGUCCUCUAAAGGGCCACUACUGCCUGUACACCAAAUCCUGUUUCAACCUGACCAGCCGACAGCCUCAUCUUUGGAUACAAAUCAUGCUGCUGCAUCUACAGGUGAUGUCCCAUCAUGUUGAACAUUCAUCUCAGUUUUUAAGAUUUUACAACAACAAGGGCAAUAGUUUAUAGCCGUGUGCACUCAAUCACAGCCAUAGACUGUAUGUACAAUGGACGCCGUCUGCCUCCUCGCUGGGUGAAGCCACUUCGAGAACAGCACCCUCUGGUGACGGGCUGCAGUAUAGGUUAUAAAUCCCGCCUCCUCCAGCAAUACUUAUGGAGCUGUAGACAAACUUUAGAAAUUUAUCACACAGAGUAUAAAUUUUUCUCCCCCCUGCUUGCGAUGUUGACAUGUAGUUACUGUAAGACUGGUUUGUGCUCAAGUCCUCUUUUUUUCUGUGCAGCUCCAUUUUUAAAAGUUAUUAGGGGGUUCGUGUUUUCUAUGAUACAUUCUAUGGGCAUAAAAAUUGCGUAGCUCUCCCGGGGGAUACGCUGUUUAAGCCGAGUGUCAUCACAGCAGCUAUCGCCGCUUCUCCUGCCGAAUGCGUACAAUGCUACCGCACAAGUGGUGGAGUGCGUACAACGCUACUACGCAAACUGAGGCUAACUUUGAAAUUUGACUUUUUGUUUAUUUAUUUCUUUAUUGCCUCAGACAAAGCUUUAUCUAUAACUUAACAGCUGGAACAAAUUGCAUGCCUUUUUCAAAAACGUGUCUUUUUUUAUUUGGAAUUACAACCAAUAAAGUAAGCUAAUCCCCUUGUCAUAUUUGGAGAUAUAUGAGGUAUAUCCUGGAAAUGUAAAGUUUUAAGUGACCCUUUUGUCUAUCUUUACUGCCAUAAAACAUGACCUCCUAAAACUAUCUUUGCCUUUUUAUUUCUAUGUUUCACACUGUUUUAUUUCCCCUCUCUUUUGACCAGAGUAAGUCCAGUGUCCCUCUUUGCUCCAGAGACGAUUGUGUCCAGAGACUUGUUUCUCUUUGGGAGAAGACGCAGCUGAAAGGAGCUCACAGCUUCCCAAUGGCCAUGACUCAGCAAACAACCCCACACAGAAAGGUAUCACAAUGUGCACGUGUGUGUGUGUGUCCUCACGUGUGUUAUGUCAGUAUGUGUGUAUGUGUUUCCUGCUGAAAGCUAUCUGUAUGCAGCAAAGAGGAUGAUGUCAUGGGUAGAAGGAAACACUCAGGAUAGGAAAGUGUCAGAGUUCAACAUAAACUUUGUUUAAAUUAGGUACUCACUAAAUGGACACUUCUGUAAACAGUCCUUCUGCCCACCCUGACUCCUCAUCUUUACUGUGUCUGUUUAUGUGUGUUUGUGUGAUGGAUAGUGUGACUGUCUCUGUGUUUUGGAUGUGGUUGAUGUUCCCCAUGUAUGCAACUCCCAUAUACUGUGACAAGCUAAGUGGUUGCUAGGAAACAAUUAGAUCCAUAAAGAAAAGACGAAUGAUAUUUUUCUUUUUCUGAACAUGUGUUAUCAUGUUAUUGGGAUGACCCAGCAAUGGUUUCCUUAUGGAGCCUGGACAAAUCCAAGGACUCGUGGACACAGAAACACAUGGGCACCACACAGUUAGUCAGGGGAGAAAUACCCAUGCUGUGUGACUUAGCCUUCAUGAAGAGAUUGUAAACCUCUGCUUUUACUGUCUGCGCUACAUCAGUCGACAGUAAAAUCUUUGAUUUACUUUUUCAAUCACCAGUAGAAAAGUUUCCUGUAUUUCACUGCAGUGCCACUACUGUAAAGAAGAAGUUCAACAUUUCAGAAUCAGCCAGCAGCAAUGUAGCGGAGAGGUGUAAUGCAUUUCAAUAUUCAAGCUUUCAAUAUGUACUCCCAAAAAGUCAUGUUUUUUUUUUAAAUUAGUAAAACCAUAGUAUGUUUUAUAUGUGUACCAACAUUACUGUUAAUCUCUGUUCUUCAUACAUACUUUUCUGUUUAGUCAUUGUGAUUAUUGUGAUGAAAGCGUAUAAUGCAUGCAAAGGAUAUGCAUUCUUGCCUACAUGAACAUAUGGUGCACCCCAGAGUUUGGGGAUCUGACAUGUUGUCGUCCUUGCUUAGCUUAAAUUUGGACAAUGGUAAAAAAAAAAUAAAAAAAAAACCUUGGCUGUGUUGAAAAUUAACACAAUCCAACUUCAAAAGCUCAGAGCAAAAGAGGUGGGUGCACACCAAAAACCAAAAAUCUGAGCUUUUAACAGGAAGGAAAAGGAGAGUAAAAAAGGUCACAACCUUUCUCCAUCCAUGUGCUCUCCAUUUCCUUUUCGCUUUGCUUCUCCCCUUAUUAGACCUGCAGCUUCACUCUUGUCUCUGCCAGCCAAUCAGAAACACAUGUAGCUGAAAGCAAGGAGACAAGAGAUGCCAACUGGAGGAAAGCGUAGGCAUGUGAUAAAGAUUAUUGAUCAUUUACCGACAGGGACAUUUAGAGGAAAUCUGUUUGCUUUUAUGAGGUUUAAGAGUUGUAAUGAGGAUUUAUGGUUGGCUCCUGACAGUUUAUCUUAGUUUAAUAGCCAAGAAAUAAUGCAAAGCUGGUGUAAGAGAGAAGAAGAGGAACAGGUAAGGAAGAGGGAGGAUAAAAAACUGCAGUAACACUUAACAGGAAAAGAGUUGAAAGAGAUACAGGGAGAAAUUAUAGGUCAAUGAGUUUAAAGCAUGACAAAAGUAACAAAAAAGAGGAGAAAAUAUCUUAUACUGUAAAAAUAAAAAAGCUGGAAAACUCAAAAUCUCAAGAUAACUUCCUUCACUAGAUUUUGGGGUUUUGAUACCAACUCAAUUUUUUAAGUUUUGAAGAAAAGUUGAGCCAAAAAAAACCCUUAAUUGAAGUAACUUACAAGUCCUGAUUGAUAAAACUUGGAAUUUGAAGUCUUAUCCCAACUUCGGGUGACCAUAUGUCUUCUUUUACCCAGACAUGUCUUCUUUCUUGGGGGCUGUCCGGCCUUGUUCGGCUUUGUCCGGGGAAGUUUAUAAAAUCUUUCAAAUGUCCGUGGUUUUGUACGGAAGUUUCGAGUUUGUGUUAUGUGGACUUACUGAGUUAGAAGCACGUAAAAGACACUCGAUCUGACCUGAAAAACUCUCCAAAUUAACUUUGUGUGACUCUGUGACUCCGCCCCCACUUAGUCGUAUCCUCUUUUGGGGGAUUCAGAAUAUGGUCACCCUAUCCCAACCUAUAAUUGUUUUGUUAGAUAAUUUAUCUUCCAUAACUUUAAAAGCUUAGGUUUUUUAGUUCCACUCAUGCAUGACCAAUAAAGAGGAGCAGGAGAGAGCUGAAAGAAAGGAUAAUGAGUUUUAAUUUAAGUGCAUUUGUCAAAAAGAGAGUGAGGAAAAUAAAAGGAGCUACAGACUGGAUUGGGAGAUUUGUUGUAGACGUGGAGACGGUAAUGUUUUCAGAUAAAAAAGGGAAGAAGACAAGAGGAUAGACUUGGAAGAACCCGAGGCCCUAGUGGGGAGAUACUCAACAAAUGUUGUUUCAUCUAUUGUCCUUUUUCAACAUAGUGAGAUCAUUUGUUGAUACAACUCUGGUGGGGUUACGUUUGUUGGAGGAAGAGUAUGAAGUAGAGAGGCUGAAUAUCAAGAGAUACAUUAACACUGCAGACAAGAGUAGCCAAAGAAGGAAAUAACAGAAACUGGACAGGAUGGGAAGAUGAAAGCAAUCAAAGGAAGAGAUGUUGUAUUGAGGAGACACUUAGGCACCCAUCUGACCUCCCCUCCUCUGUCAAAUAUUCCCACUUGGUGUCCAUUUACCUCUACUCCUCUGACUGUCUCCAACAAACCACUGUCUCCCAAUUUCUCUCUUUUAAUUUCUGGCAAAAUCUACUCAGGGAACUUCCAAAGAGGUUUAAUCUGUUAUUGUCUCCACUCCUCAUCCCGUUUGAUCAGCUGUUCCUUUUCACUCCCAAGAGUUUUUACAAGAUGGAGGCAUUGUUUUUAAGAUGUCCGUGUGUGUGAAUGUAAAUUUUUACUUUUUUUUUUUUUUUAAGUAAAAGGCUGUAACAGAAUGAACCAUCAUGUUGAUUUCAGUGGUUGGUAUUCAGAUAAUUAAAGGUUAUGCCAAUAUUUUGAAAAAGGUAGAGGAUAGUCUAGCUGUAGCUGAUUAAAAAAUUCCCAAUUAAUUAGGCUUUAGCUUAAACUUACCAUGCAGUAUAAUGUCCAUGCAGGCUGAAUCUGAUGUGGCGUAGUCGCGAAAGUCUCCUCUUUCUAAGAUCACAGUUUUAUUCAUAUACAGUUAUUGAUUCAUGUCCAACCAGAGUAAGCAUUUAAACACAGGUUUAACUAAAUUUAGAGGUUUUUUUAAGUAUUUUUUUUAACAAGACAAGAAUUUAUAGCAUUUUAAUGUGUGAUUAUUAUUAUUAUUUUUUAUUGAUAGGACAGGGUGAAAUGUGGGGAGAUAAAGAGAGGUGGGGGAGGACAUGCAGCACAUGGUCGGGGCCGGGUUCAAGCCCACAGCCACUGCGGAGACCAUGGUCCCCCUACAUGGGGCGCGCUAACCCGCUCAGCCAUUUGUGUGCCCCCAGUUUGUGAUUAUUUCAAGGAGUGAGACUCUGUCUUUGCAUUUAUCAUUUUUGCAGAGCAAAGUUACCGAGCGUUAUUGUAUUUUAUAAUUGAAUAAUAUUCAGUUUAAUAGGUUUGAACGUCCCCAUAUUGUGUAAUAAUCUGAAUUUUAAUUUAUAAACUUAACAAAACCAAAUCAUCAAACUCUCUCCUCCUGUACCUUGUGAAAAUUGUAUUUAAACUGUUUUAUAUUUACACACCCCCUGAGUUCCUCAUCGAAGUGUUGCGAGCUUGACUGCACAAACACAAACCAAGAGAUUUCACCCUGACAAUUUUAAAAUUAAAUUAUCCUUCCGGUUAAAACCAGACACUGUAUGGGUGAACAUUUUUGUAUAAUUUAUAUAUAUUUGGGAAUAGCCACUGUUUAUUUUUUUUGCUUUAAACAUGAUUAAUACUGUUCUAAUGUUUAUCAAAUCUGCAUAUUUUUAAUGUAUUUUCUCAUUUGCCUGUAAUCAGCCGUCAUGUGUAGUUACUUUUUCACAAAUUGAUCAAAUUACACCAAAGACCUACAGACAGAAAGGAUAUGGAAGGUUUGGAUACAGCAGGCAAAAAAAAGGGUCAUAAUGAAAUGGUAAAGGAGGUUAAACAAGGACAGCUGGAUCACAGUUUACAUAGCUCAGUUAUUGUCUUCAUCCUGAAGCCACCUCUUGUCCUGAUAGAUCAAAUAUGGGGGUCAUGUUUUUCCACAUCAGUUUGUCGUCCGGCUGCCAAAUUGUCAUUGUCGAGUCCAGCAACAUUAUCCAAAAACUUACUGAAACCAUACAGGAAUCUUGGCUUGACAGCUGUGUUUUGGGGAGCCUGUCACAAAAUCCCUCUAGUUUGAGGUUUUCUGGGAAAGGACUGGACAGUGGUGGCUUACAUAAUGUUGAUGAUUCAUUUUUCACUGUGUUAUCCUGAAAAAACAUCUUUGUUUCCUUAUUUGUUGUCACUCCUGCAUUGUUGCCCAGAUUGUGACUCACAUUCAGACUCGCAGUCUUCACCCUGUUCGUCACAAGAAAGGUUUUGGGUAUGCCCUUAGAAAGUGACUAAGUAAGUAAGUAAGUGGGUCAGUAAAUCAGUCUGUUAGUAUAGCUGUCCUUUACAUUUUUUUAGGAAUUGAUUGGAUUUUUUAUUACAUGUCAUCUCUAGGAGGCAAAGUUUGCAAAAACAAAGUUAAAAAUGUUGGCAGUUGUUCCAGCCACAUUUUGACUCCAAAAACUUUGAUCAAUUUUGCAUUAUUUUCGUUAGUGAUUACCCUGGAUUGAACUUUCUGUUAUAUGUGAUUAUUCAGUGUUGAAAUGAUCCACAUCCUUUGUUUCUUGCAGCUAUGAUCAGUUUUAAAGUUUGUAAGAGGUCAGUGAAUGUAGUAAAAUACAACUUACAACAGCCAGAAAUAUUUUGCAAGAGUUGGGAAAGACCGAGCUGAGAGCGAAUAGAUUAGUAUUCCAUAUACACCAGUGGUGUAGGCAGAAAUUGUAGAGAUGGUGGGCACAGAAAAUUUCAAAACAAAACAAAAAUGGGGACAAAACUCUCAAUGUAAGAUUGAAUUUAUAAACUUGUAAAAACAUAAAUUUCUGGUGUCUGUUAUGUUACUGACUUUUCUCUCUGGCCUACCCUGCAUAGCUGAAUUUGCAGAGCACAGUAUUAUGUGUUUUGAGUAUUAAUCAAACUUUAAAUCAUGAAUGUGUCACCAUUCAUUUAAUUUCUUUUCUUUUUCCUUUUGUCAGCUAUUAUGGGGCGUUCACACAAAGCACAUGUAAAAUAAUCAACUUGUUUAAUUCAAAUGAAGAGUAUUUACUCACUUCAUUUCCACGUCAACGGUAAUUAACGGUGAUCCCUGCCAAUUCAACCAGUACGAUCAAGUGGUAGACAAAGGUUUUUUACAAUUUACCGGGUAAUCCGUUCUCCUCACUCACGUGGCUCCAGGCAAGAUCCUUUUUAUUCCACUUUUGGUAUUUGAAAGAAAAGAUUUCACAUAAUUCGGGGCACCCACAACACGAUCAGUUUGUUCUCUAAUUUAAACACCAGUGAACAACCGUCCAUUUUUAUACGUCACCUAGCAACCUUUGUGCUGGUUAGUAAUCGUGACGUGAAUAUCCGCCAAAGUUGAGACAUUUUUUGCUCACGCCCAAUCUGUGUCAUUCACACCGCCAAAGUCGUAGGAGCGUCUAAUCGCGUCUUUGCAUUUAUUUAACAUGUAAUCCAUUCGCGCGAAUGAUUUUACUUGCGCUUGAUGUGUGGAAACAGAGUUUUUCAAAGUUCGAAAGCUGAGCUUGGUUGACGAUCAAUAUGACAAUACUAUGAGAUGGUUAGAUUAAUACUAGCACAAUAUCUACCUUCAGUCUGAGACAACGGCCCGUACAAGCAGUAUAAUAGCAAAAAUAGAUUUCCAGUGCUUGUAAUCAGAAUUUCUCAACAUUGCAGUCUGUGUUUCAAAGACAGAUCACCCCCUGAAUUGUAUCAGAAUGUUAAUGUUCAUGCAAACCCACAGAUGGUCUCUCUCAGCCACACAUGGUCCUAGUUUACCCGUAUCCGCAGUCAAAACCCUUUGACCUCAAUUAUUUAAGUUGUAACAACACAAGCAGAACUCUGAUGUACGGAUCAGUCUAAAUGCCACUACUUGGAUCACACAUGUGCAUCAGUGUGUGUUGGCUAAAAUGUCAAUUGUAGUCAAGGUUUUAGGGGUCCCAGUUUGAACUCACAGAUAACAAACAGCUCAAUGACUCAUCUUCUCAGGUAUGAACUAAAAGGAAACAGGUCUAAAUGUCAAACACACUAAGAGCUCAGCCAUGGCAGCUACCUGUUUUCCUUUCACUUGAUCACUUCAUCCACUCCCCCUUGGGUGUUUCAUGUGAGUGUACAUUUGUGAGUUAAAUGUCCCUCCCUUAAGUGGAUCAUCAGAAAAUGUGAAAGGAGUGCAGCGGGGUCAGAUGUCAGAGACAUGAUGAAGAGCAGUAUUCUGCUCAGUUGGUGGUCAGGAUAUUCAAACUGAGAAUUCAUUAUAGAGAGAUUUGGUUAAACUGUGCAAAUAUGGUAUGAAAACACACACACACAGGACACACACAGAAACACCCACACUCAGGAGAAAACUCUUUCUUUAUGAUGAAGACUGAUGGCAGUAAUCAAUCAUCUCCUUAACUGUGCCUGCAAUUUCCUCUAUACCAGAUAAAUAUAUGUAAUCUCGAGCUCUGAAGACCUUUUUAAAGCUGAAGCCCUCAUUAUUUGUGUGUUAGGUUUCAUGAUUGUCUAUAUAGUUAUAUGUGUGAUUGAUUGUACUGCAGCGUUAACAAGGAUUUUUGCAGAGGGCUCUUUGAACUGUCCAUUAUUGUUCACUUUUACUUCUGUUUGCCUCUUAAUAUUUCAUGUUUUGCGCUGUAAAAAUUUUCAAAAAAAGGAACAACAAGAUUGAAGUCUGAGCUGUACGACAGAGUAUUAGGGCCAUAUUACGAUAAAAAAAAUUAGACUUCGAGAUUAAAGUCGUUAAUUUACAAGAAUAAAGUCAUUACUUACGAGAAUAAAGUCGUAAUAAAACCAUUAUGAUAUUCAUGAUAAUGUGGUGCUGAUGUGCUAAAAGUAUCUCCUUGUUUGAGAAACCGAUAUUGAAGUACAUUUUCACGAAAUGCUCCAUGGCUCUCAUUUCAACCACUGUCAUCUUAAACAAACAGGUUACAAUAUAAGGACUUUAUUCUGACUUUAUUCUCAUAAGUAAUUACUUUAUUACGACUUUAUUGUCGUAAAUAAUUAUAGUGCUACGACUUUAUUCUCAUCAGUAAUGACUUAAUUCUUGUUAGUGACUUUAUUCUCAAGUUUUUUUUUCUUAAUAUGGCCCUAAUACUUCGUCAUAGAGCAGAUACAUUUCCAUAUUAGCAGUUUAGACUCAAGAAAAUUCCUUUCUCAACUAUCUCUGUCCAAGUAAAUAUUCCGAUGAGACAUGAUGGUGCGAUAGUGAACCAGUAUGCAGUUAAAAAAACACAAACAGAGGUAGCCACUUGGAAAGUCGCCACUGAAAAUACUACCUAAACCUGUGCUUUUCUCCAAUGAGAGGAAUCAAAAUGCUGUCUGCUGAAAAGCCGUACUGAUUAUGAAAAGUGAACACAUCUGAAACUACAGUUUUAGCCAGCACAUGCAUGUGUUGGUAAAACUAUCUACUUAUUCACAAGUCCAAAUGAAACUAGACUGUUAAAAUGCACGUUAACACAUUUCACUGAAUCCAAUUUCUUGCAGUUGGACCUUCACACCUAAGGCAGUUUCAUUUUAAAUUGAUUUUGUCCUGCAUGUAAACACUUCAGCCUGACUCAAAGUGGCUCCAAAAUUCUGCUCAUGCUUCAUAGUUCAGGCUUUUAUGCAGUGAAAGUGCAGAAAUGCACUGUUGAAAGCCAGGUAGUAAACAAAACCUCAAAAGGCCAUAAAAGAAGACGAAGCUGUUAUACUGUAUGAAAGGUGCUGAGUUGUUAAGUUGUAUGUGUUUUUAUCAUUUGAUAUACAACCUGCAAGUCAUUUGCUGACAUGUUUGUUGAUUGUUUUGGUAAUUGACGUAAUUCUUCAACUUCAACUUUCAACUUUAUCUUUAUUGUCCCAUUAGGGAAAUUUUGGAAGCUGGUUUCAAAAACAACAUUGAUGCAUCUCCAUAAUACAUCAGGGGGCAACUGAGAUCAAGAACCGUCAUUAAAUACAAUCAGACAUCAGUUAUGAAACUCAAAUGCUUUCUCCUGGAUCAUUUUAAAGAUUUAGUUAAACGAUAAUCUCUGCUCUGAACGGUCUUUUAGCCUCUCUGUUCUCUCCAACACUCCUUUUUAUUAAAAGAUUAUCUUUCUUUGUUUUCAGUCCUUCAAAGACUCUCCACAGAACUUUAUGUAGCUAAACACAGCAGAGGUCAGGUCAUCAAGGUCUGCUGUGCACAAAGAUGGACUGUGAGGUCUAUCUGGCUGAGUGAACACAGACAAACCAGUACACUCAAAGCUACCUUGCUGGCACUGGAUAGCGUUCUCUGACCACACUUACCUAGCUUUAGCAUGGACGACCUUUCUUUUUGAAACAGUCUUGUGGACAGUUUCCAGGAGGAUGGUGUUAUGGUCUGAGGGUCCUGUAGUUGAUCAGUUUGAUCCUUUAAUGGAUCCAUAGCAGAGGUCAAGGAUCUUAGUAAAACAAGUGGGGAAGCAAAGUGAAAGAUCAGUUUGCAAUGAUUAAAAUCACCAAGAAUAAAAACGGGUAAACUCUCCAAAAAGGGGGCCACUGACACUUAAAGCGAUUCUUCCAGUUAACCAAGAAAGACUGCACAACAGUUACCAGCUGAAAGGAGGAAUAUCACCAACUAUCAACACGGAGGAAGACAUGAUUUGUCAUUAAACUGAUUCCUGCUUGGUUCUCAUACACUGGGACGUGGACAGUAGUAAGUUAAUACAUGUACUGUUUUCCUGUAGGACAUAGACAGUCUCCAGAUUCAGCUGGAAGAGGUUCGUUUCUUUGACCUGUUUGGCUACAGUGAGGAGGAAGGAGGUUGGCUGUGCUUCAUGUGUAACAACCCUGAGAAGGCCACAGGUACACACACACACACACACACACACACACAUACACCCACACUUAUCCCUCUCUUUCUAAUUUUGAUAAAGUUAAAGUGCACAUAAUAGUGAUUACAACAUAGUUGAGUUUGUAUGCAUGGAAAAGUUUGUGAAAUCCAUUCAACACGUUGUUAUUCUUGACAACAAUCAAACAUGAUCCAAUCCCAAAGGCUAUCCUUGUUCUGUUAGCGUGUGUAAAAAAAUCACAACUGAACAUUCUCUGCUGAAUCAACCUCAGAGGGGAUCCUCAGAAAGGCGACAUGAAGCUAAAAUUAACUUAACUGCCUCAUGAAAAAAGGUGAAACAUGGAGGAAAACAAAAUAUGAACCACAUCGACAAGAAUCAUAAGAAACACUUUCCCCUUAAGACUCUCUAAACAGAGUCUUUAAAAAAUAAGAGCGGCUUUUUAAAGAUGUUUUUCUCGUUCUCCAUUGUUUCAACAGCUUGUCUUUAGCACAGUUGUGGUUCCCUGGGGUCUGAUGGUACAACCAACGCAAAGCUCCAUGGCAUGUUUUCACUCAAAAUGCCUUGAAGGGGAAUAAUCUUUCCCAGAACAGCGAAGUAGAACGGAGCGAAGAGUAGCUCUGAUUUAAAAGCUGCCAGGCUGACUUUAGUGUGGUUAUGAAGGGUCACUGAAACCAGUCAGUCACUGCCAUUAUGACUCAGGUCUGAUUAGUUUAUGUUGGAGCAGCCACCCCUGUCAAUGAGCACUUUGUCUUGGUGAAGUCAGACCUGGAGUUUUGACCAAAUCCUUUAGAUUACAUUUAGAUCACUGUGUGGUUGCACACGUGUGUGUCCGUCAUGUUUCUCUUCAUCUCCUCUACACACAGGGGACAUAAAACUCCAUGAAACAUGACUUAGAUGUACAAAGUACUUAACAAAGCAUGAAAGUUAUAUUUAUACACCUGUCCUGCACAAAGAAUCCUCACUGUUCUGACUGGUAUAUAUUGUGAAUCUCAAAUUCUCUUUGUGUUUCUAAAAAAUAAAGAAAACAGGAAGACAGUGUGAGUAAGUGAGUGAUGAUGGUAAAAAUUUUAAAGGUCUAUAAAUCAAUGACAGACAGUUUAGCCUCAGGAGAGCACGCAGGAGAGCAAAUGUGACAGAGGUGGUGGAAACAACACUCUAAAUCAGCGUUUAUCUUUCUGUCACUCUCACAUGGAAGCGGUUAUCAGUUAUAUAAGCGGAGGGCAGAUGCGUCUUAAAGAAGAAAUACGGAGGGCGUAAAGGUAAAAACGUGAGGGACAGUGUACUUUGAAACACGAGGAGUGUUGUGUCACUAAUAAGCAGCUGUAAACCUUUGUUGCGUACUGAGCGGCGUUUUUAGGCUCUGCUGUUUGAUGGCGGGUAAUAAGGAGACAGCAGGUAUUUCCCAAAAUAUAUAAGGCCAGUGGCAGGAAGUUGUUUGCUGGGUGAAGGAAACAGGCAGAGGCGAGGCAGUUAAAGUUUAGUGCAGGGCAUACGCAAGUGUGUUUAUUUAUGUUUAUGUGUUCUAGAGGGAGAAAAGUUCAGAGCAGGAACAGUUACCUCAUGAUUAUCCUUCAGGUUGUGCCAAGUACAAAUAAAAAAAAAGACUUUAGGACAAAAAAUUAGGUUGUUUGUGAUCCCUAAAAGUCAACAAUUAAAGCAUGUUAUCUUUCUGUUGUGUUGGGAUAGCAACUUCCAGAUGAAACGGCAUGUAAAUCUGUAAUGUAAUGAUCGAGCGUACUGAUUUAUAAUUCAAAUAAACCCAGAGUAAGUAGAAUGAGAGUUUCAAAAUGCAGUAUGUGGAGUUUGUGGUGUCUAACAAACAGAUUGAAAACAUUUUCCUCCUGCAAAAAAAUUUUUUAAAACCCUUCAUCUGUUUCUUUUUAUCGGCAUUUUUAUACAUUCUUCUUUUUCUUCCUUGUGCAGAAGUAGCGUCAUGAUCAAAUAAACUGUAUUUAAGUAAAAACCAACUCUGGCAUUCAAAAAAGCUCUACUAUAAUUAAGAUUCAUUAGAAUAAGACUUUGCCGAACUUUACCACCUUUCCCCAUUGUAUUUGAUCCUAUCGUGCAGAUUUUUGAUAAGCUUGCAUAUGUUAAACACAGGCUUAAAGGGAUAUUCUGAUUUGGAGUCAAACACACCGUAACACCGAGUUAGACACCCCCUCGAGAGAUGAAUGUUGACGACCGCUUGCUUCUCUAGUUAUACCAACUUUAGUAACAACCGUACCAUAGCAAGACACAGCGGUCUAUGUCUCCACGCGCAAACCUCAACCAAAACACCACUCUAUAGCCAUAAAUAAUGCUCAGAACAGCAUCUAACUUCAUCAACAGUACAUAUAGGGUCCCAGCCAUUACUUCGUGGAAAUGCAGUCAGACCGAGACGCUAAGGCAGAAGAACUACUGAUUCUGCAGUGCAAAAUGAUUAAUAUGGUGAUUAUUACUUCAAGGAAAUGAUAAAGUAAUGAUCAGAAAUGUUCUUCCUUGAGCUGCGUCACCCCACAGCAGUUUGUAAUGCACUGGCCCGAGGUCUCGCUACAAACAAGCAGCUGCUGGAAGAGAGUGGGUGAGUUGUGUUUAGUCUCUUUGCUAAAGAAAUUAGGCAAAGCUAAAAAGAUGUUUGAUGGCUAGUGCUGUGGCUGGGACCCUAAAUGUACUGUUGAUGAAGUUAGGUGCUGUUCUGAGCAUUAUUUGUGGCUAUAGAGUGGCGUUUUGGUUGAGGUUUGUUUAUGGCUCCUCAGACUGCUGCGUAUUGCUAUCGUGCGGUCGUUUCUAAAGUUGGUAUAACUUGAGAAUCAAGUGGUCUGCAACAUUUAUCUCUCGAGGGGGUGUCUAACUCUGUGUUAUGGUGUGUUUGACCCUAAAAUAAUUUUACGCCGGAAUAUCCCUUUAAAUCAGUGUCCAGAAAAAAAAAGAACAUUAAGAGAAAACUAAUUCAUUUAACCAGUUAUUUGAAUUGACAUGAUACUGAAUGCCUUUAUCUUACACUGCACUUUCACUUUGAGAUCUCUGUGAUAUUUUUUAUGAUCCUCAUCCAUUCAAGUAAAAUCAAUAUUCAUUUUGCUCAUCCGCAUUGAUGCUGUCAUUAAGUUGAGUUCACAGCCCUUUUUUCCCAAUUCUUCCAUGUCACUGUCUUGUCAUCACCCAUUUCAUCAAAUAAACAAACAACAUGCACAGAAGUAAACACACACACUCACACACAAAUACAAGUCCGCUGUCUGAUCCAAACAGUACAAAAACCAAAUGAAGCCAUUCUUCCAGAUCUGCUGCUCUGAACAAACCAGUCAUCGCCGGCUGAAUGAGUGCUGGGAACGGAUGAAUACAAAUUUUAGAUUCAUGACAGCACAGGAGACUUCAAACAAGAUGAGCAGAACUGCUCUGUCGUGUUUGUGUCUGUAGAUACACGUGUUUUCUAAAACACGGAUCUGAUGAAGGCCUUGGGUGGCCUUAUUGCUCUGCAUCUCUUUCAAAUCAGCUUUUCUGUCUUUUACUUGUACUCUAUACUGUUAGUUAGACUGGCUGUCUUUGUGUUGUGGUUGUCAAUGAUAAAUCACAGCUGGAGAGUGAAGCAGCCACAUCUCUUUCCCACAGCCCACUCUUGUACGCAUCUUAUAUUGGCACUAUUUUCAAAUAACAAAAAGGCCUUGUCAAUCUCAGGCCAGCUCAGGUGUUCAGACUAUCUACUCAUAGAAAGCACCUCAACAUUGUGAUUGAACAAGUAUUACCUCAGACAUCAGGCUAAAAUACACAGAUUCCCUUUGUCCAGAGUCAUACAUAAAGUCACACAACAGAUAUAAUAUCACCACUUAUAGCCAAACCCAGUUCAGAAUGAAUUAGAGCUGCAGUCUGUAAUAAGAGCUCUUGAUGCAGAAGUAAGUGCUUUAUUCUGGGGGUGGCUGGUAAAGAUGGUUGUCUUUCAUUCAGGGAACUGGGGAUUUGAAUUUGGGUUCUGCUGUCCUUGGACGAGACAUUCAACCCCCAAACUGCCCUGGUGGAGCGCCAACAGUGUGUAAAUGGGAUUAGCAAAUACCAGUGGGCUGCUUUACACAUUAAUAGUGACAUAUAAUGUAUCAGUUCUUUGAGUAGUCAGAAUCACACAGAGUCACUUAGCGUUCUUUACUUUACAGUCAGAGUUUUAAAUUGUUUUCCUGGUAUUAGCGUGUGUGUGUGUGCAACUUCGUGUUUGCGUAUAGCGUGAGUGUACACUAUUUCAAAAGUCUCCCAACAUGGCUAUAUAUCUCCUCUGCUUUAUAUUCAAACUGCCAAAAGUGUCAAAGAAGUGACCCCCAUUUGAUCUUUCCUGCCAUGUUUGAGUCAACCUCGUGAACUUGGUGGCCUUAGCGAACUCUAUCUGCAGGUGAUCAUUACUCAACUGUCAACCAUUGGCUGUGAAGGAAGGGGGCUUUACAACAGGUUAUGCAUACCUUUAUACAGAACAUUCAAAGUCCAAGAAGUUAAUAAUGUGAUGUGCAUUUUGUUUCAUACAAUAAAAAGAGGAAACUGUAAAUGACUUGAUCACGAGGACUACUCUUUGCAUCUACCAUAAACACACUGAACUGCUUCAUUGCAAAAAUUAAGGCAAGUUUAUUUGUGUACACAAGGCACUUCAAAGUGCUUUACAGAUGCAAGGAGAUACAUUAAAAAAAAAAAAUUAGUCUAUCUCAGACAGUGUUAAUUUUCUCUUUCUCUAUCUCAGACGGUGUUAGUUUUCUCUUCUUCUAUCUUGGGCGGUUUAGUUUUGUCAUCAUCUAUCUCAGACGGUGUCAGUUUUCUCUUCUUCUAUCUUGGGUGGUUUAGUUUUCUCUUCGUCUAUCUCAGACAGUGUCAGUUUUCUCUUUGUUUAUCUCAAACGGUGUUAGUUUUCUCUUCGUCUAUCUUGGACGGUAUUAGUUGUACUAGUUUUCAAUCAAUAAAAGUUGUCGCACAAAUAUAGCUGAACAAAAGAAAGAAGAAAGUCUUAUGCAACCUAACGAGAUUUAACGAGACAGUUGUUCUCAGUUUAGAGAAAAAGUUUAGAAAAAAGCCACAGUAACCAUCUGUUCUGUUUAAUAUGGGCCACAAACCCUUACAAAUUGAUAGAGAUGUGAAACAUUUAAAGGUAUUUUACCCAACUGUAAAUAUCUAGAAACAAGACAACAACAAAGUCAAGGCCAAAAAACAAACCAAGUUUUUCUCCUGGAAACGGUUGAAGAGUCCAGCUGAAAGCCCUCCAGUAAAUUUAGUCAGAUUAUAGUAAGUGAUGUUGAUGAUUCACCUCAUCUCACUGAAACUUAUGAAACUGGACUGAAGACCCAGUGCCAUUUGGAACUUUUUCCCGUUUCGAUGACCCACUUUUAUUUUCAUCAUGAAUGCAGCACAUGAAUGUUCACAUAUCUUUGCAGUGUUCACAUUCACAUUACCAGCUCCAACCAGCCAACCUUGGUUUUUUUUCCUUUUUAAUGCGUUAUAUAAUAAAAACUUGCUGACUUGGCCUGAGUUUUGCACUGUGAUUACCUCAGAGGGUACACACACACACAAACACACACACACACACACACACACACACACACACACACACACAAGAAGGGGGCUGGUCUCAUAUUUUUUAUGAUAAAAGUGAAAACAGAGCAAGGUGAAUGGUUUUCCAUUGUGAAGGCCAAAGUGGAGCUAGUGGUUACUGCAACUGUGUGACGCUUUAUGAUCCGCUCUUCACUUUUACUACUACUGGAACUGGAAUGCCUUUGAACUGAGCAAUAAUGAGCAAGGCGUGUGUGUGUGUGUGUGUGUGUGUGUGUGUGUGAUGGGGCUGCUAGAAUAAGGUACACGGGUUCACCUCUCAUUUUUGCAUUUGGAUGUCUCUGGCUUCAUUAAACCUUUUUACUUUAACAUCUUCAAAACGCCAUGACCCUGUUGCCCCCCCAUCCUCCCAUCCCUCCAACCCACCCUCCUUACAAAAGAGAAGAGAUUUGUUAUUGCUUUACUUGACACUCUAAAAUAGUCAUACAAAGUCUUCUUGCCAUGGAUUUGUACACACAUUCACUAAUAUCUGGAAGACAGAUCCCCUGUUUUCACAAAAAUGGAAAACCCCAAGCCAGACUCUCCACCAUUUAACCGUCAGUCAAUGAAGACUCGUUUGACAGAGAUUUUCACUUCCAGGAAACAUGUUGCACAUUUAGGAGAUUCCCCGCUAAGAAGUCUCGUGACCACAGCAAGAAUUUGGAGAGUUUGAAAGGGAGAAAUUUCCAGAAUGAUAAGAAAUCAUCAUGUAACAGAGUGCUGUUACAUAUUUCAGAUAUUUUACCAAACAUGUUAGCUAUUUCUCUGACAUUAGCAAGUAGAGAUAAACUUUUUUUAAACUUGUUACCCCCUACUCUCAGUUUUUACAUCUUUGAUCAAUUCUUUUACUUAAGACAACCAAUGAAAAAGAAACUGGACUUUGACCAAGUCACAUAACAGCCCGUACUUCAUAGAGACGUACAGAAGAUGCUCCAACAUCUGCAUUUGGGUCAUCAUCUGUUUCCUCUUUCUUUGGUGUCAAUCUUUUCUGUUAAAUGAUUAUACAAGCUAGACAUGAAACAAGGGGCUACUGAAUUUUUUUUACCAUGAAAAGACAGUUGAGAUUUUUCAUAGAAGGAUUGCGCAACUUGUUUAUGAACACAUUUUUCCAAUCGUUGCUAACAAAGGGUAAGUAUUUUCAGCAUUGGUUUAAAGCCCAGUUUUUACUGUUCCCCACAGCAGGCAAAGAAUUCAAAUACCAAAAACUCAUGAAAGUUCAGUCAAACUUUUGUUUGACAAAAGUCAAACAGAAGGACAAAUAGAGAGAUAUGAGUUUUCUCGUAUGUGAACUGAAAGGUGUAAAUAAAGGUUACUUGGAGUGACAGCUGUUUGGACAAAAUACUUCAGUUGCAUGCAGAAAAACCUGAUUCAGUUUAAUUAAGGAGGAAAAAAUAAGAUAAGUAAGAAAAGCAUCAAUUUUUAUAUUUUCAUUAGAACAGACGUCUGUAAUAUUAGUAAUAUCUGUGUGUAUCUGUGAGUCAAGUAAUAGAAGGAGAACACGAGUGAGUUUGGUAAUACCAAAGUUAAGUAUAUUCUGUAACAAGCUGAAGCUUUGCAUUUACAUGAAAUGCUCAAAAAGUGCAAAAUUAUGUGCAGUAAAAUAGAAAAAUGUACCAAAAUCAAAAGUGCUUGUCAUGUAACAGGAAAUACUCUAUUUUUUAAAAAGGCCUAAAGGCUUUCCCUACAGAAAAUUAUACAAUCUUGUCUUGUCUAUUGAUAAAAAAAACAAAAAACAUUUUGCUCUAUCCUGUAAAUGGAUAGAUAUAUUAACCACAAAAAUAUAUAAUCUGGUGAUAAACCAGUAUCCUUAAAGUACUCUGUGAAUAAGUACUCUUCAGCUUUUUUUCAUGUCUUGCUCGUGUUUGUGUGUCUCAGACAGAGCGUCAUGAACAACAGCCUGAGGCUGACAGUGAACUCAAGUAUCACUUUCCAGGUGCUCCCAUGUCCAUCACAGCAAAGAGACAACCACAGAAGAAAUGAUUUACGCCUCAGUUUAUUUCUGCACCCAAAACAUAUAAUUAUGUGAAUAUGAAUACAAAUAUUUGUUGGUUAGCGUCAGACUGAACCAUGUAGUGGACUACAGACUGAAAGACAAACCAAUGCUCGCUGUGUAACUUUGAGACUUUACUUUGUAAUAUGGAGAAUCACACAAUCAGUGUAAAUAAUAGAAACAUAAUAUUGAGCUUUACUCUUACUCUGAAUUUUUGUUUCUUUAUAUUGGAAUUUUUUUUUUUUUUUUUUUUGCUACAGUUCAGAAGAAAAAAAUACAACUUGACUGUAGAUAGCUGUGUUGGUUUCAUAAAUGUAAAUAUAUAAUAACAUGUAAUCUGCAAAUAUCUUUUUCUACUUUCAUCCCAUUGGGGUUAGAUAUGGAUAUCUUCAAGUAUGGAUAAAAUCAAUGAUAAAUACUGUUUGGUUGGAUACAGGGUCAAUGGAAAACAAUAUUUUUUAUUACGCAGCAUAGCAAGAUGUUCUCUAUUAUAUUUGGGCUGCGUGUCUUGAAGCCACAUCUCUGUCAGCUCUCCUCUUAUGUGAGACUCUGAUGGCUUUUAAAAGUUUGUCCUAUUUGGCACUGAGCGCUUCUGUGAAUCAUCCUUGCAACAUGCCCACACAUUCGCAAACUCCGAUCAGAUUGUAGUAAUCUCUGUGCUGCUUUACUCAUCGUCAUAGUAACAAAGGGUGGCUCUGUUUUAUGGUCAAGCUUCUGAGGUUCUGGUAACUGGCACUCACCCUGAAACAGCAGUCUGGAAACACUGUCUCCAGUGUACACAGUCACACUUAUUGCACAAUCGGUGAUUGAGAAGUCAUAUGUGAUCACUUUGCUUUUUUGGUGUGUUGAUCAAAAUAAAACAGGAAAAAUAAAAACAUCCAAGGACAUUACACAACAAAAAACACUUGUUACUCAUUCACCAAAGACACCCACACAUACUCUCGUAUCAAUACUUUAUUGUUCUCAGUCCAAGACUUUAAUGUGGAUACAUGCUUUUUCACGCACAUGAAUGAGAAGAAAAACUUAUUUUAACUAUGCAAACCAAACUACAAUUGGAAGUGGAAGUGAUAAAAAUGUUUUUUGUUUAUCACACAUUUUUGUGAGAUGAAAUCUGAAAAUAAAGAAUAUAUUAUAAAAAAAUGGGAUUGUGGAACUGGAAAUACAAUGUGGACAUCUCAGAUGGAGGCUGACCUGAGGCUCAGUAUAUCAAAAUCAAAUUAUCUUGCUAAAGUAGCCUCUACAUACAACUUACAUCUGUCUUCCAUAUGUUGUCCUUUUCCAAUUAUCACUCUAAUCCCCUCCAUGUCACUCUGUGAUUGUGUGUCUGUCCAGUUGUGAACCAGGAAGGGCAGCCUCUGAUCGAGGGGAAGCUGAAAGAGAAGCAAGUCCGCUGGAAGUUCAUCAAGCGCUGGAAAACCCGUUACUUCACCCUGGCAGGAAACCAACUACUCUUCCGGAGAGGCAAAUCAGUACGUGGCCAAAGAAGACAAAGCCUCCUCACACAUAAGGACUCACAAACUCACUUUCCCCCUAGCCUCUCCUUAAGAAAAUCCUCAUUAAUACUCCUUGUUAGGUAUUAUGUAAAUCAUGAUGCAACUGAAUGAAACAGUGGAAAUCUCAUCUUGUGAUAAGCGCAACUGUCCCCCAAGAGGAUACCGCUGAUUUAUCUGUAACAAACAUCGGCCCCAGUUAGGACACUUGCGGGACUCCCCCAAGGCUAAAAGAUGAUGCUGCAACCACAUGAGUCAUUGUCACCCACGAUAACGCAAAGCAGAUAGUGUUACGCACAAGUAGCAAACACACAAAAGGAGGCACUGUCUCUGCCGUCCUCACAGUGUAUUUAUUUGCAAAGACAGGACAGAGAACAGAAGUGAAGAGAGUUCCAGAGUAGUUACAAUAACACUUUUUGAUCCUUCAGCUCUCCCGAGUCAAGUGAAACAGACAAGAUCAGAAAACAAUCACGGGCGGCAAAACAUAAUGAGCACUUGUCUGAGUCAGGAUCAGUGUUAUGUCAUCCAGCCAAUGAUUAAAAUAAAUUUUAAAAAAUGUUGAAAAUGAAAAUCAGAUGUGCUUAUACUUUGAUUCAAGGCAGUGAUUCAAGAGAAUGAAAGAAUGAACUAUAAUUGAAAUCAUGUUCACAGCCAGCAGUACAUUUGGUUUGCUGUGGAACUCUGGACUGUGUGAAGUUUACACAGACAGCUUCCUAAAAACCAGAAUGAGGCACAACAUCACACAGGAUAUCUGGAAACAGAGUAGAAAUAGAGCUGAUUUUUUUUUUUCUACAAACAAUAGUCUUUGUGUUCCGAUCCAGAUGGUAAAAGAUUUCUUUCUUUCGCAGCAGCCACAAAACUGGAAAUAUUGAGCGUCUUUGUUUUCAAAGUAGAGUUUGCCUCUGCCAACAUGUUCUGGGGGUAGUCGGUAUGUUGUGAAAGAACUUUUCCCAAAUGGGGAGAGAGAUUAAGAAGACAUUCAGAUGUGUGGUUUCCUGCAAGAAUAAUAGGACAGCUUUGACACUCUGAGAGGUUGGAAACAUUCCUCAAUCCCACACAAAGCUAAGCCUUGGACCUCACCAUGAGCACUCAGGUUGUAUCAUGUAGCACAUACAAUCUGAAUGAAAUAUGCUAAGAAGAAUAAGGGAACCUAAUUAUAUUACUGGUUAUUGUUGACACACUGGGAUGUCCUCCACUUUAUACCAUGAUUUCUCCCUUGUUAGAAUCAGAUAAAAACAGGUGCCGAACAACAGACUUUUAAUUUGGCAGAGAGAGAUGGAAAGUCAAUUAGAUCUGAUAAAUCUGCACUCACUUACAGCAGCUGUAAAAAUAAGAAUGUCUGCUAUUGUUCGCGCCUUCUCAUCUUGUUUGCUUUUUGCUGCUGUUGGCUCUUAUUUUGAAAUAUCCUGUUUUGUAUUACAUUACGUAAAAGCAGUUCAGUUGUUUUGCCUUACAAAUGUUCUGAAUGUUGUUUUCCUACCUCCAAGGCAGCUAUUAGUUUCCAUUAUUUCAUUUUUAUUUGCUGGAAAUUUUUAGGAAAUGUUUCGUAAAGAGUUAGCCUGGUUUUAUUUUUGUAGAUUUAAGUUUAUUAGCCAACAGCUCAGUACAAAGGAUCUUUAAAGGGAUAUUCCAGUGUAAAAUUAGGUUGGGGUCAAAAACACUGUAACACCAAGUAAGACAUCCCGUUGAGAGAUGAAGGUUGCCGAUUGUUGCUUCUCUAGUUGUACCAACUUUAGUAACAACCACAGAGAGCAAUACACGGAGCCACGAGCUCAACCAAAACGGUCCUAGCCAUAGCACUAGCCAUCAAACAUCUUUUUAACUUUCCUUAAUUUCUUUAGCAAAAAGACUAAACACGGCUCGUACAGAGACUUUCGGGCGAGUCCAUCGACUGCUGCGGGGUGACACAGCUCAAGGAAGAACAUUUAUGAUCAUUUCCUCAUAAAAAUGCAAUCAGACCGAGACGCUAAGGCAGAAGAACUACCACAUUUGCAGUGCAAAAUUAUUAAUAUGGUGAUUAUUACGUCAAGGAAAUGAUAAAGUAAUGAUCAUAAAUGUUCUUCCUUGGGCUGCGUCACCCUGCAGCAGCUGAUGGACUCGCCCAAGGUCUCUGUACAAACAAGCGGCUGUUGGAAGAUGAGUGAGUCUCUUUACUGAAGAAAUUAGGCAAAGGUAAAAAGAUGUUUGAUGGCUAGUGCUGCGGCUGGGACCCUAUAUGUACUGUUGAUGAAGUCAAGUGUUAAGUGUUUUGGUUUAGCGCCAGAACCGUUUUUUCGAACAUGUUGCCUGUUCAGAGUAGUCAAGGGUUUGUGAUUGAUACACUAAAAGAAGAAAAUAUUAGAAAAUAGUCGUUAAUAAAAGCUGGUGAGCAGCAUUUCCUUUCAAUGUUUAGAGAUAAUGGUUUAUUUGACUUUCUGGAUGGGAUAUAUUUCCAAUCAUGGCUUAAACCGAAGAAAUAUCCAAUUGUACCAAAACACUAAGCUGCUGACCUGUAUUUACUGUGGGAAAACAGCAAGCUGGUCUACAGCAAAGCCAGCAGCGAGGAACAACUGUGAAACAUCCAUGGUGGUUGAAUCCUUUUCAAUAAAUAUACUCUCACACACAAUAUACCACAGACAGGAUGUGGGCAGUCUUGCAGAAAGCUUUGGGUUUGACCACAUUACUAACCAGGGGCUAUGAAGACAUGGUUGUGUCGAAAUACAUCCACAUAAUCCAGCCAUCACCCACAGAAUCACACACAGUAGGAUGAAACAUGGGCCUAAUGAGGAGGACUUCAGUCUGAACUGCUGUUCAGGCAGAGAGACUUAUUGUACCUGAACGGUUGUAUGAUGAAUAUAACAGAGUUUCAUAAUAAAACUCGGUUGUACACGAUGUAAAGGGUAAAAUGUUCCAUCAAUAGGAACACAGCUGUUUUCUACAUUUCUUUCCACGAUCUUUUACCGAAGCGUACUUUAACUCAUUCAGCACAUAUUGUACGGCUGAAAGUGAUGUGUAACGAAAGCUUACUCUGCAAAAGUUUACACUUUCUUUUUUUGGCUUGACUGGAUUCUUUCUUUCUUUUUCUGUGCAGAAAGAUGAGCUGGAUGACAUCCCUAUCGAGCUUAGCAAGGUGCAAAGUGUCAGGGUGAGGAAUGAAGCUUUCAUUGUCAAUUACUCGACAUAGUGGUCAAUAUUUGAGCUGGCUUUCUCUCCAGUUGUAAGUCAGUGAAGUAAUAUCUGUUUAAAGCCAAAUCCUGUAAAUCUAAAAAUGGACAGCAGCAUAUCUCCCUAGCGGAGUAACGUUUAACUGACUUGUUUAUGUUCUCGUUCCCCCUUUAAUAAUCUUUUUUAUUCCAUAGGUGGUAGCCAAGAAGCGUCGAGAUAGAGGCCUACCACGGGCCUUUGAGAUCUUCACGGACAGUAAGACAUAUGUCCUGAAAGCUCAGGAUGAAAAACAUGCUGAGGAGUGGCUGCAGUGCAUCAAUGUUGCUGUGGCUCAGGCCAGGGAGAGGGAGAACAGAGAGGCUACCACCUACCUGUGAAAGAAACCAAUGAGGACACAGCUGCACAGCUAUUAGCAGUAUAAUGUGUGUUUUAGGCACAAAUGCAAAUGUACACACUGGCAAACAUACAGAGGAAUUUCUUGUGUAGCUGCACACAAAAAUACACAGUAUUCACUGCCAGUGACAUAUUAUUAUUUCUGCCAUUAGUGAAAUUCAACAUCAAACCAAUUAAAACAAGAUAAAAAAAAUAAAAAUAAAAACAACAAUAUAUGCAGUAUUUUAUUAAAAAGACCUCCAAUAAACCAGCAAUAACAAACUGACUUAAUCAUGUUUAUCAAGAAUAAUGGAUGGUUACUCUCCUCGAUGGUGACUGCUUGCUUCCACCAUUAUACUUACUGGUGCGUCUACUCUAAUAGAGAGGAGUGUUGCAGUACAUAAGUGUUACAGAUCAUACUGCUCCAUGACUGGGCUAUGCAGCAUGAGAGGUUUUAUUUCCUCCUCUAGAAUCCAGUCAGAGGUGUAAACUUCGACAACCAACCAAAACCAGCAUCUUAUUAUUUUCUAAGUUUAACGAUUGAAACAAUAUUAAAGGGAUAGUUCGGCAUUAAAUUAAUUUAGGGUCAAACUCGCCAUAACACCGACUAGACACCCCCUCGAGAGAUGAAUGUUGCUGACCGCUUGAUUCUCUAGUUGUACCAACUUUAGGUAAGGAUAGCAAUACACAGUGGUCUAUGGAUCCAUGCGCAAACCUCAACCAAAAUGCCACUCUGUAGCCAUAAAUAAUACUCAGAACAGCACCUAACUUCAUCAACAGUACAUACAGGGUCCCAGCCACAGCACUAGCCACCAAAUAUCUUUUUAGCUUUGCCUAAUUUCUUUAGCAAAGAGACUAAACACAACUCACCUACUCUCUUCCAGCAGCCGCUUGUUUGUAGCGAAACCACUGACCAGUCCAUCAUCUACUGCUGCGGGGUGACGCAGCUCAAGGAAGAACAUUUAUAAUCAUUACUUUAUCAUUUCCUUGAAGUAAUAAUCACCAUAUUAAUCAUUUUGCACUGCAGACGCAGUAGUUCUUCUGUCUUAGCUUCUCGGUCUGAUUGCAUUUCCAUGAAGAAAUGAUCGUAAAUUGCUAUCGUGCGGUUAGUAUAACUGGACAAGCAAGCAGUUUGCAACAUUCAUCUCCAAGGGGGUGUCUAACUCGGUGUUACAGUGUGUUUGACCAUAACUUAAUUUUACACCGGAAUAUCCCUUUAAGUUGGGAUAAUUAUUUAGCAAUAACAACUUGAUAGAAACAGAGACUUAAUGCAGGCUUGCAGCAAUAAUGAGACUGAACAGAUUCUACUGAAAGCAGGAAGGAUAAUGAUGAGGAUUCAAAUGAGCGGCGCAUGGAAGGGCAUUCAGGACAAGAAUAGUGUGUGUGUAUGUGAGACAGAGAGAGACUAAAAAGCAAUAGUUAGAUUUGCAGAAAUCCUCUGAUUUGCUCUCCCUCCAAGACUCCAAUGGCGAACUCUUUCCCUCUCAUGUUUGUUUGAUGCCAGAGGAUGACUAUCUAACCUCAACAUAAAGACUUGAAAUCGGUGAAACAGUAAGCCGAGUUCUGGUCACGGUAUCCACCAAACAGCAUUUCUUACGCCCACGUAUCAUCAGUUUAUGUUUUGUUUAUUGAAUGUGUACCAAAGUGACAAGAUGUGGUUCAACUAGGGUCUAUGUAGGAUUACAUCUGUCCCUGGAGAAGUGACUCCCUGGGGUCUUCAUUGGUUGCCAGGUAUUCUCAUUUAGAGACUUCAAAAAGGUACUGCUCUUGACCAGGAAACAACGUUGCACAUCACCAGCUAAAAAAAACCUCUCCCUUUCUGCAGAGAGUCAGGCUAGCUGAUGUUACCUGUUUCCAGUAUUUAUGCUGGGCUAAGCUUACCAGCUGCUAGUUCUAUCUUGAAAUCAAUAGUACUGACAUGAUACAGCUCAGAUUGUCUCACCACUGCUUUGAGUUACAGAUUAUUUAUUUUGAAAUUGGGAUGUACAUACUCAGUUCAGUGUUUUUCAAAUCUUGUAUGUUAUGUUUUUUUUUUAGUUACUCUACUUUUUUUUGACAUUCCUGACAAAUUAGUGUGAAACUGUUUGAGUCAAAAAGUGAAGCGUCAGUCAACCAAGAUUUACAAGUAUAAUGUUUGAAGUUGAACUUUUGACCCAGUGUUCAGGUUUUGGUCUUGCACUAAAGUGGCCUUUAAAAGAAGUCCCCUUGAAAGUGAGAGUAGGUCAGAUUUUUGGUCUUUGAAAUAUCAUUUUAGUACAGACUGAGCAAAUUUUGGUUUUCCCAAUCUAGAAAAUGAUGAAAAAUUUACCUCAUGUUACACAAGAAACAGAACUGGAACUGAAGUAUUGCUCAAUAGUGAAAGUGAGCAUCUGGCAUACACUGAAGUAAAUUAGGAGAUUCUAGCCUCUUGAAAGGUUCAGUUUUUUUUUUUUUUUUUCACAUCAAGUGACAAAGUUGAUAUAUCCAAGCUGUAACGCUUGUGUGUUUUGGGCUUUGCUGGUUAAGCUGUGAUUGAAUCAAGAGGAAGUGAGCAGUAGACUGCUGACUGUUGUGUUUUUCUUUUCAUUUCAACCGACUGAGACAGUUUUCUUCUUUUUCAUUAACUGUGCGCUGAAAAUUGACAGCCUGUGGUCGUACAAAGUGAAUGCGGUGCACAUUAACUGUCUUUUGUUAUUCACUUAACACAGAGAAAGAUGACAGGCAUGAUCUUGAUCUAGUUAAGCUCUGAACUGCCAACCUCAGACAAUUUCACAGUCCGCUGUGGCAAAUCAAUUAUUCUGCACGUCUGAUUCUGAUCUUUAUCUGGAUCCACAUCUGAGGUGUGUGUGUGUCUGCCUUCAGGUGAACACACUUCUCUGUUAAUGCUUUUGGUUACAGAAGAUGGUAUGAAUAUCUAAGAGCCUUGGUAGUUUUAAUUUUAACUUGUGUGACAGACAAUCCCAUUUUCUCUGGUCUUAAAUUGUCCCAAAGCCCAAAUCCUGUUAGCUUUGUAGAUGCAGUCAUAACACUGCCUUUCCCACCAGCUCGGGUUACCAGACUGUGCUUUCUGCUGUCUCGGCACAUUGCCCCCCACACAGCAUAACUAACCUGCGUUUGCCCACAGACAAUUUUAUUUGUACCAUACUUUUCCUUCAUGUUUGGAUUCCCUCCUUCCCUCGGCAUGCCCAUCAGGCUUGGGGGAUUUACCAAGUCUUUUUGUAUUGGGACAUAAUUCUACAAAAGUGUAAUUCUUAACAGAGACAUAACUCUGGCAUUGGUAAUGUCGUUUUGACUCAUGGUUGGUCCACCAAUAGCAAGCUCAACAAGUUUGGAUAGUAUGCUGAAUAUUGCAUGUCUAGAGCAGACCUACCUAUGCAGCGAAGCAGUCUGAUAAGCCGCGUUUACACGGGCACAGAUAAUUGGAAUAAACGCCCGAUCGGAAUAAAAAUGUGUUAUGUAAACACGUCGUUCAGAAGAUUCAGAUCCAAUUCGGUUCAAUCUGAAAGAAAUUGCAUUUGGAUCGAGAGGGGUGGUUUAUGCCGAUUGUUAUUCCGAAACACAUCCAUGUAAACACUUACUCCGAUCAUGACUCUCUUACCUGACUCGAUCUUCACUCUUUUGCCGUUGGUUUAUUUAUUGAGGUCAGUACAGGAGGAUUUUAUUAUUAACACUCUGGCAUAAAACACAUCCGCAGGUGCCGUGUCUGCUCCUCCGAAACAUAACAUGUUGACAGCACAGGCGUAAAUACAACUCUUCUUUAGCGAAAUCUGUUUUAGCGAAAUCAGACAACUCUGCGCAUGUCCAAAUGCUUCUAAUCUGAAUAAAGCUUGGUGCAUGUAUACGCACGUCACGAUCGGAUUAUUUAAUUUUGCAACCAUGUACACAGUGGGUUCAGAUUAUUGGAUCCCUCAAAUUUUUAAUCGGAUCAAGAAAUUUUGCCCAUGUAAACGUGGCCAGAGACAGAAAUAAAAACAGGCAAAAACAGCACACGUUACUUGAUAGUUGUCAGAGGCUUUGAGGAAAUCUUACUACAGUCCUCACAUGAAGAUCAAAAUCUCCUGCUCCCUUCUGCUCUAAAGGAAACAGUCAGCAGACUCAAAUCUUUCAGUAUCACGGUGUUGAUUUCUUGGUGUUUGAGGUGAAUGUCUGAUUAUAUGAAUGUCAAAAUAGUCCACAAGUUACAAUGUGAACACUAUCUGUUGUCACGCAGUCAUGUUGGCCUCGUAUGAGCCAGUUUGUUAGAGCCAAAAUAAAGAAAAGUCUUGAAGUACAUCUGUAGGCAGCUGCAUAAAUAGACUAGAAGAUGGAGUAUCUAUCUAUCUAUCUAUCUAUCUAUCUAUCUAUCUAUCUAUCUAUCUAUCUAUCUAUCUAUCUAUCUAUCUAUCUAUCUAUCUAUCUAUCUAUCUAUCUAUCUAUCUAUCUAUCUAUCUGUCUAUCUAUCUAUCUCACACUGGAGAACACUGAGCUCUUAUUUUGAUGAUUUUGAAGCACAAUGAGAUUACAUAUUCAGUUAGAAAUGCAGAUAUCAGAGUGGGAAGAUCUCAACAAUAGCACACUUUGGAGAUGAAAAUGAUUGAACAGUAAGUUUUUUGAAUGUAUAAAAUCAUUUUUGAACAUAAUUAUGAGCUUAGUUUAAGAGCGUAGUUCAAUUGUUACUUUAGUCUGCUUGUAAAUUGAAUUUAAAAUUUCUCUGUAUUUUUUUUUUUUUUUACAUUUAAGGUCAGUAUUUAUUUUAUAACAAACUCAUUUAUAACACUUAAAUUCUGUCUGGAAAAAGUACUAGAAGAUAAAUCGUGAAUUUUAACUUGUCGCCUUGUUGUUUCUCUUGUUUGUUUUUUUUCUCCAUUGUUCAUCAUCACAAAGAAUGCUGUAUUUUAUUGAAAUUUAAACUGGUAUUAUGAAAGAUUGUAUGCGUACCUGUUACACCUUUUGCAUGUCUGAUAUUGCCUUUCUUUUUUCCUGACAGAACUGUUAAAUAAAUCUUUGACAUCAGUCAGUAAAUCUCUUUCUCUCUGUGUCCUCACCUUGGUUUGCUUGUGGUGACUUGAAGUAAACCAAAGUAAAUAAAUAAGAGGGGAAAAAAAGAGAAAAUGAUUCGAACAAAGUCAGGUUGUUUUUCUUUCAGGCUAAAUUCACUCACUAAGUCUGCAGUGGUGGAAAUUCUCCAAAAAGCUCCUGACUGUUGAUUCAGUGAUACAAGAUUAACUCCUGGUACAGUGCACAGAUACAAACUCUCACUGGCAGUAAUCCACAUUUCUGAACUCCAUGAGAUUAUUUCACUUAAAUAAAGAAGAGGACAAU
Messenger RNA from Xyrichtys novacula (pearly razorfish), 92823 nucleotides. The record is from the annotation of a GenBank genome assembly. Lineage: Eukaryota; Metazoa; Chordata; Actinopteri; Labriformes; Labridae.